This is a messenger RNA of Spirometra erinaceieuropaei, 97114 nucleotides long. Lineage: Eukaryota; Metazoa; Platyhelminthes; Cestoda; Diphyllobothriidea; Diphyllobothriidae. The record is from the annotation of a GenBank genome assembly.
AUGGAAUUUGAAAUAUUGCCGGAAACGUUUUACUCGCAACCAAAGAAAUUCAGUCAGAGGGACAUCGUGCUAAAUAAUCAGCAGGGUAUCGCCUCCACAGACAGUUGUACUUCGGGCUUCCCCAGUAACUUUUGUUUCUCCGACCUGCAAGAUGGUGCUGCCACCAGUACCUCCGAGCCGAGAGGUUUUCCCUCGCUUGCGAGCGCCAGUCACCCAAUGGAUGUCAGCCUGACCACGCUUGACGCUAGGAGAAUGCGGGAGAACCGGGUGUUUCCACAGGUUCUCGUAAAUCAGCCUCCACAAGCCUCUUACGGGAAGUCAAUCCGAUAUCCGGCGCAGAUCAUCCAACUGACAGAAUCUUCCGUUGGCGAUGAGAGGGGCCGCCAGCCUUCGCAGUUCUGCGCGUCCCAACACCACCCACGAAGACGGAAACUCAAACGAAAGUGGAUACAGUAAGUAUAAGUGAGGAGCUGUCGGUUGGUACUUUUUGCAUACACCUGUGUUUAGGCAGUUGAAAUUUGUUCUAUCGAUUUGUAAUGCAUCUACAAUGGAAGUCAAUAAAACAACGGUUUUUACUCUCGUUGAAAUGGAAAUUGGACAAAAAGAGCAAUUUGAACUAAAAGAAGGAUUUUGAUACGUAAAUUAAGGUAUUGGCCAGCAUAUUCGCGGAACUCGCACUGUUAAAGUUUAAGAUAGGUGGUGCACAUUUAUAAACUGGCUUUCACUGAUUCAGCAAAUCUCGAAACGGUUACUACAAAGCAUUACUGGAACAUCAUCUAAUCGGUCCUUUAAGUCGGAAAUUAUGUUUUCUGCGAUGAUGGUACUCGAAGAAGGUGUACAGUUUGGUCUUACAAAUGCCGAAAGUUCGAGACAUUGUGCGACCGUGAGAUGUUCAUUUUUAAUAUUAUGGUGUCUGGAUGUUUAUUGAUUCUCUUUUGAGGCAUGCAACGUGAUCCGUACAAAUCUUCACUUGCGCGAGAAGCCAUUUUCCAAAUGGCAUUGAAGAAUCGAUCAUUUAUCUUAACUGGAAGGUGUUCGGCUGGCGGCUGCAACAACUGGUGGGGGCUUAGAAUAAGCAGUGAGCUGAGUGAAACUCUUACACCGGACGAUCCACUGCCGUCAAGUAAAAAAAACUUGAAAGAGAUGUCAUUUCAUGCAUAAAAAGGAUAAAGAGAGGGAUUUCCCGCGCAUAAUUUUCAUAAAAUGCAGUAUCGGGCCCAUCUCAUUAAAUAUUGACUUAGAUUUCAAAACGCGUUUUCAAUUAAAAUGUAUUUCAUAGGCGGAGUUUUAAUAUUGAUGAUCUAGUAAUCACGUAUAUCGUUUAAUUCCUUUCGUUUGUCUUCGACGCUGUUGUGAAUCUGGACAUAUUUUUUGAAAACGCGCACACAAAUAUUCUUUAUUUAACUCAUUUGGCGGCAGGUCACGUCUCCUUCCGAUUUUUAUAUCCGAAGAAAUGACAGCUUUCAGUUUUGAAACCGUUUCAUCGUUUCCCGACCAAUUUUGGACUCGGCCUUUAAUUGCAUUUGCGCCUAAGGUUUCUAACCCACAUGCAGCGCACUACCCCUGUAAAUAUAACCAUAUAUAUCCCCAAGCCCAUGUAAUUUUGCAUGAGUGCGGACCAUGUUGUAAUUAGUCGCACAAACUGACGAACAGACGCGAUGCUGUAUAAGUGGACAUUUCACGGUCUUAAGACAUUCCGUAUCUUCGUUUUUUAAACCGAAAAUAUUCCCCCCUUCAAGCAAAAAAACAUGACAACGAGGUAAUUUCCUGCCAAGUUUGUGUUUUCCAUUAAUUACAUUUGCAUUUAUAAGGACCACGAAAAUCAUUGUGAAUAAUACAUGCUUCUUAAGUAGUUAUUUUUACUGAGCGAGUUUAUUGCAGGCGGUCAGGAAGAAGCACAUUUGAAAGCUGGCAUUCUAGAGGGACUGAAGUAUACUGCCGCAAAAUAAUCAUUGUCACCAUCCCAAUCAAGUAGUCCUUUUUAAUCGAAAACACCCUUAGGAAGUUUGGUUGACAUUUCAUACAACAGACCAACAACCGUAUAUUUGAAUGAACAACGGCGUCAAAAAUCGAUGAGUGCAAUCAUACUUUUUGGAAAAUCGCAGGCCUACCGAAAGACAAGUGUUUAAUAGUUAGCAUUAUGAUUUUGCUGCAUAUAAGUCAGCCCAGAAACAACUCCCAACUAAAUUUACUUUUUUUAAAAUCUAUGUUACAGAGGUUCAUUGAGUGUUCCGUGAUUAACUCAUCUACUAUCGCAUGAAAUGUACCCCAUUUCUCCUUUGCAUAGUGACCUGACAGGCUGCGGUGCAUACGUUGGAAAUCUCUUGAUUAAUGAGCCUAGCAGGCUAAUUAAAAAGGUUUACGAGUGUCUUCGUAACGGAUGCAGUGGAUGCAGCAUUUUAAGAAAUAAAUGGAGGGACUAAAACCUGCUGAAGGAUAAGCAUAGGGUUCUUUUUAAAGCUGUGUGGCCAAACUCAUGAAAUGUGCGUAGAACCAUGCAAAAUGCAUGACCACUCGAAGACGAGUCCACAUGCGUCCUCCGAAGCCCCCAAUUAUUAAUAAACAACCUACUGAGAUAAAAACAAAUAUGCAUGACAAUGUCGAGAGUAAAAUAACUUCGAUUAAAAUUAUCGACUUUAUUAAAAAGAGUGGAAUGGUUGAAAAACGAAAAUCUUUCUUGGAGGACUAAUGCUAGUUUGCAACAGUUAAUUUUUCAUGUCCAUGCAACCAUGCCAGGAAAUAAAUCGGCAUGAGCAUCUCAACAAUUCGAAAACGCUUUCAGGUAUUUUGUGUGCUAAAUAUAAUCCAGGAAUUAAUGCACUCUGUAAAAAAGUCACCAUUCUACUUGUUGAUGUUUAAGGACAUUUUUAAAAUGCCGUGCGGAUGGUCGGAUGAAAGGUUUUCCACUCCGCAUUUUGUAAGAGGCGAUCCAACUAGACAAAUGUUACCACCAUUGAAUUUUUGGGGAUAUAACUCACAGACAUAAGAAGUGCCGUGCCGGAAUGUUAGCAAGUAGCAGAUGCUUGCAUAACCUAAGUUUUAUGUUUAAAAAAUGUUCACUUCUGUUUUUUGGUAGCCAUAGAGUUUUUGAGCUCAGGGUUGUAUGGCAUGGCUUACAGCGUUCUCACUCGACUGUUUGAAAAAAAGGAUUUCCGCAUUUUCCGGCGGGCCAUGAACCAUGAAGUCUUUUUCUCCUACGGAUGAUAGUUUAAGUCUUAUUUGCCGGCUUACACAAACAUGAAUAUAGCAACUAAAUAAAGACCGGCAAUAAAGACGUGCGAUGAACAUUUUGUCCGGUGAAAUGAAUACCUUCAGUCUAAUGUCUUUUCUUUAAAAAAGACAAAUUUUGGAGCAGUUUUUAUAUGAAUACCAACAUUGUUAAUUCUUUUAAACAAUUUUCCGUGGAUUUUGUCCAUAUUUCCGCUUCAAACCUCCUUUUAUGUCUAUUUUGGAAUUGUUUUCUUCGUUUUUGUCUAGUUCUGGGUUCAAUUCUACAGAUAAGGACGUUUUUUGGAGUACUCAAAUAAGUCUUAUUAUAGCUGGAAAAGGAAUACCGUCAGGGGAAAUAGAGGCCAGUCUUGCUUAUCAGCAGUCGUUAACCAACCACGCCCAACCUCAAUCCUGCAUGAUCUAGCGAACGUCCUUCCUACGAUAGCGAAUACUCACAAAUACGGUCAACAGGGCAACGGUCGUAGUAACAGAGCGCUGGAUUACUUAACGCCCAAAGGAUUUCGGUUCGAAUCCUUGGUUCCACAGACGUGGAGUUGUGCAUGGCUGGCUGACGGCGACUGACAGUGUGACCGUCGUUUCCGACGAUGUCCGCCGUGUGCUCCACUGAAAGAUGCAGCAGACACGGGAACUUACGUGUGAAUUAGUUCAUAUUGAUCGUAGACUUGCGCAGCAUCUACUGCGCGCCCUCUUCCCCACUUCCCACCUGGACCCCGUGUCAAGACAGAGUCAAGAAGACCGGAGGCGGGGAGGGGACGCAGGUGGGUGGCACGAUCGACGCCACACCUUGGCGUUCCACUGCACAGCAAAUGACCGGCUUUUUGACCAACAACGGCAACAACAACACCCAAACAGAGGUCAGUAGGACGAUAAUGACUGCACAGCCAUGCCCAUCACUUGUAUAUACUUAGCAGGAGUGCAAGCGCAUCUACCGACAGGGAACCAGGUGUCAGGGAACUGCCACCGCAUACCCGGCUGCGAUGCCAAUGGUUUGCCGAUACUGACGUAGCACAUGCUAACAGACCUUUUGACCACGACGGCAACUAAUGGGCCGAAAAUGAACGCACCAGUCCCACUUUUCUUUGCCAGUACACCUUCAUGCGCUUAUUACCGGUCGCUAUUCGAUUGCAUGCAAGGGCUCAAGAUUGAACUUAAGACGCAACGAAACGAGCAUAUUUCGUAACCUGAUUGGUGGACGCUCUCCCAUCAUUUUUAAUAAAGUUCUCAUAUAGCCAACGUAGUACGCGCAGGAAGUUGCGGAGUUGCCUAUGCAUAUAGCCUACGGAUUAUAAGCUCGAUGGAAUUGAAAACCACCUGCUUUGAGUCAUGGAUGUCUAACUUUACAAAACAAAGUAGUUAACCGAUAAGGGAUCUUUGGCUUUCCUUAACUACCAGUGCUUUCCUGAUGCAAGAGGACGGCAGCAGUCAAGUUCGAGAGGACUGAGGUUAUUUAACACACCAUCCGCAUUAGACACAAUGUGCUCUGUCUUAAGAAACACCCGCUGACAUGCUGAUCAACAUGGGACAUAACCCGGGUAUAAGGUAGGGCCCCUUUCCGGCCAAAAUUAUAAACUUCUUACGUGGUUAAAUUGUCCAACAGUGUAUAAUGUUGAGUAACUGAUGUAGUGUGCAUUCCCAGGUGAUAUAAUGACAAAGGCGCAUCUUCCUUUUCAUAAGACACUGUCUUUUGGAAACACCACAAUUGAGAAGACGGGGUGACUUGAUUUUAAAACAAACGGCUGGUUCUCGCACACUUGCUUAAUCAUGGGGAGCAUUUCUGGGCAAUUCCACGAAGUAACUUCCCAUCACCUAAAUGGCGCUCCUCCAUCAUAAAUGGAUAGCGCAAAGUAUGUUUUAAACCGUUUGAACUAUGAAAAAAUGAAGUCCAUUCGGAGAAUCGAGUUGUACUCGUAACUUUUCAAGUCAGUGACACCGACCCGUCGUCAGACGAAAUGAACAGAGGGAAAAGUGAAAUCGGCAGACUAGGUCGGCUGGCGCGACAGGACAGACAACGACAAACAGACAGCUGGUGUGUGAGAGGGGUGGGCACCGAGUUAUGGUAAGCUUUGGGACGGGGUGAGGGAAGGGAGAACCGUUAGGGCUCCGUGUUGGAGGUGUAGAAAGAGUGGGGGAAUUAUGGAUCAGUGGGAAUGAGGGAGGCUGGUCACUGAUGCGAGAUGAGGUCAGGGGACAAUGCGCCGGCGUUGGAGGUGUUAGGGGUUUCGGUUGUCGUGCACCGUGUGGGUAUCGAGGGGAGGGCGGAAUGGCGAGACAGCAUACGUCUGUGUGCUCGAGUGGGGGUUAGCAGUUGUUAGAGUAUGGGAACAAGACAGAAAGCGUGUACGUAAGCCCUCGCAGUGAGCGUCUUGAUCGACGUGGCGGUUGAUGCUGGUAGUGCCAGAAGGCCAAGCUUGUAGGAAUUCUCGCGCCUGUCUUGAGUUAGCCAUUGCGAUCACUUCAGUACCGUCCCAAUUGAAUCAGUGAUCAUACCUAAGGGCGGACGCAGACAGGAUAGACGGAGGGUCGCGUCAGCGGAGGGCUAACAUGUGCUCGUCACUGCGAGUCCCAAAACAUCGGCCUGUAUGGCCAAUAUAAACACAAGGGCAGUUGGUGCACGGGAUGUGGUUGAUGGCGUUAGUUAGUUGUUCUUUGGACAUUGGGUCCUUUACUCGGCAUAAUGCCUCGCGUAGGGAAGAUGCGAGCUUGUGGGCGAUGGCGAUACCAAAGCGUUUUAAUUGCUGGGAGAGUGUUUCAAAAAUUCCUUGAAUGUACAGCAGCGAAUAGAAUUUCCGCGACAUUUUGCAUCCUGAUGUUCAUAAUCCAUCGUAUCUUCCUAAAUUCUUUUGCUGCUUGUAAAUUAAACGCAUUGUUCACAGCUACAGUAAACCAAUAUGAACGCUAUGGGUCGUUUUCAACAGCAUAUAGAAAUAUAUGAUUUUCCUUACACGGAAAGUAUACGUUUCAGUAUAUAAUGUAUUUAAAAAUGCCUUUCGUGCAAUUUUCAAGGCUAUCAAAUACAAUGCACGAUGUAUAAACAGAAUACAUCUUAACCAGCAUUGAGCAGUGCGAUUUUGAUUCGAAAAGAUAACAUACAUCGGGCUGUAAUUGUGAUUAUCUUCCCGCCCAAUCCUGAGAUAUUUCGGGCACUUCAGUAUGCCGCCUUUCGAAAGAGCCUCUUUCCGGCUACCUGCGAAAACGACGGCGUAAAAGAUGAAUAUUUACGUAGUGUGACGUUCCUCUCUCAUUUUUGAUUUCAUUGUAAUAUAAGUGCAUUUAAUAGAAGACACACACACAAAUAUUUCUUUAGUUUUUUGACAAAAUAUCGUGCUUUCAAAUUUAUACGUGAAAAAAUUAUAUUUUUUGCUUCAAAAAGUUACAAAUCAUGAGAUUCUUAAGGUCGUAUAGCGUCUACUUACAAAGCACCGUGUCUGCCCAAAAGCUUUCGAUGCUAGUAAAUUAUACUACAUUGUUCACAUCUACAGCAAAAUUUUAUGAAGACUGUAGGUCGUUUUUCAACAACAUAUAGAAAUAUAUGAGUUUUCCUACGCGAACAUAUACGGUCUAUACUUCAGAAACCCGAAUGUUGUUGUAACCUCGGGUCGAAAUCAAGCGUAAAGUUUGGAGAAUGUGUGAUGUUUCAUGAAGUGAAUGCAGAAAAGAGUGUUUUUGUCUAUUUUUUCUAGAGAAUAUCUUUUAAUUUAUAGGGGCAUCAAAAACUGAUGGAAAAAACGCAUGAUAUUUAAGAAGCUAUUUUUAAGAAAUGCAAUUUUUGAAGAUUGCCAAAAAGAUGCUUGUUCAAAGGCCGGCAUCUUGCUGUUGCUGAACCAGCAUGGGCUCCAACUGCAUGAUAAUCAAUGUAGCAACCUUACUUGCAUGAUAUUUUCAAAUCCAAAAUUCUUAUAAGAAUUUAGGUUAACAUUUCAUGACAUAGCAUUUCCGCUGUAUUGUAGGCUGUGUAUUAACUGUUAGCAGUUUGGUCACAUACUACACAUAUCAUACGUCAACAACUUGCUGUUCACCGCAAGCAGACGUCUAAAAACAAUGAAAACGCGUGAACCAAUCGAAGAAGUUUUUUCUCUCCCCAGCGUAUUUUUUACGGGUGACAGAAACACUUCCAGUCAAAAGUCUGAUUGACCCCCACGCACGAACUGACUGUCGCAAACGUUUCGUGUGAGAACUAUCAAAGCAACAGUCAAGUUAUUUUUGUUGUCUGAGAACAAAAUGCCGAUUUUAGACCAGCGUUAAAUUAGUCCACCUAAUCAGUAGGUGCAAGUGAAAUAAGCUGGUUGCUUGCUUUGAAUUUAUUUCUGACCUGUCGGAUUUUACGGCGUGCAAUUUAAGUGCCGCGUUCUGUCGAAAAGUAAUUAAUCAGCAGAGCUAGCCUGCAUUAAAAGAAUUUUAUAGUGGUGCAUCUUUUUUGAUACCUUUAUUACAGAAAGAAUCGACAGGAUUUCUGUGGAGAAUCAAGAGUACGCAUACUAAAGCGCAUCUAAUUUAUUUAAUUAGUACUUUUCUCCUCUCCAUAAAAAAUUAACCGACGUUAAAAUUUGAAAAGCAAGGCAGAAUUUAACAAAUAUCUCAGCUAGAACAAUAGCUGACAUCUCACAACCGGCCACGAAGUAUUGGUUCGUUUCAAAAUGUUCGAAGGUACUAUAUUUAGCAAGAAGCAAAAGUUGAAUUUGGGAGAAACUUAUACAAAACGCUUUGUUGUUGAUGGCACACGGAUCAAUAUUCUUUGAGCACUUCUUACUGAUGCUCUUUAGAGCAAGCACGUUUAGCUAUUGCUUACUGCGUCUAAAACUGACAAAAGAUGAAAGGUACUAAAUACUGACUCCACAUCCUCAAACAAACCCUCUGAUGAUCCUCAGGUCAUACAACGCUUAUUGUACGAAACGCUAGGCAAAUAAUCUCUCUGCCGUCCUACAGAAAGGUGUACCACUUUUAGAAUUUAGUUAUUACACCAACGCGACCCUAAAUAGUCCAGAAGAGGCGAUUUUUCCUUCCAUUUUUCAUCGAGACUUAAGCAUAUCCUAAUUUUAUACGAAUUGUCCUCAAAAUAUGUGCCUUAUUAAAAUUGAAAAUGCCUCAAGAGACUGGGAUUUUUUACCAUUAUUAGGUUGAUGUCCCCGUAUGUGGGUGAUGCUUAGUAACCCAAAUUUUCCAGGAAACGUUUUGACAGUGGCAGUUCUAGCCACGUUACCACAUUGCACAGAUUUCAUUAGAUACCGCGUAAUACAAAGUGCAGGCUUACUCUAGUUAUCGUUUUUCAAUAGAAAACUGCCUCUUAAAUAUUUCUUUGGAGACCAAUCUUGCUUUUCCAAUACGUUUUUGGAAAACCAUUAGAAGGAAAAAGUCAGUAAGUCAGUAAUUAUAGGCCCAAGUUGUAUCCGUUUUCAAAUAAAAUUGAUACUACCUGCUGGAUUGUAAUAGUCGCGGGAAGUUAAACUUUUAUUAUGAAUUUCAAGGAGCUAAGCGUCGGCAUUUGAAGGGCAUCUAGCUUUCAACUCUUGUCUGAAAUGUUGUAAUUUGUCCUUAACUAUUUCGAAAUAUAGAAAGCUUGUUAUUUUCGAUUGCUUCGAUGCUAACAUUGCAACAUGAAAUACGCCACACAUAUUACUUACGAUAAAUGACCCUGCACUCACCGACAGACAUCGAGCAGCCAAACAACUUUUCGUCUGCGUCUGCGUAAUUUUCAUUGAACAAAUCUCAGAAGAAUGCUUCAAACAGCAUUGGAUGUGGGCUUUCAGGUUAUAUCGUUCGUCCGUAAGGGUUAGUUAAGAUCAGUACGGUGUUUGGGACUUUGCUAAAAACACUUAAAAUGACGCAGGACCAGCCCAAGUGAUUCUUCAAAGCUACAGGCACCAUCUACAGACUCAUCGCGCGAAAUCAUACGACUGCUUAUUUCCACUCAGUGUCUGUUUUUAGACAAAUACUGUUGCUUUUAUCCCCAUCCCCUUCCAAUUUGGUUUUAUGAUACGCAACCAUAGUAACCGGACGGGAUGGUCAUGUAUCAAACCAAUGUGCCAGACAUGUACUGUUUCGCAUGCCAAGCGGUCGUCUACUUACAUUGAAUGACCGAUCUCAUGAAAUGUUAGCUAAAAUGCUCAAAUGCGUUUUCGAUUAGGAAGGAUUACUUAGGUGCGGUUGUAAUACUGAUGAUCUUGGGGCAUAAUCCUACAAUAUUUCGGACUUGGCAGGAUUUCAGCUUUUGGAUGCACUCCUUUUAAUCUCCUGUGGAAACCGUGCUCAGUAAAAAAUGACUACUUAAGUGCAAUGCAUUUUUCCCCUUGAUUUUCGAUGGUCUUGCAAAUUCAAAUAUAUCUUUUAUAGAACCCAUAAACAAAACUAUGCUUUCUUUUAGUCGUUUGAUAGAAAAGUGCGUUGUCAUUAUAUUUGACACUCGAAAAAGGAGUAUAAUUCAGUUUUAAAGAAGUUUCUAAUUAUAAGAUUUUUAAGACCGUGCAACGUCCAUUCAUAUAGCAUCGUACCUGUCCGUUUUUCACUGUUCUUCAUGAAAUGAACAACAUAGUCCACAUCCACUGCAGAGUGUUACGGACUCUAUAUGAUAUUUUUUAAAGGCAUAGAAGAGUAUGGGAUUUUCUUUACGCGGAACGCAUGUCCCUUGCAGACUGAAACCACUAACCGCUAAGGCAUCUACUGAUCAGGCUCCAAAUUAUUCGGAAAUUAGCAACCUUUUUGAAACUUAAUUAUACUCCUUUUUCGAGUAUAAAAUAUAAUUAAAACGUAAUUUUCCAUCAAAUGACAGAAAGAAAGCAUGUUUUUGUUUAUGGUUUCUAUAAAAUAUAUUUCAAUCUGCUAGACCGAUGAACAUCAAUGGGAAAAAUGCAUUAUAAUUAAGUAGUCCGGCGGGGCCUCGUAGCUCAGGUGGUUGGAGCGUUGACUGUACUAAAGCCUUCCCCCUUACUGCGUGGGUUCGAAUCCCACCGAGGCGCCGAGUUUUUCACAGUUGGGUCAAUAUGAAUUAUUCAAAAUCUGCCAAAAUAUCAAUGAAUUACGUGAGCCUAGUAGUCAUCUGGUGGAUUCUAGGUGAAUUACUUAGGAAAUCCUGCUUGGGCAGUCAACUUACUGUGUCAGAUUUGGUGGAUUCCAGACGUUGCAGUAGGUUGGGCGGGUAAUUUGACCCAAGUGUGAUAAAACUCGCGUCGUCCGGCGGGGCCUCGUAGCUCAGGUGGUUAGAGCGUUGGCUGUACUAAAGCCGAGGCGCCGAGUUUUUCACAGUUGGGUCAAUAUGAAUUAAGUAGUCAUUUUUUUAUCGAGUACGGUUUCCGCAGGAGAUUAGAAAGCAGUAUAUCCAAAAGCUGACAUCUUGCCGACCUCGAAAUACUAUAGGAUUAUGCCGCAAGAUAAUCAGUAUUACAACCACGCCUAAGGUAUCCUUCCUAAUCGAAAACGGAUUUCAAAUUUCAGCCAACCUUUCAUGGGAUCCGUCACUCAUUGUAGUCUUAUUCACCGACUUCCCGAUGUUCAAACUUCGUCCACGGGCUGUUCACUGGUUUGUCAUCGUAUUCGACGACUUUGUUCGCCCAAACCUACUGGCUCUUUCGUUCUUCUCUGACCGCCAUAUAUUCGACAUAGCGUGUCCUGCACAAACCGCACUGAGUAUGAGAAAUGACGUAGAAAUUAGAGACAAAGAGGGUGUAAAUACAUAGUACUAUUAUUCACUAGACCAAACAGUUAGGUCAUGUAAAAGAUUUCAGGGCAGUCAGACAGGUUGUUUUUUCCUGUCUGUGGUCUGCUAGCGUCCGACAGAAUGUAGGUCAUGGAUGUGACGUAAGUUAUGUCGUUCCCGCGAACUAACGAACUACGGCUUACUAACCUCAUAAACGGAGAGAGGUAAGGAAGGCCAGUAAGAGAAUAAAGUCAAUAUUCAAAAUGUGCAACGACCUGACGAGAGAGCACGCAAGCGGCGCGAAGCUUACAAGCGGCGGAGUACUCGUCACGGUAAAACAAAUGCUACAGUAAAACAAACGUGACAAGAUUGUCAAAGGUCAAGUAGUCAAGUACUUCAGCACAGAUGUUCAUUCGGGUCUUUGUGAACUUUUCGAUUGUAUUUUCAUUCAAACAUCGAAUGAUCCACCAUACUGACCGCCCAGGAACUAUCUAAAAGCCCAGACACGUGUUUCGCCGAUUUUGUGCUGCUACAUAACACAUCUGACUGAUGUUGGGUUCAUCGAUUGGACCCCAGUAUUCCCCACGUGUUUUGGGUACCUACCUUAGUCAGUCGAUACGCUAAUCUGGUGCCGGCAUACGGAGAGCCCUAAGCAGUCUCUCCAUACGUGAAACACUUGUCCUUGAUUGGUUAAUAUGUCCCCUAGAGCCGUUCCCUGUUCUCUUGUUGUUUUCACCCCCUGACGAUGGACGUCUGCACGUGUUCGAAAGCUUAGAAAGGUCUACAGAUAUUUUCGGUGGUCAACCAUCAUCCUUCUUUCUUAUUUAAUCUUCUUAAUUUCCUCAGAAAAUUAUAUGCUAAUUUUGGACAAAUGCUUCGGGAAAAGCAUUCUUAAGUUUCGACAAUUCCCAUGGAGAGAUACAGAAGAGAAUUUGGUGAGCUUACGCGUGCUUUCGAUAAAUUCCCUUCAGGCCUGUACAUUUGGCGUAAGUUCGCCAAAUGCUCUUCUGAAAGCAUUUUAAUGUUUGGCGUGAAUGAUGGUUUAAAUAUUUGAUCUGAAAGCCAGCGUUUUCGUUGGUAUCUUUACGAUUGUUAAAUACAAGCGCCAUAUGUGAACGGGUCUCCAAAAUGGGUGCGUCUCUGCAUUUUUCACUGUAUGCAUCCUACCCUAAUAAAUAGGGGUAACAUAAACUAGGAUUUUACUCCAAUUAGAAAAAACUUUUAUCUUGUUUGUUUUUUCUGUUACCAUUUCCAUUAACCGACUUUUCAAUUUUCCCGCGUAGACAAAACGGUUCGCAAACACCUGGUAAAUACAUGAGCCUGGUAGUCAUCUGAUGGGUUCUAUAUGGACUACUUAGGAAAUCCUGCUUUAGCAGUCAGCGUACGGUAUCAGAUUCGAUGGAUUCCAGACGUUGCAGUAGGCUGGGCGGGUAACUUGACCCAAGUGUGAUUGAACCCACGGCUUCCAGUGAAGCCUCUUAGCUCAGGCGGCCUUCGCCUUGCUGCCAGGGGUUCGAAUACCGACAAGGUCGUCGAGUUUUUCACAAUUGGGUGAAAAAUAAAACGAAAUAAACAAGUACACCAUGGAGUUAUUUUCAUGUGUGAACAAAUGAGGGGAAACGCACACUCUUAUCGCCCGACCUGAAAUGGGUUUCUCAGACCACAGCGGGUUAGUCUAGCCGGCAAAUUAAUGCGUCGUGCUAACUGAAAGCUGACUUACACCUUUUCGUGGCAAUGAAUCCCUUCAGCGGAGGGUCUGACCAGACCAUUUUAAUCGUAAAUACAGUGCGUGACCUAUCUCUUGAAAUGUUAGCUGAAAUUCUAAAAUGCGUUUUCGAUUGGGAAGGAUUACUAAGUCGCGGUUGUGAUAAUGAUUACCUUAAGGCAUAUUCUUAUAACAUUUCGGAAUUGGCAGGAUGUCGGCUUUUAAAUGCACUUCUUUUCAAUCUUCUGUACACAUCGUGCUUGGUAAAAAAUGACUACUUAAUUAGCAUGCAUUUUUCGUAUUGAUUUUCGAUGGUCUUGGAAAUUCAAAUAAAUUUUAUAGAAACCAUAAACAAAAAUAUGCUUUCUUUUAGUCAAUCAAUAGAGAAUGACGUUUUUUUUAUAUUUUAUACUUAAGGAAGGAGUAUAAUUGGAUUUUAAAAAAGUUUCUUAUUGUGAGAGUUUUUAAGACCGUGAUAUGUCCAUUCACAUAGCAUCGUACCUGGCCGUUUACCACUGCUCCUCAUGAAAUUUAAAACAUGGUCCGCAUCCAUUGCAAAAUUUUAUGAACCCUGUAUGAUAUCUUUUUAAUGACAUAGAAAAAUAUGGGAUUUUCUUUACGCGGAACGCAUGCACCUUGUAGAGUGUAAUCACUUAGCGCUAAUGCAACGAAUGGUCAGGCUCCAAAUUAUUCGGCAAUUAGAAAACUUUUUUAUAACCUUAUUAUACUCCUUCCUUGAGUAUAAAAUAUAAAGAAGACGUCAUUUUCUAUUGAGUGACUAAAACAAAGCAUAUUUUUGUUUAUGGUUUCUAUAAAAUAUAUUUAAAUUUUCAAGACCAUCAAAAAUCAAUGGGAAAAAUGCAUGCUACUUAAGUAGUCAUUUUUUACCGAGCACGCUUUCUACAGGAGAUUGAAAAGAAGUACAUUUAAAAGCCGACAUCCUGCCGAGUCCAAAAUGUUAUAACAGUAUGCCUUAAAAUAAUCAGUAUCAUAACCGCGACUAAGUAAUCCUUCCAAAUCGAAAACGCAUUUCAGAAUUUCAGUCAACAUUUCAUGAGAUAUGUCACGCACUGUAAGCUUUUUAUGCAUUAAUUGCAAGACCAAUUUCCAUGUCAGCCUACACUUAUCAGAAAAUCGAAGACCAUGUAGAAAGUGUCCAGUACAUUUCCUAGGGUAAUCUAGUUGUCGCAAACUAUACCUCUACAAACCCAGAAUCUUGUAUGAGAAAAAUCGAUAUCCAUUAGGUUUUAGGGGGUCUGUUUAAAUCUUCGCAUUGGACUAUAUUUCUUCCUUUAACUCUCCUCAGAAAUUAAUGUUCUUUCUCGCAGUCAAUCGUUCGAAGUGAAGUUUUGUAGACUCAGUUCGGAGUGGAUAUAACUACUUGAGCCUAAAGCCAUCAACCCCAGUGGGAUAAUUGUGUCAUAUUCGUAAGUUACCAGCAGUCACCCAGUAGAACACAGACAUGUUGAAUGAAUUAUCAUACUGAGAGCACAGAUACUGGCUAUAUGUCCAAACAUAUGUCUCCUCGAUAUUCUGUUGCUGCUGGAUGCAACUGCGAAGGAAUUGACUCAUCGAUAGGUUGUCCAGCGUUCCUGUGUGUUUCCCUUCGUUUUUUUCUCAAAAGCCUCUUCAUUGGAGGUAGAUUGUGGCAGCAGAUGUUUAGACUGACAAAGUUGAGAGAUCCGGAUUCAUGAUUAAAGAAAUGAAUAGACCAGGUGUGGUUAUGUAGCCCCACCUGAAGCAAACAAACCCCAGUCGCCUGUAAUACAAGACCGGUGGUAAGAGGGGCUUUUACAGGUGGGGCUGGGGAACGUACAGAAGACGAGGUCAAGUAGUUGCAUGAAAAGCAAAAGCUAUUGGGAAUUCACGGUUGUGAGUUGGGUGGUUGAAAAAUGGUUGUCAACCCUCCUAACCCUAACACUAACCCUAACCUCUAACCACAACCCCUCACUCUAGCUCCUAGUCAUAGCCCCCAAUCCUAACCCCUAACCGUAACCCCUACCAUAAUGCCUAACCGCUAAACCCAAACCCAACAGUAUGGCGUCCAUCAGGUGGGACCACACAACCACAUCUUACCAAGAAAUGAGAAGGGUUCACCGUAACGGGUUGACUAGAAGGCCGGGCUAGAUCGCAGUUGGUAGCGAGGAGUGGGAAGAGGACGGCGAACUUAGCCCCAAUCCUAACCUCAACCCUAACCCCAACCACAACCUUAGACGUUAGGCGUUAACCCUAACGGCCUCCCUAACCCUAACCCUAACCGAAAUCGUAAACCUAACCGUAGCCCUUAGACAUAGUCGUGACUGAGAAACCUAACCGUAAUACUGAAACCCAUUCGUACGCUCAAACUCUUACCGUGACCCGGAAACCUAAGCCUAAAGGCAUAACCCUAACCCGAAAGUAGGAAACCAUUAAUAGGUACCCUAAUCCCAACCUCAACUGUAAAACGGAAGCCAAAUGGGACAUAUGUGAUUAUGGAACCCCACAAAAUAGCCCCAGUAAACAACCUUCCCAGCCACCUGUAAUACGGGGCCAAGCUACCAACUGCGAUCUGACCGAAUGCUGAGUUUGUGUAGAGCUCGGUCGGCUCAACGUUGUCAACGCGAUGAAUGCGUUUAAUCUAACAGAAAUUGCAGUGGCGUGUCUUGCUUGUGGGCCUCACGCUGAUCGAUUUUUCUCUUCUCAGACUUUUGGAGGAGAUUUGGCGACUUAUCAACUGCGCGCGCUAUGAGUCAUCACCUCGGGGGGGGGGGAGGAGUGGUCAAGCCUCUGCAGCGGUUGGUUCAAUCUGACGGCUCUCCCUCUCUCCCAUUGGGUGCGUUCGUCGACAGGUUGUGUCCGCGCGGCUUCCCGAAGUUCUGGGUUUUGAGUACGUAUUAAUGUAGAACUUUAUAAGCAGCAGAAAUGUCAAGUUACCUGUUGAUGGAGGCGGCAUCUGGAAGCCACGCCCCAAUUAUUAGUCGUCCUGGCUUUGAUUUGUCCCGGUCAUAGAAGCUCACCUCCCGAAGAUUAAAAUUAUUGCCAGUUUCUUCAAGGUGCAUUGCCAGUUGACAGAUUGAGUCUAACCUCCGAGUUGUCAAUAUGUGUACAUGUGGGCAAGUCGGUAAUUCUCGCUAGGUUUCCCCAACCUACUUACAGUUCCUGCCAUGAUGUCUUAUUUUGAAGACAAUGGUCGGGGUUUCAGUGAGUGGCACCAUGUCCUUAGACUGCAUAAAACGGCGACGGGUCGAUGGGCUGUGCCUACUCUGGCUGGCUGUACCAGUCGAGAAACAGUCUAGGGGGAUCUUUCAAUGCAGGGACUGGACCUCCAGACCUCAGGUUGUUGCGCCUGUUACUCUGACGCCUGAUGAGGUUCUGAAGGAAUACAGCUUCAAUUCUCCGGUCUGCUGGCCUGUUACGGUGUUUUUAUCCAAACUCUUUAAAAGAGAGUGUGGACACGACUACGUUUUUAAGACAGAGGAUGAUUGCUGAUAGAUUAUAGUAUUCGCUCUGUGCUGGUGGCUUUUUGAAUACUGUAGUUUGUAGUAAUCCAGUUGCAUUCGGGGCGAGAGCACGUCGAGGAAGGGCAGUUGGUUGUUCGCCUCGGUUUCUAUUGUGAGUUGAAUAAUCGGGCCAGCUAAGAUCAUUAAUUCCUCAAAGGGUUCGAUGGCAGGUGUGCUGUCAACGGCGAAGGUGUCGUCAGCCUAAUAAGCCCAGAAUUUUGGUUGAUAUUUGGUGAACAUCAGGCGUCCUCUCCGCUGAAAGACUACUUCAGCAAUCAGGUCCGAUAGAAGAAAGCCCAUAGGACUGCCGAAGGUGGAAAAAUCUCAGGGCAAUGUCGCAAAAGCUUGAUCAGCUGUUGGGGUCUCAGGGGAUUGGCCAUCUCAUCGUAACGUUCAGCCAGUGGUUGAUUUGCAACGUCUGUCGCCAGGAGUUGUGUAACAGGGAUGAAGCACGAAACUACAUCCAAGAAUAUCGUGAAUUCGUCUGACCCUAAUCUCAGGCCUUCUGAUGAGUUCGGGGACUCGACUAGAAGAAGUUACGGUGGUUUGUGAACCUUUAGCAAGAAACUUGAGGUGACCAAAGAUCCAUUUUGCCAAACCAUACGUCGAACUGCCACGAAGGGAGGAAGGGUCUGAGUGGUUCGUUUGCUUUAUGUGCCUCCAGCGGACCCUUAAAAACGAGCCGUGAUGAAAUCGGUGAGUUUCGCAGAGAACCAACAGAUAGGUGUUCUUGUCCCUUCUAUUUUAGGUUUUUUAAGGCUUUUGUUUAUCCGGGUACCAGACUUUUCGUCUCGCUGGCGCGGCCUAGUUUGUAAGAUUUUUGAUCAUUGUUUAACUAACUGCGGUUUAUGCUGCCGCCUGCCUGAUUGGGAAAGGAUUAAACCCCUUCCAUUCUGAGACUUCAGCCAAUGCGCCAUUACAUUCAUCGAAAGAUAUAGUCAAAAGAUUACAUAUAGGGCUCAGUUUCCCUCGCAAGCAAAUAAAACCUUGGAAUUUAGCACCCAAAACCUACUGCUGUUGACAUAUCAGUCCCCUCAUCUUAUUUCCUCAAAUGAUUCAUUUAAAGUAUGGUCUUACAUUACGUUAUCAUAAAAUGACGUUUUGUUGAUGAAGAAAAACGAUAAUUUGCGAAUGCGCUGCUACGCUUUGGUACAUUGGUCUGUUCAUUGCUCUCAUAGCGUGCAUAAAACAGGUUUUUGGUUGCUUUUAUGAAGGACGUGAAGUAUUUUACGUUCCACUAAUGGGAAUUACGGGCGCAUUUAAAGAUCAGACGCCCAAGGCAGUAAAUUGAGACGCAGAAAACCCCACGGACUUUCGAUGACGUUAAUAGGACAAAAGUCAGGAAACAUUUUGCGUUAUGGUGGCUGUAUCUCAAAAAAGAUGAUGUUAAUGUACUGGGCUGUUGGAAGGCAUUUUGUGUAAUUUGCAUAAAAUGGGUAACUCCCUUCAUUUGUCUGCAGAGGCCUACCACAUUAUUUACUAUCAGCGCGUCUCUCAAAGUCCCAAUUGGAACAUUAACAUUUCAUGCAUUCGAGAAUUGUCGACCUAGGGCAAAAGGCCUGAUUUGGCAGCAAUUGACUCAUAACUCCGGAAUUCCCUUAAAUAAUUUUAUCAUUUUUAGCAACUGUACAUACUAAUUCUGCCGGCAGGGCAAGUAAUUAUGGGGAAGAAGGACGAGGAAGAAGAGGAGAUGGAGAAGGUGCUGGUUCCUGGACAGGAGUUUGUUUGAACUGAUCUAUCGGAAACUUCAUCGUUUUUAUCAUCAGAUCGGUGGGUUGACUUUUUCUGCUCAACGUUACUUGAUCAAAUUCGAUAAAAGAACGCUGACCUCCGAGCGUGUUGUAGUUGUUCGCAAUUAAACUUCUGUACCUGUCGUUGGCGAGUUUUCGCGAGAUGAAGAGUCUUCGGGAGAUGAUGAAGGCUAUAGAAUGUCCGCAACACGAGCACUUGUACAAACUAAUAAAUAUACAUAUAUAUGCAGAAUGGUAUUGCCGACAAAGGCAGGGGGACUAGAAUGACCAUUUCUGGCUUAUAAACCGUCAUCAGUCAGUCACACCCAACCCAGAGCCCCAGGUAUUCCACACUUCGGGGUUAAAAAUGUUUGCCUACCGACGGCUAAUGAGCCAGAAAUGGCCAUUCCAACCUCCCUUGUCUUUGUCGGCAAUGUCAUUCUGCCCAUAGUACACGUCGCUGUGUGGCUGCUUGGUUGGAGUCGAGAGAAGACCCCAAGACACAACAGGACGAGUGAAUUCCGUAACACGAUAGGUGAGCGUCUCUUCACUAUUGUAUAUUCCCGACCGCAGCCUACAGGACAACGAACCCGGAGCUCAGUGGUUAGAGGCGUUGGACCUCUAACCAACGGGUCGCGGGAUUGAGCUCCAGGUGUUCUACACUACGGGGUGGGAUAUGACUGGCUGAUGAUGUCCAAUAAGUCAGAAAUGGUAAUUGCAGUCUUCCUUGCCUUUUUCGAUAAUGCCAGAUUGUCACUGGCAUAUGGCCAUACACAACAGGAGAAGCACAGUUUCACCCUCGGGGAAGCAUGUGUCAUCUACGGAGCCAAUGACAGACUGGUGCUUGAAAGCUUGUCCUGGAUUAGCACAAUAAACCAAGCCACUGAUCUGCAUUCGCCCUAUCAGACGCUACUUACGAGAACCAAGUCCGUCCAGGCAGGGUCGACAGCACACUGGAGCAAAUCUCAGCUCCAUCAACAGUUUUCGCCUUCAUAGCAGGGGAAAGAGCUGACCACAGGUCGCGCGACCGGUGUGAAACAUCUACCCUCUGACGCUCUCAAACAAACGAACGUGAUUCGCACACGCGGCGACAGCUGAUUGGCCCAUUCGGUUAUGAGGAGAGGGCCCACAAACAAACCGACAUUGUGGCCACCCUGAUAUCCGCGCAUGGGACAUAGGUCAAUAGAGUCCAUCAGCUAUCAGUCAAUGAGAAGGCAAAGUUAAUCCUUAGCCAGCAGACUGUUCAGAGUUCGUGAGUCAGGCAUGCCUAUAAUAGGAGACAUGCGGAGAGGAAGAAUAAGUCUAGGCCAGCAGGUACAAACACCUCACCACUCUGGUGAUGGAAUCGAGGAAGUUUGGGGGGGGGGUGUUAGCACGAAUGCAGCAUAGUUCCCGAAAUUAUCUCCUUUUUUCUCUGUUUUCCGUGGGGGAUAAUGAGCGGAAUAAUUUGUCUGAACCCCAAAUCAUCACUCACAUUGAUAUGUACGAAUAUGCCGUACACCAGACAUACAGUGCGUGACCUAUCUCAUGAAAUGUUGGCUGAAAUUCUGAAAUGCGUUUUCGAUUAGGAAGGAUUACUUGAUCGCGGUUGUGAUACUGAUUAUCUUAAGGCAUACUCUUAUAAAAUUUUGGAUUAGGUAGGAUGUCGGCUUUAAAAUGCACUUCUUUUUGACCUCCUGGAGAAACCACAUUCGGUAAAAAAUGACUACUACUACUACUUCUUAACCCAAACCCUAACAGUAUUGUGUCCAUCAGGUGGGGCUUCCAAACCCCAUCUUACCAAACAUUCUAAUUGUGGGAUUUUUUAACACCGUGAAAUGCCCGUGUAACAAGGUAGAGAUACUGAAGCUAAGAAUUGAUCUGUCCCCAUCGGUAUUGACGGACAAACUUGUCUCUUUUUGACCAAAGUAACAGAAUUAGUUAAAUAGUCAGCAGAGACUCAAAACGCGGUCCCACCCCCUAGUCAACUGCCCACAGAUUACACACUAAUAUCGACUCCAGUACGUGGGUUUCUGUUAAAUGCUACGGUUUAUAAUUUCGGUCAAGGGUUUAAGAUUUAGUGUUAGGGUUGGAGUUUUUAUGUCAGGUUUAGAGUUAGGAUUUAGCGUUAGGGUUUAGGGUUAGGUCUAGAGUUAUGCUCUAGGGUUAUUAUUUAUGGCUAGGGUUUAGGGUCCGCCGGUUUACCAGUGUGGCCGCGUUUUAGGCCUCUGCUUAAAAGUCUUACCGAUGAGGAUAUGGACACUGAACCGACUAUUCCUGGCUUAUUCCGGUAGCAAGGGCUUUAGCAGACACUCAACUUUAUCAGGUCGAAACCUGCGCAGGAAACUACCGACUGAGGAUGGUAACAUAGUCAUAAAUCUCCAUUCCAAUGUCCAUCUGUCCACCUUUCGGUAAGAGCUUUUGAUUAAUGUCUGUUAGUAGGCAUUCGACGACCUGAACGGACUAUGCCUGCCCCGUCGGAGGGCAAAAAACCAUGUCUAUUCCCGCCAGCUCCAACGAAACAAAAAAUUCACUGAUAGUAGGGAAUGCAUACUUUGUUCGUGCUCAGGUUUUUCGCAGGGGGGAGAUGCCGUGGCCUCGCGUGUCAAUUCGUGUAACUUACUUAUCAGAUGUCGCCAAAACCGGAUCUUGUAUGUUUCAACGGCCUAUCAGACUGCCAGCGUCGGUGAGAUAAGUGUAACAGUACUGCUGCUUCUGAUUGUCUGCCUUUAUUCUUGCCGCACAUCGAUAAAUCUCUACAUGAUACUCUUACUCUUCCUCCACUCCGUAAGUCCCCUAGCAUCAUUUUUAUGGUCUGCGCUGCACGGACUCGAGGGCAGGGUAUCAAGUUGGCAAAUUAUUGAAGCAAGUAUUUGAAGUUGCGACCGUAUCAGAGCUUUUGGUGUUGGCCGCGAGGUUGCAAGGAACGUUUAACUUGUAGACAAUCAACUGCUAUGAAAUAUUUACAUAAUGCCUAUUUAACAAGCAGGCAGUUCUACUAUUGGUAUUUCAGUUUUGAAUGACAGAUGUUUCGUCAGAAAUCUGGACAUACGUUCUAUCCAAUUCUCGCAGUUACACGACGUGACCGCCAAAGAUGUGGCUAAUCAGGGAUCCCUAACGUUACCCGUUGGGUUUUUUGCAGUUUUCUCGCUGUGUACAUAUAACCAUCAAACCAGACAAUUGUGGAGUUCGUGAAGGUUCUCUCUUGCCACUAAGCAGCCAGAUGGUUGAAUGACAACAGUUAAUAAAUCUACAGCGGGCACUACAAUUCAUCUUGUACCUCUGCAUAGUGCACAUUAUCUUGUUUACUCCUAAAUCACGUUUGGGUCAAGUUCCCCGCCCAACCUACUGCAACGUCUGGGGGUGGGCCAGCUUGCCUUAUGUUGAGACUGGCCAUUGCUUGAGCAAUGUUUUAAGGAGCGUUUUCAAAAUUGUGUUCAAGAAUGGAAGGCAGCAGACAUCUGCAAAAGCCAGAGCAUUCUGCCACCUGCGCGGAAUUCUUCUUGCCCAUUAUUUUAUUUUUUGUAGCCAGCGAAUGCAACAACAGUGAUGCAACUAAAGCCCCCCGCCAUCACUGAUAGCUAAUUGCUGGUAAGUUAAACGGCAGGUAGCCAUCCUCCCCCGGUUUAGUAGUCCUCUCAAUGAAAACGCAGAGGUGGACAAAUCUGAUACAGUUGGUUGAUUGCCCAAACAGGAUUUCCUCAGUAAUUCACUUAGAAUCCACUGGAUGGCUACCAGGAUCACGUAAUUCAUAGAUGUUUUGGGAGAUUUUGAAUAAUAAUAAUAAUAAUAAUAUGCGAAUUGUUCAUCGUGAACUUAAGCUGGAGAACAUUCUACUGGAUGAAGAUAUGAACAUAAAACUGGCGGACUUCUGGCUGUUUUCACUACAGAAAAGGACGAACUUCAAGAGACGCGAGGCACCCCUGGAGAUUUAGCAUCAGAAGUCCUCCGAUGUGGGUACUACGACACUUUAUGGUCAACCAUUCGACGUCUGGUCUUUUGUUGUUAGUAGGUAUACCCUUUUUUUCGGUGUUCCGCCCUUCUGGAAUCGGAAGGAGUACCUGAUGCUCCGACGAAUUAUUUGGGGUCACGUCUCCUUUCCUAGACCAGAAUGGGACGAAAUCAGCGAAUACGCAAAAAAUCUCAUCUGAAAAAUGCUCGUGGUUGAGUCAACUAGCCGCAUCAAACCAAGGGAGGUCCAUGCUCAUGAAGUUUUCAGUCAGGAUAUCUCAACUCCCGUCUCUGGACUUUUUAAUACCAAGUGGUGGCUCCAGGUCGCCUUCUUCGGCAGCUCAAGGCAUACGGCACUAGUCCCUCUACUCACAUUUCAUGACAGUUCGACCGUCGUUUCCGACGAUGUCCACCGAAUACUCAACCACAGGGUCAAGCAGGCACAGCGACUUGUGCGUGAACUAGUUUAAAUUGGUAGUAGAAUCCCACAGCAUCUACCGCAUUCUCUCCUCUCCCCCCCCACCCCCCACCUGGACCAGGUGUCAAGACAGAGUCAAGAAAACCAGGGGCGGGGGAGAACGCAGGUGGAUGACACUGUUGGACCGACACCUUGGCGUUGCACUCCAUACCCCCUUGUCAACGCAACAUAUGACCAGAAUUUUAACCAAGAACAACAAUGAGGGGCGGCAGGGGUCCUCAUGUGCACGACAUCUGCCGGCAAACGAGUCUGCCACCGCACCCCACAAAUGUUGGAAUUUGUUAUGGUGCGCAUCCCGAUAUGGUCCUCGAGUUGGUCCAGCGCAUCUACCACGUGGCCCUUUAAGGGGACAGAGAAUUCCCUCUGUAAAUGUACUUCGAUCCUCUUCUGAGCAAACCACCAUCUCUGACUUCUAUUGUCAACACAUAGAAGCCGAAUUUUUCACAGUUGAGUCCAAAUUAAUUAUUCAGAAUCUGCCAAAACAUCUAUGAAUUACGUGAGCCUGGUAGUCAUCUGGUGGAUUCUAGGGGAAUUACUUAGGAAAUCCUGCUUGGACAGUCAACUUACUGUAUCAGAUUUGGUGGAUUCCAGACGUUGCAGUAGGUUGGGCGGGUAACUUGACCCAAAUGUGAUUAAACUCGCGUCGUCCGGCGGGGCCUCGUAGCUCAGGUGGUUAGAGCGUUGGCUGUACUAAAGCCUUCUCCUUACUGCGUGGGUUCGAAUCCCACCGAGGCGCCGAGUUUUUCACAGCUGGGUCAAUAUGAAUUAUUCAAAAUCUGCCUAAACGUUUGCAUACUCCUUCAUACGUUUGCCUUAAUACGAGCAUCGCCCUCGUAUUGUCGAUAAGUCAUUUAGAUAUUUUCGAAAAUGGACGUUGACUACGUACGUUCUCAUGGUGCUAGUGAUUGCACUAGCAUAUGUCUUGGGCAGUCCUACGUUCCAACAAAACUCUCUGAUAAGUGAUCUUUCAAUUUUCUAUCCUGUUUGCCUCCAGUUAGGGCAAGCAGGAGUUAAUCCUGUCAAUGAAAAGCCCAUUUCAUGCCAGUUCUCUUCCAAUCUUCUUUUUGCCCUACUUCCGGACCGUGCACGGUGACAGUUUUGUCAUUUGUUACAAAUUCCCUGUGCAAACGAAGAAACGUGAAAAAUCUUACAAUUUUAAUGCCUUAGACAGUUCCUAGCGUUCUGGCAUAAACCAGACGUUUUUAAGUGUGCACUGCCUCAGUUUAGCGCCACGAAUCAAACAUACACGGGGGAGGGGGGUGAUAUAGAAAGACAUCCAUUAUUGAGGCGGGUGCGUGUUUUUUGCCAAAAAUCGAUGAGACGAGUGACAAUGCUCUCAUUUUAACAUGAAAUAAGCAUUGAGUGCGCUUUUCAGAUGCUCUGUCUGUAAUAAGUACUGAUAAGAACAUACGACGUCGGUCGACCCAAAAGAAUGUAGGCAUUUAAAUUAGAAGUGGAAAAUUAUCAAAUGAAGUAUAGGAACGUUGGAAGUAAAUGAAUUAUCAAAAACAGGAUUUAUGUAACAAGUAUACUCAGGUUUUACCCUGCAGCUCCGAGCAGAGUAAGACAUGAUCGGUAAUGUGCCCUACAUUUUUUAAAAUUUGUUCUAGAUAUUUGUAAAAUGUAAGAAUAAAUAUCAGUUUUCCCUCCGUUCUCAUUCCCAGAAAUGUGGAAUGUUGGACACAAAUCGGUUUGAUAAUAUUUGUAAAUUAAGUGAAAAAGUUCAUAAAUAAUUACUUUUGCAGAGGCCUUUUUUAAAUAGCAUGCUGUUGUUUUUCAUUUGUACAGUUGGAUAUUUAGGUAAACCAGCUGGUGUUUUUAAGAAAACAACAAGUAAUGUAGCCCGAAUUCAUUAUCGGAAUGUGACUUCAAAGCAUUCAUAGCACAUUUGAGUUUCACGAAUAGGUUUUUUACUUCAAACGAGGGCUUUUGAAAAUAUGGUGUCCUCUUUCCAGCAGAACUCGUUUUUGUGCUUUUUAGGCAGUAAUAUGAAAGAAAAGUCUGACUCCUAUUGAAUCUGGUUGACGGGGUCUUUCGAGAAUUCCUUUUUCCCUUCUUAGGCCUCAAAAGUCGACUAAUGCUAUGGCUGGUGUUUUUAACAAAUUCGAUAUUUCCACUAGUCCAACUGUCAAAACCUUGAUGGUGUCAGCGGGAAACGAACAAACGAUAUCAAUUGCAAGACCCGAGGAUUGCCAACGCUCUAAACGCCAUUAAAUAUUAAACGGAAUUUUUAAAUAAGCUUUCAGUUCGAAAGGUUUGCUUAAAUAGUAUUGCAAUACCUAUUACAUUGCAAAAUAAUCCUAUGAUAUUUUUGUCACGUCAGGAUGCUAGCCGUCUGCAAAACUGUUCUCUGUAAACAUGACUACUUUACCGGAAUGAAUUUUUCUCAUUUAUUUGUAUUGUCCUUAUUAAAUUAACAUAUAAGUUGUAUAAUGCGUGAAAACAUUUUUCGCAUCCAUUCAAUGCUAAAUUGCAUUUUUAUUGAAUUCACCACUCUAAAAGAGAGUAUUAUCAGUUCACAGAAACGUUUGCCCCAUCUGGAGGUACACUUACAUUUAGGGAUUUUAAAUUAAAUACUGUAUGCAUUCCAUCAAAGGAACGUUGUAAGAAGCCGUCAUAUAGGACGCAUACAAUUGUCUGCAAAUUGGCCAAGUUGCAUACUUUAUAAGUAGCACCAGUAGUCGCGCUGAUGCGGCGACAUGUUAAUGGAUACUUCACCGUCUUAUGAAAAUUCCAUAAUCGGAGACUUUUUUUACCACCAAAGAACUAUUUCUUCAAGUUCUUCAACGAAGAGUGUUUCUAUGGAAAGUUUCUCUAAAAUAUAGCAAAAUUUACUAUGGCAGAGAGAAGCAAUCCAAAAAGUCAUGCUGCCCAAGAAGUCACUUUUAGGGAGUGACAUUUUCGCAGACAGCCGUAAAGAAACCCAUUCAAAAGCCGGUAUGCUGGCAGAGCUACAAUAUCUUGGGAUUGUACUGUGCUAUAAUUAAUAUUGCAAUCACACAUAAGUACUUUUUUGUAAUCAAAAGCCUAUUUCGGAAUUUAGGUCACCAUUUCGUGAGAAAGCGCAUCUACUGUAACAGGUUCCGACCUAGAUAUCCGAGUUUAAUCAGAUUUGGUGAAGCCAACCGUUGGGACGUAUAAAAUUAGCCAGUUUUGAUGCCACCGAGGGACUCACCUUCCUGUUUUCGUAUGCAGUCGAUCUAGAAUCUACGGUUAGUAGUUGAUCUCAUGAAAUAUUAACUGAAAUUGGGAAAAACAUUUUCGAUUAGAAAAUAUUAUUUAGGUAGAUUUGUAAUAUUCUUGCGGCAUAAUCCCGUAAUAUUUUUGAAACGCUAGGAUGUUGGCUUCUGUAUGCACAUCUUUUCAGCCGUCGGAAAAACCAACCUCAUUGAAAAAUAAUCGCCUUCAUAGUUUGCAUUUAUCCUAUGGAUUUUCAAUGACUUUAUAAUAUCAAACAUGUCUUGCAGAAAAUGUGCUCAAAAGUAUUUUAUUUUGCACUUAUCUUGUAUUCAUCACGUUUUCUUCAAUUUUUUAUACUCGAAGAGAUAUUAGCUUUCGAUUCAAAAAUGUUUCCGAUCAUGAGAUGUUUUAAGCUCGUAGUAUAUCCAUUCGAAUGACAGCCUAUAUGCCUUUUUCAUAAUCUUCUUCACUAAAUAUACAACAAACCCCACACCUGUGGUGACAAUUUAUGAGUCUCGUAUGGUAUUUCUCAGUGGUGUAAAGGAAUAUAUGUGUGUUUUUCUCUACAUGCAACUUGUGCAGCUUUUUAAAUGAAAAUGCAAUGUGGAUCGAGUUUAAAUUACGUACUUAGUGAGGAACGUUUUAACACCUAAAAUAUCCUUUAUUUGAGUAUGGCAGUUGCAGAAGACGCAGGUACCUGUUAAUUGAGUAUAAUAAAUGAUAUUUUCAUGAAGCUCUUCUAUAAAAUAUAUUUAAACUCACAAGAGCGUCGAAACUGAAUGCUGUCCUGGCGACCGGCCAAAAUGUCCUUAUUGCACAUCAAAGUAACCCACUCAAAGAAAUUUAGCUUAGUAGCCUAGUUUAGCAGAGCAGUUUUAAUACUAGUCUGUAAACUGUCCUGUGCCAUAAGUGUACAUCGUCGAUUGAGACAAAGGUUGGGUUUUCCAAGCUGAGGAAUACAUUUUUCGACUGAAUCAGCCCAUGCAAUGCAGAAUCUUUUGUUUAGAACGGGCGACGUUUACUGAAGUGGUGCAGACAUAGCGUUAGAGAGGUGAGUUCCAAUCCGCAGUUUAAUUAUGACGCAAGACCCGAAGACACAUAGCCGACUUUGCCAUUUGCAAUUGCGACACUAUACGGUUCGUUACCCCCCUUUUUGUCGGCCUUUAAUUAGGAGCUAUUAUCGACCACAUUGAAAGUUAUCCUGGGAUGACACAACAGUGUAGAAAGUUUAAAUAUCAUCGCCGGAUAUGACUCCAGUUAUUAAAAAAGAGGGUUUCAAGUUCCUGGGAGUCGUUUUUAUGCAGAUUAAAAGACUGCCCAUCGACGAAACACGUUUUAUAAAUACUUGGUACGUUGUCCAACUUUUGUAAGGGUUCCUUAUCACCAGUCGUGGAAGCCAUUGUAUACUCGGUUGGUUACGCUUUUCUCAUACUUCUAACCGUUUAAGUACUACAGAAAGUGGGCUAACUCAUGAAAUGUCAACCGAAAUUCCGGAAUGAGUUUUUUCUUCGAAAAGAUUAAUUAAGUAGGGCUGCGAAAGUAAUCAUCCUGCAACGUAAUCCUAUAAUAAAUUCGUUACGUCAGGAUGCCGGCUUUCGAACGAACGUUUUUUGGCCUCAUUCAAAAACUAUGUCCUCUAAACAAUGACUACUUAUGCAGCAUUCACCUUCCGCAUUGGUUUUAGAUUACCUUAAAAAUUCAACUAUAGUUCCUGGAAAACGUGCGUAAAAAUAUUUAUUCUCUCGAGCAUUCAGUAGAAAAUGACGUUUGCUUCCAACUGUAUACUUGAAGGAAGAGUAUAAUUCGAUGUCCAAAAACUUUUCCAAUUCCCGAAUAAUUUUGAACCCCACCUGCUAUUACACUUGCAUUCAGGGUUUCCAAACUACAAGCCGUAUAUUUUCCGCGUGCGCAAAACCAUACUUUUCUCUACGGUAAAUGCAGAGACAUUACGUUUUUUGAGCAGCCAUUUAACUUUAUUAAAAACCCUCCCAAUUAAAUCCUUUUUAAAACCUAAUUAUACCAUUCCUUCAAUUAUAAAAUUGGAAGAAGACGUAAUUUUCUACCGCAUGGACAAGAGAAUAAAUAUUUUAUGCAUGUUUUCCGCGAAAUAAAACCGAAUUUUUAUAGGCAUUGAAAAUCAAUGAGAAAAAUGCACGCUACAUAAUGGGUUUCGCUUGCGCCUAGAACAAAGUUCAUUCGAAAGCCGGCAUCUCGAGGUAACUGAAUUAUUAUAGAAUUACGUUCCACGUUGAUUAGCUUAACAACCAUACUUAAUUAAUCUUUUCGAAACAAAAACACAUUUGGAAAUUUCGGUUGACGUUUCCUGAGUUAGCCCACCUACUGUAUUAUCUCACUUUUUGCAGACAAGAAUAUUCUCAACGAAAUUGGUAGUUUUACAGAACAGUGUUUUUCUGCUGUACCCGAUGUCUCCUGAAGUACUGUUUCAUUUUAAAUAUUUUAUUGACGUUGGCCACUAACUGGAAUAAAAUUGCCAGUCUUACUUCAAUUGGUUUGCAUUUUUAGACGUGCAGGCAUCCUUCUCGGCCUCCUUCUCGUGGCGACGUGUGUGGUCUACCAGACCUGCGUCUGGACGAGCAAAUGGCGCAGUCUGCGUUCCUACCUGGUUCUGCAAAAAGCUCCCUGUCUAAAGACAGACACUUGCAACGGGCGUAGCCUACGAAACGCCACACUUCAUGUGCCAAUCAACGUUGUCAAUAUUACCCUCUGUAAUGCCAAUCCAUUCAGGUAUGCCAAAGGUGGAAUAUUCGUUUUCAGUUUUUUUAAAGACAAGAGAAGAGCCAAUUUGGGAAGAAAUUAUUUUCGUAGGCUUGCGAUGACACCGUUUUCGGCAAAUUGCAUUCUGGUCAUGCGUUGGCCCAGUAGCAAUGUCUCAGAAGGCAGUUCGUUGUCGUUCGUGGGAUCUAGAAAGCCCGAUUUUCUCCCUAUAAUCGUCUUUUGUGAUAGUGGAAACAACAAGAAAUAAGAAAUCCUGUGAUAACUGCCAAAGAACAAUUCACCAGCGCACUUUCAACAACCCGGUCAUCCUAUCCGGAAACUGUAGGGCAGCGUAGGUUUUCACUCUGUGUCAGUCGCUGCGUGGGAUAAACACAUGACCGACAGGUUCGGCCAGUUGACUUAUGCAUCAAAUAGGGAAAAGGAGCAGUGAGGACGAUAGUGAUUGAUCCACUCUCAUGACAAGUCACCAUUUUCCAGACUACAAGUGCCCUGUCACGUUCGAAUCUAUUGCUACACACCAAUAGUCGUGCCUCAUAAGAUCUCGAGCCGGCGACAUAACUGAGUCCUGAAGAAGGAGACACGAUCGAUGGGACACGAGCUUUAUUAGCCUGACGUUUCGGAUUCCUGCUCGAACCCAUCAUCAGAGACAGAAGCAGACACGGAUGGUCCAUGCACAAGGGGCUCUAGUAUUUAUAGGAUUUAGUCGCCAUGCUAUCACAUACCUAUGAAUAUUCACGGCUCCCCCCCCCCUUCAUCAGGGAUCGUUGCACGUGGUGGGAUUACUGUUUGAUGGCCAAAAUUCGCGUCGUUAAUUGCUGUAAUUUCAUCACGUGCGUUGGAUGUUGGUGUGAUGAGGGCUCGACCAUCUGACGCACUGACCCCGGUGUUGGGAAAAGUGUUUAUCUCUGCGCUCCCCGCGUGGCCAAUUACUCCCCCUAGGCGAAGUCUCAGCACCGAGUAUAGCAUGGGAAGAUCAUUACACUUUUUAAUGGACUGGGAGCCAGUAAACCAUGACUUAAGCAGCCCCCGGUUUACGCGGUUAUCACCUCUUGCGAGAAUUUCGUCCUCGUCGAAUUUGAAUGUGUCCGGGUCUCGUCGAAUGAGCCGCUACCGCGGCUACCAAAACAAACCCGGAAAUCGAAGCUUUAUUCUGAAUGGCAUUGGACAAGUCAUCGUGCUCGCACAUUCAUCAGAGUUGUAGAAGAAGACAGAAGAAUGAGAUUUGUCAAGAAGCUGGGGUGGCGAAGUUUGAUCCUGCAGCCCUGCUUGAUCGAUACCAUAUGUUCAACUUACUAAGGCAAUAUUAUUUUACAUAGCUAACUUAAGGUAAGUUGAUACCAUACUAACGGCGCAGGUACUAGCCAAAAGCCCAUGCACACGCGUGUUUCGCCGAUGUUCUGCCGCUGCAUGACGCAGCUGCGAGUGGUCCGGCUGAUGGAAUUUGGCCCAAAUAUUCAUGUAUAAAAUUCUCGGUCUGAGCCUAGAGACCUUGAAUAAACUGAUCUACUCCAACUUCGUAGAUACUUUCUGAGGAAAUUAAAAAGCGACAAUAGCUAACUUAGCCAUAGCUAACUUACCCAUACGUACACCUGGAAUCCGAACGUUUGCCUACAUUCGCAAGCCCUUAGUGUUUGGAAGGAAGACACGAGAUUUCCUUAACGGAUAUGCUUUGUCUGGCAGACGAAAUACGAACGAGUCCGGCUGGCCCUAGAUCCCCUGUCUAGAAACAACUCGGACACAUGCAUAAAUAUGAUUAAUCAGUCGGUCGUCGCCAAGUGGUAACGAAGAAGACGAGGAGUAGGCCUGGAAUAGCCAUUUUGGCCUUGUUUUCGUUGUAGACAGCCUAGUCAGGACCGGUGACGUCAAUACUAGUAGGUGCACGUUCGCUGAAAGGGCAAACCAAGUCCAAGUUGAGAGAAUAUAUCUGAGUGAAUGCGUCUUCUCUACCUGGUGUUUAUAUAAAUGCGUGGAAGUUGGGUUCAGGGUCCUUACGUUCGAAUGUUGCGUGUACAUUAUGCGAGGGGAUUGGACGCCAUUCGUAUGCUCAAUUAUUUGGCACACCAGCGAGAUCCUGAUGCGCUUUUGCAAAAUGUCUGUUCACAAUAAAGAUGAACUUUCUUCAUGUGGUUCUGGAGGCAAUAGGUAGGCAUACAUUGUUCUCGUGUUAUUAAAAUGGGCGAGGUUUGGUUCUACAGACCCGCUUGAUUGGUACCAUAUGGUCAGCUUUUUUAAAAAAAUUUUAGUAAGCAUACAUAACUUUGCCACUCGCUGAAUUAGGAAGGGGAAGAGGGCGCAAGCAGAGCUCGAAGCACGCGCGGGGAGGUGAGUGAAGGUGGCGUGUACACGCUCCGCCCCCGACACAACCACUCGCUGAAUCAAGAGGAUACUAGGGCCACAAUCACAACUGGAAGGCCACGGAGGAAACCGCAUGGUAAUUCGCAGUGCGCGGCUGCUGUAGUGGAACCGACGGAGUUCCACACCCGUCCGAAAAGUUCCAUUAGCAAGUCUACCUGGACAUUCGCUGGAUUGGAAUACUAGAGAGUGUGCAAACAGGGCUCGAAGCCCGCACUGGGAAGCGCAUGUGAACUGGCAGCUGAAGUAAUCGAGGCUUGCGAAUAAGCACUCCUCUGCCCCCCCCCCCCGUGGCACUGUCACUCGCUGAAUUAAAAUGGUAAUACGGGAUAUUUGCAAAGUCAGCGUACCAUUUGGCAUCACUCAGGUGGGGUUGCAUACGCGUGACAUGCACCACCCGGCCUAGCCACUGUGAUGAAGGUCCAAUGCUCACGCAUGCGAGGAUGUCAUAGAGGCCAUAUUAAGAUUACACGAUUCCAGUCUGACUCUCGGUUCGCCAGUCACGUCACAAUGCUUCUAUGAGGACUGAGUUAUCCUGACAGUUGGAGAACUAAACCUCGACUCUAAUCACAUCGAAUUUAUUAUACUGAGGAAAGCGUUAGUGUGUCAUGUGAACGGAUUCCCAAAUUUCGACCUCACUCUCCCUUGCCUCUUCCAGUGGGCUAUCCAAGUCACCCAGCCCACUGAAGUUGUAAUUGGUUACAGUGAUCGGCAACGCUGAACAUUUCGCUCAUCUGCGCCACGCAUCAUGAGUGAACGACUUCAUGAAGUGUUAACCAAUAUUUUCAAGUGCGUUUUUAUCAGAAAUGACAACUUAGGUGGAGUUGUAAUAGGAAUUAACUUGUGGCAUAAUCCCGUGAUUUUUCAGACAAGACAGGAUGUUGGCUUUUAAAUGCACUUCUUUUCGGCUUCCUGCAAAAGCCUCAAUUAGCAAAAAUGACCACUUAUGAAUUUAAAAAAAAUAUUUUGCAGAAAACCUGUAUUAAAAUAUACUUCCUUGUAUUUAACUGGUAGCAAAUGACGUCUUCUUCAAAUUUUAUACUUGAAAAAAGGUAUCUCUUUGUUUUAAAAGGGUUUCUAAUUAUAGGACUUUUGAAGACCGCGCAAUAUCCAUUGAAAUGGCAUCGUAUGUAUCUGUUUAAUUAUGUUCCUCAUUAAGUAUACAACGGAGACAACACCCGUUGCAACACAGCGAAAUGCAUAUUUUUCCUUUCACAGAAAGUAUACGGAUUUUGGGCUGAAAAUCCUGAACGAAAAUGGACCGACGGAUCGAGUUCAAAAUUAGCUUACAAUCGGAAAACCUAUUUAAACACAUAACUUACCCUUCUAAAAUAUAAUGUUUGAAGAUGGAGCAACAUGCUAUCAAAGGAGUAUAGGAAAUAAUAUUUUAUGGAGGUUUUCUAUAAUAUAUACACGUUUGAAUUAACGAGACUCUCGAGUUUCUUUUACCAUGUGCGGUUAUUCCAGAUUGCCGAAAAGAAGUACCUUCGAAAGCAAACACCCGGACUUUUCUGAAAUAUCACAGGAUCAUGUCGUAGGAUAGUCAGUCUUACAGCCCAAUUUAAGUAGUCAUUUCAGAUCGAAAACGCAUUUUGGAAUUCCGGUUGCAUUUUUCAUGAGAUCGGCCACUGUCUGUAUACUGCCUAGUCUCCGCUGCAUGUACAUGACUACAAAAAUGUGACUUGAACAGUCGCACAGAGUAGCAGUCAGAGAAUUGGUAUCUAGGUCAGUGCCCAAUUGCACCCGUUCAAAAAUGGAGUCCUUCUGGUCUAAGGUCAUCUUAUGGUCCUCUGAUGACGGUGCAGACAUCAAAAAUAGCAAUUAAAAUCACCCAAUUCCUCGCACUUUAGACAUCUCUGUUAAAACAGUGAUGCGUGUUAUGUAUCUGGUUCAAACUCUGGGCGUGUCCAGUCUUGAUGUCUUAGCAAUGCACUUUCUGUGGAAUGCACUUUUACGUGAACUAGUGAAUGAAGUGGCUGAGUUGGGUUAAAUCAGGGCCUUGUUCUUUGGACUCCCAGGAGAACGGGGAUGUUCUUUGAGGCAAGUAACAAAAAUUUAUUAGGCAGUUUAAUCUUCUCUAGAUCAUAAUCGUCAUCUGGCUGUUUCUACACCACGCUGUAUCUACUAUCCUCUCCUGUCCGCAGUAGUAAUUUUUACACGCUAACCGGACAUCUGUAGGCCGGUCGACACCAAUGUUGGACACAACCACUAAUCCGCAAUAAAACUGCAGUCCUUCAAGACUUUUUUGUUGACAGCCCACCUCACUCACGGCAGAGUAAAAACCUUUUCCCCAGCUUGUCUAUCGACUUACGACCUACGGUAUGGUCUUUUGGUAGGCCUUCUCCCGUCAAGUUAUCAACAUCGAAGAGAAGCGAAGUGAUUGGCAGAGAAACGAAAAUAUCUCCCUGUAGUUGCGUUUGAUCGCAGUGCCUCCAGUCUUGUACAUCAGUAGCGAAACCUGUCUCAUCAGUUUGUCUGAAGUUGAGGCAUUUUGCCGCAUACAACUCGCCCAUGUAAAUUUUACAAAAUACAGAAAAUCAGAGUUGGUGAGUAGAUGCUGAGGCAACUGAAAAUUCCAGAAAGUUCAUGCGUCCCUGUCGCCUGAAUGUUUAACAGCCAGUCAUAUUAGAACAGAUACCAGUUUUCGCUCGAGCAAGUAUAAAAAUACGUCGGCCUUUAGAAGGUUUUUCAGGACGUGAUUAGUACCGCAUCAACUACCGUUACAGAGUGAAGAAAUGACUUUGAGCCGAGCAGACUGCAAUUCUGUUUUUGGAAAUAUAUUGCAGUCGUUUACACAUUUCACAAUCUACCACCGCAGAAACAAAAAGGGAACGAUGGGACAGUCCCAAUGCAUGUUCCAGCCAAGGAGAUAGGAAUCCUUGAGUCCAAAUACAAGUUGCUGCCAGGUUUUAACGAUGAAGCAGUUGUAAUACUUGUAUAAGGCAAAUUAUUCGCAGCUUGCGAUUUCAGAACUUUCCAGGCAAGAUAUUAUUUCAUAACCGUACCUGUUAGGGCUAAGGUGCUAGGGUUAGGGGUGAGGAUAAAACUCCGUACUACCACCACAGGCGGCUGGAGCUUGUCUAUCGCAGGUACGGCUACGAAACAAGAUCCGACCCUCUUCCAAAGUUAGAUGCCUUAUUCUGCACUGACGCAAGUCUUUCUCGAAAAACAUAAUGUCAUUUUUGACAGUGUGAAAAGGCACUAGAGUCAAAUGAUCUGUCUAUUUCAGUUGAACGAAGCGCCACCGUUUUCACGAAAUAUUAUAAUGUAGAAUUCUGAAAUUUCACCAGCCUUGCCGGAAAAUUAGCGCCUCUUAGAAGAGGGGAGCACGUCUGCAUUAUAAGAACGAAACUUCAUGGAGUGCUAUUAUGAUUAGGAAAGAUAUAUCUCAAAAAUUAUGCCUUCUUAGUUCCCAUUAAUAAAAUUCGCAGGCGUCAAUACGGGUCACAUGGGAGAGCAAAAGCAAAAUUUCUCUUCACUACGUUUAGGUGGGGAAAAAAGUAACUUUGUGUCGCCUGCAAAAAUUCCCCCAAAAUUUUACCCCUCAAGUAGCUUCUUUUCUAGAAAAUCAUGUCAUAUUUAGCCCUACUAUCUGCAGAAAGGGCGUUUAUGGACGAUGUCUUUGAAGGCCUGCGUAGUGAAUUUGGUGGUCUUUUGUCUGCAUGCCUAUAAAUGUUGCUAAAAGGCCAGAACAUGAGACGUUAUUACUGCAAUGUCAUUUGCGUAUUUGGACGUGAAAUGGGGAGGUAGUUGGUCAUAAUUAAGGCACAAAGUUUCCAGCCCGAAAACUAACGAACAUAUGAGAAUACUGGUUGAUUAGAAAAAGGCUAAACAUUUAAAACUAUUAUGGGAAAAUAAAAUGGUCAUUCUGCCCUACACAGGCUUUGAGGAGGCGUAAUUUACGAGAACAAUUGCGGGAAAUACACCUUCGUGCGAACGGGAGACCGAACAAAGUCUUGUUCAAAUCCAGUAUGCUGUAUUUUGCGGAUGUGCCUAGGGUUUGCCUUCCACGCAUGCCAGAGAUUAAAUCUCGUAUAAUCAUUUUUCUUCAGUUGAAGACACAUUAAGAGGCUCUAGGCGUUAGAUUUCUAACUAGCAGGUCGCGACUUUGAGCCCCAGGUGUUCUAAAUUUCUGGGUAGGGCAUGACUGGCUGACGACAACUAAUAAGUCAGAAAUGGCCAUUACAGUCUCCCUUGUCUUUGUCGGUAAUAACAUACUGCUGAAGGUCGAAACGUCGAAAAUCAGGUGUUCAUCAGCAGUGUCUCUAUAACCUCCCCAAUCAUGAUGAAUUGGAAGACAAGGAGAUCAACUACACGAGACUAGAUCGAAUUUUAAUGACUACCCAGACUAUACGUUGCUGUUCGUAAACGACGUCCACAUGGUGUUUCCUAUACUCAUCUGGACCGGACUUCGCACGUUGUCCUAUUCAGGCGUUUAAGAAUGGCGACAGAAGACAUAACCUUAGAGAUCAUUACAACCAGGUUAACAUAAAGGACUAUAAUCCCGAUUGUUAGCAGCAUUCCGAGCAACAACUUUGGAUGUUUAUGGCUAAGUCAAAUGCCCGCCACUUAGACUAUGUUUCAAAAUGAGUGCACUAGAUCAUUUUUACUCCAUCUUCUCUCUAUUCCACGCCUCUAGCCUCGGGUGUUCCACACUUCUAGGUGGGGUAUGACUGGCUGAAGACGACUAAUAAGCCAGAAAUGGCCAAUACGGUCUUCCUUGUCUUUGUCGGUAAUAACAUAUUGCUUGUCGGGCUCGAGAGGAAGAGCCCCUAAGGCACAUCGGAACGAGUGAGUUUUGUAGAAACGAUCGGUGAGCGCACCCCUCUGCCCUUUAAAGGUUUGCCCCCGCACGUGUUGAAGUAUAGCUUACCUCUUAUUUGUUUGGCAUCUCAGCAGAAUGUUUUUUUACAAAAACGCCGUCUGGCGCCAGCAACACCGACAGUUCCCAUCUAUGCCGCUGAGCCACUUCUCCGAUUGUUCCGUCGUAAAGUAAGCUGUGGAAAAUGAUACCAACAACGCCGUUGGUUAGAGGACUAAUUUUCCCAUAAUAUGCGAAAACAUGCCGUCCUAAAUGAAAUAUAAAACCGUUUCCGACAGCAUUUCUCUUCCGCUAUCUACGCAUCAAAAGUCAUUUUGGGUGCGGUCUAUCGGGCGGAAGUGGCCUAAUGCACGGACUUCUUGGAGGCACAUUCCUCACCAUUAUGUUUUAGGAGGUCCUAGGAGUAGGGUCUCAAGAAUUUAAAAAGAACGUUACCAUUGAAAGGCAACCUAAUCGCGUUCCGCUUGAAAUGCUCGCGGAACGUGCCCGCUCGCUUCAGUGCUUCUGCUAUGCACCAGAAAAAGUCCUCUACAUAGCACAUGAUUUGAAGAGUUGAAGGCAGGGGGGUAAGAGAGACAAAUAUGUAUCUUUUUUCUCGCAGAGCACAUUUUCUUUUUUGAUGCAUCUUCUUGUUCUCCCACCCACCCGCUCUCUCUCUCUCUCUCCCUCAAAGAGGCUCAGAGAUUUUCGAUCUACCCAACGGGAGCUACUUGUACGACACUAUAACUGGCAUCCGAGUUGGAAAGUUGCGUGUUCCAUCCUACGCGAAGGAGUUGAGCAAGCUAUCCAUUAGGAAUCUGCUCAACAUAUCUCACCAGUUGGCAGAUAUGCUAAAGAGGUGAGUGUCAAUCAUGCUGCAUAUGGACACUGUGCUUCUUUUUCCUUCUCACUCCUCCUACAGACUCCCAUGUCGGCUCCAUUAUUUGCGGGGAGGGAGGGAGACAGUCCUUAUGAAACAAUUUGCCCCAGUGAAAUUAAUCGGGUCUCGCAAGAAAGGAAUAACUGAUAGGAAGUAGAAGGCCAUAUUCGCCUGACGUUUCGGAGUCACGCUCGAACUCCGAAAUAGCGAGUACGGUGUGAUUUGUGCACAGGAAAUUGCAGUAUUUAUAGGAUGCGGUCACUAUGCUAUGGCAUAAGUAUUAUUAACUGUUCUCCCCUUCGUCGAGGAUGGUUGUCCGCUGGUGAGUGGAUUGUUUAGUGACCGGUAUGCAAGUUGUUACCUGUUGAGAUUUCAUCACCCGUGUUGAAUGUUGACGUGAUGAUGGCUUGGCUACCUGGCUCACCGGCCUGGGCGCUCCCCGAGUGGUUACUUACUUUGGCCAGACAAAGUCUCAGCACCGAAUAUGGGGUGGGGAUGUCAUUACACUAGUUGAUAGACUGAGGUCCCGUGAACCAUGACUCAAGCUACUCGCGGCUCUGACGAUUAUCCCCUCUCGCGAGAAUUUUGGCCUCAACGAACUUAAAUGUGUAGCCGGGUAACGUUAAAUGAGCCGCAACUUGAGAAUUAAGGUCACUUAUCCGCACUGCUGCCACGUGUUCGGCGAUUCGCGUCCGGGACAGUUUUCCGACGCAGUUGCUUCGCCCGCAGCUGCAUCAGAUCCGGUAAAGGACGUCAGAUGUUUUAUGUCGCGGCAAUGAGUUCUUUGAUCUCAUCACCUGACGCCCAAUGGUUGCCUCCGGACUGUGUGCAACUCCAACUCCAAGUGGUGCGAGAAGCAGCCGUAUGGUCUCGGAGAUGUUUUUGAUGUACGGGAUCACUUGCCAAUAUUUGAGUUUGCAGCGACUUUGUCGCACGUCUCAUUUGCAGAUCCACCGGUUGGCAAAGUUGGGCGGUCAGCCAUUUUCCCUGAACAUCCGUUGAAGUUACUGACAUGCGACAACUUGUCAUCCGGCUCACUGCAGUGCGUCCCAACAUGUCUUAGGCGAAUAAAGUUCUUGUUCCAGGGAUCGCUUCUUAUUGUUAUUAAAUAGCUCCUGAAACUUAUAUCUUUACUUGUGUCGGCAAAGGAAUAAGUGUAGGUAGCGAAAAAUUACAACUUCAUCUCCUGAAUUUUUGGUGGAAAUUUUGAACCUCUCAGCACUGUCGCCCUGCAUACUUAUAAAUUGCAAUUUUGUGUUUUUGUGUCAUGUCUCCAUCCGCUACACGCACUGUGGGCGCUAUAGCAGAAGCCUAAUUUAAUCCGGAUAACGAUAAAGCCACGACCGAGUCACAUAUGACACGCGUAGGCAGGUUGUUUAGUUCUGUCCUCAUUUGCGACCACGCCCACCUCUGGCAGUCUUGACUCUCUCUUGUUGUGGAACCGCGAUAUAUAGGGGGGAGGGAGAGAAUACAACAUGGAUUGUGCAAGUCUUCACCACCGUCAUCCAAUUUACACCCAGAUCGCUGAUACCCGGCUCGCUUUGCGCGGCAACAAUGGACUCGUUGCUUCGGGUCGUCGAACAGUCCGUAGUGCCCGCCUCCGAUCGCGUUGGCCUUGCCUUACAGUCGGAACAAGGUGGGCAUGGGAGAAGAGAAUGAAGUAGAUACCUCAAAAGCCUGCCUUUUCUACCCACGUCUCUUGGGACGAUAGAGCCGACGUCGUCAUUGGCGACGAGAUCUCGAUAUCACAUGAGAUACACCACAGGCAGUGUUACUGAAGGUGGCCAACCUUCUAUGGGGGGCUCGAAACGGGCUAACGAGAUCACCGGCUUGCAGACAUGGAUCUAAUCCCUGAAAUCUACUGUAAAGCAUUCGACGCAGAUGCCUAAACCAUUGUAAACGGCGUGCAAACAUGUUCAGUAGACCGUUCGCAGUACGAAAGGCGGGUCACGACACCGGGAAGAUUUGUUCACCUGCACUCUCGUGGACUUAUCACUUCGAGGCUGUAAAGAUUCACUUCUGCGGUCUGAUAUAGAUAUAUAAGUCGCAAAUCUGUUUUUGCGUACGAAAUGUUUUUUGUCUUAAGCUGGGUAGCAAUACGGUUUGACCUGACCUUCGAGCGAAAUGAAUUCAACGCAGCAGCUGCGGAGAGGAUGCUUAGUAGUUUGACCGGCAUUAAGAUCACAGUAUCCAAUAAAAGUUAAAGAUCAUUCAAAAAGAGCAGUGUGCAAAAACAACCUCAAGAGACGGCAAGCAGUUUGAUUUCGUCUCAGUUGAGGAAAACAUAAAAAUGUCUCGGUUAACCUUUUAGUUUACCGCUCUGUACCAGGUCAAUGUGCGCGAAUCAGAACUCUUUUCUCUUAAGAACCGCCUAGCUACAGUCAGUACCAGUAAACCCGCACUUCUAAUGGGACAAACGUGCUAAUGCGUACGACGUGCAAGCCGUCAUGACGCACAAUUCCUCGGAAUGUUGGCAUCUUUCGUGCGGGAUUCCAGAAAGUGAGCCGUUCGUUAACUAGAGGAGGUAACCCGUGCCUGAACCAAUGGCCUUUUCAUAUAAAAACGCUGUUUGACGCCGCGAGAAGAUGGCUCCAUAUCGAAAAGGAUGCUCCAUUAGUCGAAACUGUGGCCACCUCCAGUGGAUUCGCGGCGCCUUGUACACGAAAGCCUGUUCUUCCGCGCAGAUAUUCAAAUCCAAGCAGGUACAUGACUUCUGAAGCACAGUGGUCAUAUUUAAACCCCAAAUUUACUCCAAUCUCCCAUCCGCUGCAGGGAAACACUGCAGGCUGACGGGUAUUCUCGAUAGCUGCCGGUUUUAGUUGACAAAAUCUGGAUGUUGCGAGCGCACCUUGCUGACGUUUUAUGUUUUAAAGACCAGAUCGUGCGUGGCACGCGUAGAUGAGCUUUUGUUCGAGCCCGUCUCCAUCCAUUAAUUUGCCAUCGGAUUCAGAUCAGUGAAAAAGGAGAGAGCGCGACAGAUGCUGCUCUUAUCUACUUCACUAUAAACCAUUUCGUGCAAAAGUCGCCGGCGCAAUGCCUACUUCGCGGAGCACACGAUACACAUCGUAAUUCGCGGCGCUAGAACCGUGAAAUUGGUGUAUUCAGCACUGUUCUGGACACUAUUAGGCGUGAGUCCUCGCGUGGAUACUCGAGAGUGUGUGACAAUCCGUUAAACAUGCAGAGACGUACUUAUGCCUUAAUUACAGAGACACAGGAGCUCUGUGAUUAACAGCUUAGAGAUAAUUUUGGAGACCCAGUAGCGCGAGCAGAAACGAACUUUAUAUAAAAUGUGUCAGGCAUACUGUAGGUGGGUUAACCCAUGAAAUGUCGACCGAAAUUCCAGAAUGCGUUUUCGUUUCAAAAAGAUUAAUUAAAUAGGGUUGUUAAACCGAUCAUCUUGCAGCAUAAUUCUAUAAUAAUUCAGUUACCGCAGGAUGCCGGCUUUCGAACGAACCUCUUUGCGGCUGCAUGCAUAAUCUAUACUCUGUAAAAAAUGACUACUCCAGUGGCAUGCAUUUUCCCACCAAUUUUUGAUGACCUUAAAAAUUUAACAAUAUUUCAUAGAAAACAUGCAUGCAAAUAUUGAUUCUUUUAAUCAUUUGGUAGAUAUUUACUUUUACUUUAAAUUUUAUAUUUGAAGAGAGAUUAUAAAUCGGUUUUCAAAAACUUUCCCGAUUCUCGAAUAAUUUUGAACCCGACCUGCCUUUACACUCGCAUUCAGGGUCCCCAAGCUAAAGCGGUAUAUUGUCCGCGUACGGAAAGCCGCACAUUUCUCUCUAGUAUUAAGAGGAAACUAUAUGGCGUUCUUAAGAUUUAGCGGUAGAUUUGAGCCAAAUUGUGAACUUAAGAAGCAACAUUGCUGAAUGCGGCGAAACGAUGGUUUGUGAAAAGGCAUUUCACGGUAAAAAAAAUCUCACCAUUAGAAACUUUUCAAAAACCAAAUAAUUAUCUUUAUUCAAUUAUAAAAUUUAAAGAAGAAUUAACUUUCUACCAAAUGCUUAAAAUAAUAAUUAUUUUUAUGCAUGUCUUUUACGAAAUAAAAUUGAAUUUUUAAGGGCAUCGAAAAUCAAUUUUAAAAAUUCAUGCCACAGAAGUAGUCAUUUUUUACAGUGUAAAUACUUUGCAUACAGUCGCAAAGAGGUUAAUUUGGAAGCCGGCAUGCUGAGUUAAUUGAAUUAUUAGAGAACUAUGCUGCAUUAUGAUUAGUUUAACAUUCCUAGUUAAUUAAUUUUUUGAAACAAAAACGCAUUUCGGAAUUUCGGUUGACAUUUCAUGAGUUAGCCCACCUACAGUAUAAGAUGUUCGAGUAACUUAAGUUGAGCCUAUAGGUCUUUGACCAAGAGAUUUCACCAGGUCUUCUCAAAAUUCCAUUAAACUGUAUGUUUUAACUCCUUAUAUUAUCAUUUUCUACCCGACAGUUGUUCUAUCAAUGGACAGCCCUGUGGUGACGAUCAAUUUAUCAUCGUGCUCAGCUCCAACCGGUUGUGUUAUCGACUGCCACUCAACUCGACAGGUGGGUUUAUACUUUUACAGUACCAUACAGUGGUCAUACUCUCUGGGAAUUUAAAAGAACAAAUAAUUUGUAUCGAAAAUAACGGAUAGCUGAGGGCAUAUCCACACCCACAAGUGGACAUUGACAUUAAAUUUAUUUCAGACAUCUCCCGUUAAUGGGACAGUUUAAACAAAGAGGAGCCCCACAUGCAAGCUCACCACUGUAAAUUUUUAUCUCUGAAGGGAACUAUGAAAGUGUGAGUAACGCACUUUUCCUUAGCAAAACUCAGGACAUUCAAGAAUAAACAUAUUUAACUACUAGAAGCGACGAGACGAGUCCCAGGAAGUAGUCUUGAAGAAGGAGACACGAUCGCCAGGACAAGAGCUUUAUUAUCCUGACGUUUCGGAUUCCUGCUCGAAUCCAGCACCAGAGAAGAAAAAGCAGAAACGGUGGCUGUUGCACAAGGGAUUGCGGUAUUUAUAGGAUGCAGUAGCCAUGCUACCGCAUACCUAUGAACAUUCACGGCCCCCCCCCCCUUCAUCCGGGAUCGUCGCACUUGGUGUGACGGGUCUUCAAAGCCAAUGGCUACCCGCGCAACUUCGUCGACCGGUGCAUACGCAAAAGGGACGAAAGGCCUAACCGCACGGACACCCAAUCUUGGCGGGCACUUCCAUAUGUCAAGAACGUUUCGGAAGCUGUCGGCCGCCUUCUCGCACCACUUUUGGUUGGAGUGGCACACAGACCGGAGGCAACCAUCAGGCGUCUGGUCAUGAAACCGAAAGACCCACUGCCACGGCUAGAAACGUCUGGAGUCGUUUAUCGGAUCUGGUGCAGUUGCGGACAAAGCAACUACGUCGGAGAAACCGGAAGACAGCUCCGAACGAGAAAGGCCGAACACGCUGCAGCGGGGCGGAGAAAUGACGCUAGCUCUCAAGUUGCGACUCAUUCGACGGGUUCCGGCCACGCAUUCAAAUUUGACGAGGCCACAAUUUUCUCAAGCGGUGACAACCGCGUGAGCCGGGAGCUACUGGAAUCAUGGUUUACUGGCCCCCAGUCCAUCAACAAGUGCGGCGAUCUUCCUAUUCCAUACUCCGUGCUGAAACUUCGCCUAGGCGGAGUAACAAGCCAUGCGGGGAGCGCAGUGGUGAACACUUUUCCCAAAACCGGGCUCGGUGCGUCAGAUGGUCGAGCAAUUAUCACGCCAACAUCCGACGCAAAUGAUGAAAUUGCAGCAAUUAUCGACUCGAAUGUCGGCCAUCAAGCAAUGAUCACACCAAGUGCGACGAUCCCGGAUGAAGGGGGGAGCCGUGAAUAUUCAUAGGUAUGCGGUAGCAUGGCUACUGCAUCCUAUAAAUACCGCGGCCCCUUGUGCAACAACAACCCGUUUCUGCUUUUUUUUCUCUGAUGCUGGAUUCGAGUAGGAAUCCGAAACGUCAGGCUAAUAAAUCUCUUGUCCCGGCGAUCGUGUUUUCUUCUUCAAUAUUUAACUACUGUCUAUUGUGAGUCUAUUGGUGAUUCCCCGCAAAUGUGUAAUAGUCCAGUUACCCGACCGCGCAUCGUAGGAGCGCCCAAUUUAGUUCAAAUCAUGAUGGUAUCCCAAAUAAGGGAUAAUUCUGGGAGUUUGGGAUUGCAUAUGCUUUUUCAAAAACCCGUUACAUGGACAGAUAGCUCCGGGAUUUGUCAUCUGCAAUGAGUAACAGGCACUUUUAUAAGCCAAGAGUGUACUUUUCAACGCGAAGGAACUGAAAGCACCCUUAUCAGAGGCUGUCCCAAAAAGAUUCGCCCCCAAAGGAACACCUCUGUGUACACCACUGAGCACAACAGCCUUCAUUUUAACCCCUGAUGCACUUUUGUCCCAUUAAAAUCCUCCGAUAACAUCUCAGCACCAAAAUGUCUAGCAAUCACUAAUAUCUACUUCGCUUAAAAAUCAUUCCGAUGCUCAAGAAGUUAAGUGGUGUAACCAUUUCCUGCCGAUCUCUGUGAACACGUAGCGGAAUUGUUUGUUGAUUGAGUAGGAUGUUUGCUAUACUUGUGUUAUUAUGCACUGACGUGAGUAUUGCUCAUUGAUUUUAUUUUUAAUUUUGGGGCGUCACGAUAAUUCAACAUCGUUUGUUCCACUAAAUGUUCCGCGUUUCUUUAGCUCUGAAAAAGGGAUUUUCCAUUUUACCCUGCAGCACAGGAGAUUGUCUUGCUUUUGGAUCCAGAGGAGUUUGAUUACCUGCUUCCGAACAUAGCCACUGUUGGUUUUCACAUCACUGUGGAUUCUGACACCGGCCGGGAGAUAGCUUCCAUUGCUGAGACAGAGAUAAGCACCAGAUUUCUGGAUAUCCUUCAGCCCUACGUUGAGUCCGAGGAGAUAUUUAUCGGUGCUCACUUUCAGACCUACUUGCAGAUUGGAUUCUCAGACACGGUGAGUUUUAGUUCCAGUUAGAUUUUUGCUUCUGGGGACGCAUCUUAUCAGGCACAAGGCUCCCAAAAACACCCAUUCCAUCUGAUUUGCUUUCCUGUCUACAUGCAUCUUCAUUUUGACAUGACAUAGAGUGCGACGAAGGGAACAUUGGGGAAUGUAGUGACUUGUAGAUACCCGACAGCUCACAGCAAAUCAACCUGAAAUAACAGCGAAAAUCAUUUAGGUGGAAGAACUGAGGAGACAAGUCAUAAAGUAUAUUCGGACCCAGUUGAAGGACAGCGCAGCGAAUUAAGUUUGCUUCGUGCUUAGCAUGCGAAGCUUAAUCAGGUAAAGGUAACAAUCGGGAGAUGGCACCCAAAAUAUUCCGCCUAACCAAAGCAGCCUGUCUUACGCGACAGGUGGUAAUAGGGGUCUUAUGGGUGGUGGCUGGUCGGGAUGUACGAUACUGUACUGUACGGAAGGGCUUAUUUGAACAGGUGAAUGAUCGAAGUUUGCCCGGUCUCCGUUCCGUUAUUACAACAUGGGUCGCCAAAGGCAGUAUAGUGGUAACGGACGAGUAGAAGGCGUAUAAUCGUCUCCCCUCAGAAGGUUAUCAACAUUUCUCUGUUAACCACUCAAAGAACUUCAAGGACCCUACCACCGGACAGCACACCAAUGCCAUUGAGGCAUACUCGAGUAGACUGAAAAGGGAACUCCACGAGGGAGGCCCUGUAUGUGGUCGAGCUGUGUAGGCUCACAUAGACGAGGUAUAGUAUCGUCUUUUGUCCGGCCUCAAUGCCAUGUCUUUGACAGAUGUCUGGGAACUGUUCCUGUCCCUUAUUGUGCAGACGUAUUCUAUUUAAAAGUGAUUUUGUUUUGUAAUAAACUGCCAUAGUGCGAAUGUAUGCCGUAUAUUCAGGUGUACGUGUGUAACGAUGGGGAAGGUUGGGUAACAGCGACCAUCGUCCAUGUAACCUCCUGCGAUGUUAGUUUGACCAGCCCAUGUUAGGCCGUCACGGAAAGUCCAAGUAGAGCGUGAAAGUAGGCCUGCAACCGCUGAUAUAGCCUGAAGGCGUUUGAGUUCACUGUUACAGGUACUAUUUCUAGGUAACGGAUUUUGUUGGGUGCCAUCUCCCAAAUGUUACCCAAGUAAAUUUAUUAGCGACAUGCGGUGUCAAGGUGGAUUCAUCGCAUGCUUUUGACCAACUGAGAUAUAAUUUUACCUUAAUUAUCUCGAUAACAGCGCUAUUCUGCGGAAGCCACGGGAUUAAUCUAAAAGUCGCUUCGCUCAGGGGUGUAAGUGCACACAAAUCUUAUUGCGCAUUUUGGGUAAAAUUCUAUUCGAAAGUUGAUGUAGUUUUUAUGCCGCCACUUUCGUAUACUUUUUAGUUGCAGAUGUUGGUUAUCCUGACAUGAUUAGAAAUUGCAUGAAAAUAAAACGUCGUUUUUGUUAGUAUAAGUGAUGUUAUGUAAAGUGCUUUGAGUUUGCUACCUCAGGAAAUGUUAGUCGAAAUUCUGAAAUGCGCUUUUUAUCUUGAAAGAUCACUUAACUGGGAUUGCAACAUUAAUUAAAGCGCAGCAUAAUCCUUAGAUAUCCUAGUCAGACUAGGAUGCCGGCUUUUGAAUGAGCCUCUUUACGGCCGCGUACAAACAUUUUGCUUGGCAGAAAAGACUACUUAAGUAUUUUAGGUUUUCCCACUGACUUUCGAUAUCCAUAUAAAUUAAAUUAUAUUCUGCAAAAAACGUUCAUGGAAACAUUCUCUAUUGUACUCAUUUGAAAAGGGAGUAUCGUUUGGCUCUAAAAGGGUUUAAGUUGUGGGCUUUUUAAGAAUGUGAAUAGUCCACUCAUACAACAUCGCACCAGCACGUUUGUCAAUGCUACUUAUAACUGAGAACAUGGCUCAGUGGCUAGGGCCGUUGGACUUGUAACCAACAGGUCGAGAGUUCGAACCUCGGGGUUAGCAAUGGCUGGCUGAUGACAUCUAACAAAUCUGAAAUGGCCAUUCCAGCUUCCCUUGCCCUUGUCGGCAACGCUACUCUACUUAUAAAGCAUAAAACCUGGUCCACAUCUACUGCACAGUUUCAUGAAUCCUACAUGACAUUUCGUGAAGGCCUAGGGAAAUACGUGAUAUUCCUUUGACAGAAUAUACGCAGCAUGUACGUUGUAAAUCCUGAGCGAAAAUGUAACCACAGGGGAGAAAAUAAAGUAUUCGGAGAUUGGAAAGGUUUUUUUAAAUCAGAAAGGUACUUUCUCUUCAUGUAAAAAAGUUAAAGUUUUGCAGACCGCCCAAAAGAAGCCCAUUCAAAAGCCGGCAUCCUGGCGUGACUGAAAUAUUUUGGGAUUUUGCUGCGCGUUAAUUAAUAUUACAACCAUAGUUGAGGGCUCUUUUCAGAUCGAAAUCUGUUUUGACCCGAAAGAAAGGUAGGACAGGAAGAGAGCUGGUUCGGAGGACAAGCACUCUAUUGGUAACUUGCGGACACGAGGGGUUCCAACUCGUAAGAAAGGUGCGCUAUUUAUAUUGGCUCCUGUGCGUUCUGGAGCAUUCCGUCCAAUCACGUGCCAGCCGUUGAGGGCAUUCUAGAAUGUUCCUGUGCGGCGCGUGCUGGUCGCUGAUUGGCCACCGCGUGUGCGAUAGCCUCCCGCGCAGAAACGUCUGGAAUGUUCGACCAGCCAUUGAUUGGGCCGCACGCGUGAGCAAAGCCAGCACACGUGCUCGGUGCUGCAGUGCACGCCGGUCGGCCGUCUAACUUCACGCGUGUCUCACGCCGCCGCUUGGUCCCCUGUUCAGCGCUUUAGGCCGUGGCUCUACGCCGCUUGCACUCGCCAUAAUAAAAGCAUAUUUCAGAAUUUUUGUCAGCAUUUCGGCCGUAUAUCUAAUUUAGGCCCGAGUACGGUUUCCACAGGAGAUUGUAAAGGCUGACAUCCUGCCGAGUUCGAAAUAUUAUAGGAUUAUGCCGCGAUUUAACCAGUAUUACAACCGCGACCGAGUAAUCCUUCCUAAUUGAAAACGCAUUUCAGAAUUUCAGCCAACAUUUCAUUAGAUCAGUCAUUCACUGUACUAACUUGGAGUUGAUCAUUCAGAAAGGAAACCUUGUGGACUCAGUCUGAAAGUUUAUACGAAUUUCUAAGCCUAACUCCAUCAGCCACAAUGCGAUGACUCUUCAAUAUUCAUAAAUUACCAACAGGCAUUCAGCAGCACGCUUGUUGUGUCUAGCCUGCCGUACAGACAGCAUGGGAGCUAGAGAAUCGUUCAACAUUUUCCGGUUGUACGACACAGCCGCGAGCGGUUCGGCUCAUCACUGGGUUCCUUAGCACUCCCGUGUGUUUUCUGGCCUAUACUCGAGUUCUAUUUUCCGGUUCUUUGACCGCAUACAUCAACGCGCUGACCGGUGAUAAAUCCUUCGGAAUAAAUCGCUUUGGGCUUGGUUCGAAAGUUUCAUUCCAAGGGGAUUUACUUUAGGCCAAUCUAAUAAUUGCUUACUAUAGUAAAAGGCUGUCAUUUUAGAACAAGUAAACAGAGAACGCUGAGGGAACACUAAUUUUGAGCCGAACUCCGCAUCUUUUAUAUGCCGCUGCAGAAUAUCGUCAAAAAGUGUGUCUGACCUGUGGUGUCAUUAUGGCAGAUUGUACAGCAUGUGAAUUUGGCAGUCAAAUUUGGGCUUUUAACAAGCUUCCCCUCUCAUUGUAGCCAGUGGUGCAGAUGUCGUCUGGGGAGCAUUCGGGCGCGAACAUGUUCGAUUUUCCCGCGGAAGACGCAGGUAUGCGCUGGCUGCUUAAGUCAAAUGUUUGUUUGAGCUCAAAUAAUAUGCUUGUUUUCAGAGAAUACGGAAGCAAAUUAAAAUGUCAGUAGCUAGACUAUUCGCAUCGCUAAGAACGGGAAAAUUACUUCUAAUGUACAUACAGUAGAUGUGCCAACUCAUGAAAUGUCAACCAAAAUUUCGAAAUGCGUUCUCGUUUCGAAAAGAUAAAUUAAAUAGUGUUGUAAAACAAAUCAUGAUGCAGCAUAAAUCUAUAAUGAUCCAGUUACCUCAGGGUGUCGGCUUUCAAAAGAACGUAUUUUCGGCUGCAUGCAAGAUCUAUACUCUGCAAAAAAUGACUACUUAUGUAGCAUGCAAUUUUCUCAUUGAUUGUCAAUGACCUUAAAAAUUCAAUUAUAUUUCAUGGAAAACAUGAAUACAAAUAUACAUUCUUUUACUUAUUCGAUAGAAAAUCACGUCUUCUUCCAAUUUCAUACUCAAAAGAAGAGUAUAAUUCGGUUUCAAAAAAGUUUCUAAUUGUAAGAUUUUUUAAUACCGUUAAAUGGCCAUUCAUGAAAAGUCAUGUAUCUGCAUUUUCGAAUGUGGCUUGUAAAGUUAACAAUAUUACUCAAAUCCACUGCUUAAUUUUAUGAACCUCAUAUGGUCUUCUCUUAACACCGUAGAGAAAUGCAGGCAAUAUUGUUAACUUUGCAAGCCACAUUCGUAAAUGCUGAUACAUGACGUUUCAUGAACGGCCAUUUAACGUUAUUAAAAAAUCUCACAAUUAGAAACUUUUUAAAAACCGAAUUAUACUCUUCUUUUGAGUAUGAAAUUGGAAGAAGAUUUGAUUUUCUACAGAAUAAUUAAAAGAAUGAAUAUUUUUAUGCAUGUUUUCCAUGAAAUAUAAUUUAAUGUUCAAGGGCAUCGAAAACCAAUGAGAAAAUUGCAUACUAUUUAAGUAGUCAUUUUUUGCAGAGUAUAGAUCUGGCAAGCAGCCGAAAAUAAAUUCUUUCAAAAGCCGACACCCUGAGGUAACUGGAUCAUUAUAGAUUUAUGCUACAUCAUGAUUAGUUUUACAACUCUAUUUAAUUUAUCUUUUCGAAGCGCGAACGCAUUUCGAAAUUUUGGUUGACAUUUCAUGAGUUAGAGCAUCUACUGUACAUCUUUGGUUGGAUUAUUAGCUCGUUUAACUUCGGACACUGAUUUAAACUCUAAAUACUGAAAGACGCGUACUCCAAAAGCAGCAUUGACAAACGUGUGCCCGCAGUCCAUCCAAAUAUCUCUUCGUUACAAGCAUAUUAGAAUUAAAUUACACGUCUUUUUCAAAUGCAAACUUUAAAGAAGUGCUUUAAUUUACCUGGAUUUCAUGGGAAGUCGUCUAAUGUGUAUUUUCUAAAAAAUAUACUAAAACUUAUACAUGUAUCUUAAUCCCGCCAAAAUUUAGUUUUUGUGUGUGGCAGAAAAACUUCUGCUUGACCGUGUGCAUUUCAACCCCACUUAUGGGUUUAUUUUUAACUUAAACCAUACUUUAAAUCUUAAAUCAAUGUCAGGUCACAUAAGCUGUUAUUGCAAGCACUUGAUAAAUGAUACUGGACUGUCCCAUGCUUGACAGUGAUUUCACUCUCGACCACUGCACCGGACAAAUCCUACGUCAUUUCGCUUGAGGUGACAACAGCAGAGAUGUUGAAUUAUGAGCAGCCUGAAAUAUAAACGCAACUUUUGUGCUGGCGAAGGCGUACUGUGGAAUAUCAAGCAAGAGAAAACUUCUAUCUUAAAAACUGAAGUAUGGGUGUGGUUGGCUUUAACGAAAACUACUUAUACGAACAUUAUUUGUGGGUGUAAGGGGGUAUGUGAGGUUAGCCGGUAAUGUACUGAUGAAUAUUGCUUGCAAAAUCAUCUUCCACCAGGUGCAAAACAUUUGAGCACUGAGGUAACUAGGCCUGUGACUUUAGUCUACUCGCAGACUGCUUUCGUAGACAGGAUACCUUACUCAUGGUACCGUUAACAGGCAUCAUUCAUUUUUAUCUGUCAGUCCCUGCGUUGUCUGUAAUUUUCGCUCAUUCCUCACUGUCCCUACCCUCUGGAGAAAGCAUACCAUCAAAAAACAAGCAUGAAUUCACUUCAAGGAGUAAUUUGCCUCUGCUGAGACGAUAGAAAGCCCCACGUUUAGCCAGGUACACAUAUUUUGUUCGCUAGACGAUUAUUACAUAUCCGAGCAGGCAUCGCGACACAUUCAAGGACUGACAGUUCGGAAUUAAUUAUACAUGGGUUUGGUUGAAGAAUUAUGCCCACUUUAUAAAAAUAAACAAUCACAUUGCCAAAAACUGUUUUUUUAAAAAAACGGCGUAUUAGCUAUAUAGAGCGAUUCAAGAAAAUUAGGCAAAUGAGGGGCUAAAGUAUCCAAAGACAGAGAUCGCAAAUCGCUGAGUUCAUUAUCUCGAUAAAUUUCAUUUUUUUAUUUAUUAAUUUGUAAUUUUCUGUACACCGUUCCACUGAAUUUGGAACAACAACCUUGAAGACGUUUUAUCCUCAAGAAACUUCCCAGUUUUUGACUCAUAUUUCCAACCCGGUGAUUACAAAAUCCUUACGUUACUGAACGGCGGGGUCGGCUUUUGCAAAGUUGGGAGACAGGUAAUCUACGAAAACAACUUGUUAGAGGAAACUCACCCAUCCCAUCAGAAUUUGCUUUCAAUGCCUCUGGUAGAUAUAACUGGCGGUGAGCUUUGGAGAGAUACAGGCUGGAACACAAUUCUGGAGUACAAAGAUUUCAUUUUUUACAGUUUCACUGUCAGACAAGCGCUUAUCACCUGACAACAGUUUCUUAAGUAGUUAAUCGAUCCAGUGCAUUCAACGGACUCACCACUAUUUGGCUUCUCCUCCAAAGAUCAGCUUUCAUUUAGUUGGGAAGAUGGCAAGACUUUUUGUAUUUACCUCAAAACGUGCCACUCUCCUUCAGAGGACACCACAGAUGCAGUCCUCAAACCCCGUGUCUUCAAACCGGUUAUCCGUUCCGUUGUUCAGGCCGUUAACCCGGCCUUCAAUUCGCGCCUACUCUACCUGCAACAGCCGAAGAACUUUCAGCGUUCCGCCGACGCCGUUGGAAGGGCGCAACUUGUGCAGAAGUGGGCCUACCUACGCCUGAUGAAUGAGUCGGUUGCUGCAGUCAUUGAGAACUUGGCCCUCCGUUUAGGCAACCUCAAGCGGGAUUUUAACGCAAUGAUAGUUGCAAUGGAUGCUCUGCAGAAUUCUUUUCAGUCGUCAUCUCCCGGCGACUACCAGGUUGGUGUACUGUUUCUCGAUCUCCUUCCAUGUUCAUAUUGAAUACUCUUUGUUGAAACACUUGCCAGGUUGCGAUUUCUACUCAACGGUACCAAUAUUUGGUUGACCACUGCGCUGUUCUGGUCCCCAGUGUAAGCGCAGUGUGAGUAUUUGAAGAAAAGUGACCCGUAGGUGGAUUCUGGGAUCGUUAGUGGAGAAGUAGUCAAAGCUAUAACACAAGAGGGCAACUUGAUGUCUCGAUUCAGAGAUAGGGUUAGGUUAAGGAGCUGUGUUAGUGUCAGGCUGAGAAUUGAGUUAAGGGCUGAGGUUUGUGUGGAGUUUAAGGCUUCCGGUUAGAAUAAGGACUUGGAUUGUCGUUUAGGUUAAGGUUUAGUGUUAAGGUUAGGUCUAGGGUAGGGUUGCGGCCAAGGUUAGGGUUAAGGUUUGGGUUAGAGUUGCGUUUAGGGCCAGGAUUGGGGUCAAGGCGAAAUUAAGGCCUAGGGUUGGAGCUAGGGUUUGUGGUAGGUUAAGGGCUUAGUUUAGGGUUGGCGUUAGGUUUAUAAUUAUGUUAAGGAUUAGGUUUAAUUUUAAGGUUACGGUUAGGUUUACAGUCAGGUUUAGGGUAUUGCUAUCUCGCGUGUCCUGUCAACCUGGUCUUUUUCGGGGAUUCUAGGCGUCCUUAAAUCUCGCGGCAGAUUUGUCAUACAUCAAGUUGCUCCCUCCGUCUCAGCCUUGGCUUCUUCCUCUACUAACGAAUUCAACAACCUCCUUCGACCAACAAUGCGCUUACAAGUGGGAUCAGGACAGCGUAAUGGACUCUUGCCGAACAUUGUUUGUUCCCAAGGCUCAUGCUUGAUUUCGCACGCCAUUCUUUUGCCAUCAUUCGCCAUACUCCGACUGUUCUCCAUCCGACCGGCAUACUUUUCUGCCACCGUUAAAAAAUAUUCGACACUUUCGUUUAAAAACUGCUCCGCGUCGCGUGCAAUUGCCUACCUAUCGAAAAUAGGGAGCUAGUCCAGCGCCAAUGCCUGUUAGAAUAAACAGAGGCUUGUCUCGUGAGUCAUAUGCAGAAAAAUAUCGAUUAAGUCCUGAAUUGGUAGGAACUGAUAAAUCAGCGGCUUGAAUCCCAUUUAUUAGUGUAUGCGUUUUUUUAUCUCCCACUACCCGCCAUUAAAAAUCUUUUAAUUCUUAUAAUUCUGGGUUAUAUGUCAAACGUUUCCAGAGACGCCAUGUUGUAUUGUACAUAUUUUAACUAGCGGAGACUCAACGAUCUGUCUCUUGCGAUUAGCGUAAUGAAUACUCCCAACGCGAGUAUUGUUUCUCAACCACAAGGCUCCAUAUUGCAACGUUACAGCCUUGUUUUGAACUCUGUAAAUCCCUGACUGUCUCACAAAAUAUCUUGAUUUUGAGGAUUGAGUCUUGAGAAUAUCUUCAUGUCAGUGUAUGCCUGUUGAGCAUGCUACUGCAUUCUCUCAAAGUAUAUACAUAAUUUUCCUUUCAAAGCCGUUUAAAAAUCCCUUGUCUGUUAAAAGGAAUUUGACGGCUCUUGUAGAUGCUGCAUUUCAGAAAAUUGAUCAGGAAAGUCUAUUUUGCGAAAGGCAUACUUAGAAGGAUUCUCGUUCCUUCACCUUUCUCCACAAAACGUUAUUUAUCCACCCGAAAGCGACAUUGGGUUUGAGAGGCAAGCAUUGCCUUCAAAACAUUUUCAUAGUUAGUGAGGAAUUUCUGGAAAAAAAUUUAGGGAUGAAUCAUUUGGCACUGUUUUUACACAAAAUGGAGGCCAAUUUCCAGUUCCAGCCCAGGUGUUUAAACUGCGUGACUGAUCUCAUGAAAUGUUUGCUGAAAUUCUAAAAUACGUUUUCGACAAGGAAGGAUUUCUUAGGUAAGGUUGUAAAAAUGGUUAUCAUGCUACAUAAUCCUAUAGUAUUUUGGACUCAUCAGGGUGUCGGAUUUUGAAUGCAGUUCUUUCGACCUACUGCAGAAACCACACUUGGUAAAAAAGGACUACUUAAGUAGCAUACGUUUUUCACAUUGAUUCUCGAUAGUCUUAUAAAUGCAAAUAUAUUUUACAGAAAACAUGCACAAAAAUAUGCUUUCUUCUGUUUGUUUGGAAGAGAACCACUUUUAUUCACACUUUAUCCCCCACGAAGGGUUGUUCAUCAGUUUUAUAAAAGUUUCUACUAGUGAAACUUUCAAUCCCAUGCGAUGGUCACACAUACAGUAUCGCACAUGUCCGUCUACCGAUUCUCCUCAUGGGAUGUACAGCAUAGUCCGUAUCCAUUGCGAAAUUUUAUGAACUCCGCAUUGUAUUUUCUUAAAACCAUAGAGGAAUAUAUGAUUUUUCUUACGCGGAAAGCAUGCACCUUGUAGACCGAAAUCGCUAAAUGCUGAUGCAACGGCUGAUCUGACGCGAAGUUUUUCAAGAAUCGGAAAAUUUUCCGAACCUAAAUAUACACUUUCCCAGGAUAUAAAAGGUGAAGAAAUGUGAUUUGUUACCAAACGAGCAAAAGAAAGCCCAUUUGGACAUGCUUUCUGUAAAAUAUAUUUGAACUGUUAAGACUAUCGAAUAUCAAUAUGAAAAAUGCAUGCUACUCAAGUAAUAAUUUUUUUCGACUGUGGUUUUUUGCACGAGGCCGAAAAGAAGUGCACGUAAUAAGUCGGAAAAUAUGAUAGGAUCAAGUCGCAUGAUAAUCAUUAUUACAACCCCACCUAAGUGAUCCUUCCCAAUGGAAGACGCAUUUCAGGAUUUCGGCAAACAUAUCAUGAGAUCGGUAACGCACCGCGUAAAAAAGAAAAACAUUGGUUGGGCACAAAAACAAUUUGUUUAUUAUUUUGAGAUUUCGAAUUUGUGCGGGAGUUCGUCGCAGAGAUGGCAACAGCACCAGAGCAAGUGACAGUUAUAGGGUUUUUUAACCAAUCAGUGACCGAUUACAUAAAUUUAAACGCUGCUGUAUGUCAGUGCCAGUUCGAUGUAUCGCUUGAUUGAGUACUCCGCCGAAACACAAACUUUUAUCAGUCCUUGACAUGCUUUGUCCCCAGCAUAAGCAAUCAUCAUGAACACCGUGAAACUGGACUCAUGACCCGUUUCGAAACUGUGGGCAGCCACUUGCGAGAAUUCGUCCACCCCUCACACGUCGUUGCCUACGUUGAAAGCAGAACAAGCCAAAAACUAACCGAACUGCAAACUCGAUCAAUCAACUUGCCGACCUGACGCCAGCCUCUAGAUCUGUGUUACUGAUCGUUGAUCGACUGCUUCCUCCUAUUAUUGCCACCUGCUUUGUUUGCUGCUACGGCGGUUUUUGCUUACGGGAAGGAUUUGCUUUUUCAAAUGCAUUUAAACUACACUGGAGGACAAAUGGUUUCGUCAUUUUGCCAUUACUUAGCAGCGUCUUAAAGCUCUUCGGGGGAAUUGAGGGAUUCGGCUGUUUGACCUAUUUCCGAAUCAGGCUGUUUUUACUGGGUGCGUUUUCACUUCCCUUGAUUGACUACUUUAGUUCUCAAAGUUUUGGACUAGAGCAGGUGCUUUCGGAUAUGCCCUUUAAUGUUUUUUUGGCUGGACAUGCUUGGUUUGACAUAGACGCUCGAAGUAAUUAGUCCUUCUAGCAUGCGUACUAGUCUCACAUCACGGAGCUUGGACUUUAUGGAAUUUGCCUUCCGGACGGGAAGUUCUUUUCGCACGGCUUGCCACUUCCGUGUUCCAACCGAGACCCUGACUAACUAGGUAUUGUUGUGGCAUUGUCUCGUCAUCGUCCAAUUGCCGGCUACUUCAAAAAACCUCAUGUUUACCGACAUUUGAAGCCUCAGUAAAGUGCCAUGCUAAAAUGUGUUCUGGGAGCGUAUUUUACAGCCUGGCAAGCUGAAUCCGUCUAAACAGUGUUGUCCGUGUCGGUUAAAUCAAAAUUCGGUCGAGAACGAUCAUCCGUAAUAUUGGGAUUAAGGAUAAUACGGGGCUUUUGGGAGAAGAUGCGUGGUGUUCUUAAAAAUAUAUAUAAGGGGCAGAGAGUAUAUUUUCGUUUUGUGCCUGUUUGAAACAUUAAAACGGAACCUUGUGUAAAGACAGUUCAGUGCUGGUACGCAUUUCCGUGUCAGCCAAAACUACGAAUUUAUCAAGGCCACAUUCUAUUGCUGUAGUCCUUUGAAGUAAGAAUGCAAUUUGCUUUCCAAAUUCGCUUAAAAUUUCACCGUUAAUCAAAAAGCACUCGACUGCAUGAUACAGAUUCAGAAAAACGACCGAAAAAAUCGCGUUCAGCAUGAUGCAAGUUUGACAAGAUUUUUAUCCGCCCACUGACAGCUGCAGAACCUCUGGAAUUCGCAGAGGCGCAUGGCUAGGUAUGCAUACUAAAUAUUAGCUUAAGAAUUAUUUUUGUGUUUAUUUGAAGAGUCUGGAGGAAAGCUUCACUACAUGCUUUCGUGUAAGAGCAGUCUGUAGGAUGUCGCAUGACUCCGUAGAGUAUCGUUGAGACUUUUAACCGUACUCUGUGUCCUUUCAACGAGACGGAGUUAAAGAGUGUAACUAAAGGGCCACACAGUUACGUACAUGUUUUUUGAAAGAGAGCAACGCUCGUUUUUAGACGAAUUAAACGGUACGAACGUUGAUAUCGUUAUGACCUAUUGAUUUCCUCGUCGUUUUUAACUUUUUUGAAUUUUACAACUACUGGUAAUGUGAUAUUGGCAUACAUCCUCCUGACAGCCUAAUUCAAAAUUAUGCUUAAACGAAUUUUCUACAAAAUGUUUACCACGGUAUUCCCUUUAAUUACCGUUCAGCCAAUACAAGUAUCAAACUUAAAACGCUGUUUUCUCAUGGUAGACUGAUGCGCUUAUUAAGUCUUUCAUUGCAUUAUUCGUUGCAAAAUAAAUUAGGGGAGAACCUUUGAAAGUUUGUGUCUGACAAUGUUAUGCUAAGUGCCAACGAAGAUUCCAAUACCUUCUUUAGUAGAUGCGGUAACUCAUAAAAUGUAAACCGAAAAUCUGAAAUGCGUUCUCGCUUCGAAAACGUUAAAUUAAACAUAAUGUAGCAAAAUCUUAUAAAAUGCGGUUACCUGAGGAUGCCGACUUUCGAACAAAUUUCUUUCCGACAUUAUGUAAAACCACACUGUGUAAAAAGGGACUACUUAUGUGGCAUUAUUUUUUGCAUUGAUUUUCGAUGCCCUUGAAAUUACAAUUACAUUUCAUGGGAAUCAUGCAUGAGAAUAUUCAUUGUUUUACUCAUUCGAUAGAAAAUAUGUAUCCUUCCAAUUUUGUACACGAAUGGAGGGUUUAAUUCGGUUUGCAAAAACCUUUUUGAUUCCCGAAUGAUUUUAAAUCCCGACCUGCCGUUACAAACUAUAAGCCGUAUAUUUUCCGUGUAAUGAAAACCAUGCAUGUUAAGAGAAGACUAUACGGGUUUCAUAAAAUUUAGCAGCGGAUUUCAGUCACAUCGUGAACUUUACAGCCAACAUUGGUAAAUGCAUGGACAUGACAUUUUAUAAACAGCCAUUUCACGGUAUUAGAAUAUUUCACAAUCAGAAGAUUUUUUAAAACCGAACUAUACCCUUCUUUCAAGCAUAAAAUUGAAGAAAGACGUCAUUUUCCAGGAAAAGCGCAAGAGAAUGAAUAUUUUAUUCAUGUUUUCCAUGAUACAUAAUUAAAUGUUUAAAGGCAUCGAAAAUUAACGAGCAAAAUGCAUGCUACAUAAGUAGUAAUUUUUGCAGAGUGUGGUUUUGCGUGCGGCCGGAAAAAUAUUCGCUCAAAAGCCACCAUCCCGAGGUAAUUGCAUUUUUAUAGACUUAUGCUGCAUGACGAUUAAUUUUAAAAACCCCACUUAAUGAGUCUUUUUUAAACCUAAACGCAUUGCAGAAUUUCAGCUAACAUUGUAUGACUUAGCAUACCUACUGUGAGUUAAGUCCUCUCGAGUAUUUCAUAGAUACGUAUUUAAAAAUGUCUAUAGAAUAUGCGCUCUAGUGUAAACCGUCCAGAGAGUUUGUCCUGCCAUGCUUUUCACAGAGAAUGUUCAGGACCAAUUUCAGUACAAGUUACUUUGCAAUCUACAGUAGAUGUGCUAAUUCAUGAAUUGUCAACCACAAUUUCGAAAUGCGUUCGCGUUUCGAAAAGAUAAAUUAAGUAGUGUUGUAAAACUAAUCAUCAUGCAGCAUAAAUCUAUAGUCAUCCAGUUACCUCAGGGUGUCGGCUUUCGAAUGAACUUAUUUUCGGCUGCAUGCACGGUCUAUACUCUGCAACAAAAUUACUACUUAAGUAGUAUGCAAUUUUCUCAUUGAUUUUCGAUGCCCUUGAAAAUUCAAUUAUAGUUCAUGAAAAACAUGCAUAAAAAUAUUCAUCCUUUUACUUAUUCGGUAGACAAUCGCGUCUUCUUCCAAUUUCAUACUCAAAAGUAAAGCAUAAUUCGGUUUUAAAAAAGUUUUUAAUUGUGAGAUUUUUUAAUACCGUUAAAUGGCCGUUCAUGAAACGUCAUGUAUCUGCAUUUACGAAUGUGGCUUGUAAAGUUAACAAGCCAACGCUCUAACCACCUGAGCUACGAGGCCCCGCCGGACGACGCGUUUAAUCACAUUUGGGUCAAAUUACCCGCCUAACCUACUGCGACGUCUGGAAUCCACCAAAUCUGAUAGAGUAAGUUGAAGGAUUUCCUUUAAAUGUUAUUCUAUAGUUAUAAAGUCCCACGAUUAGUUGCACAAAUGUCACUCAGGAUAUACUAAUACAGAUUGCAUCUCAGAUAUAAGUGAACUAUUCCUUUGUCGUUCUAAAUCCGUGCACAGCCCACUCACAAAUGCUCAGUAUUUAGAAGAUGUGAUUGUACCCACGUCGCUUAUCCGUGGAUUUGCAAGCCCUAAUCUAGCCAACGGUCUAUGAUCGUUAAUCAUGGUUUUUUGAGAAUGAUAUUAUUUAGGUUUCUCGAUGUUUUGCACGGACUGAUAUCUGUUUGCGGGCCUCCGAGGCAACUGAUAACCAGUGACUGCGUCCUAUAAAUGGCACAUUCCUCGGGCCUCCGGUGGUUGAAAUUUAGCUGAAACGAUUAAUGUUUUGCUCGUUCCAUUUCUGAAUUACCUAUGUACAAACGCUAAACUACACGACAAGUAGUGUUCCAUAUGUUCAAAACUGCAAAUAACCAUUCGGUGGUGGUCAUUUAUGUGACAUCCGGUAAAAUUUUCCAAACGACCAAACAAUUUCAGCCAAUUUAAACGAGGGAAUUUCUAUCUGCAUUAUUAUUGCACUUAAGGGCACUAAAUCGCACAGAUCUGCUAAUUUGUCAUUUAGAAACUGAUAAAACAUCUGGUUUUCUUAAAAUAACCUUUGUGUUAGCAGGUUACUUACCACGGUUAACAUCGGACAUAAAAUAAGUUUUAAAGUUCGGCUAAAUCUACUUAUUAAAACUCGCGGUUAAAUUACCAUCAUUUCAAUGAAAAAGUCGCUCUGAUGCGCAACAGGAGUCUUGGAAAUGUAUUAGCAUAAAAAAUUGCACAAAUAUAUUCAACAUCCAUUUUCGCUAGAAUUUACUAAGAUUUUACUUGAUAUAAUUACGUAACCACAAUUUCUGCACAAGAGGAGAACAUCUUAUUGAAGGAUGUGAAUGAGCGAACAAAAUGCGCAACGUAAAAGACGUCCAGACAUUCUCUCAUCAGUUUCUGCUAUCAGAGUUUAUGAGAUAAAUCACGUACUGUAAAUGGCACAUUCCUCGGGCCUCCGCUGGUUAUAUUGCUGGCGUCGGGGGAACAACGUUCCUAUACUGACGACCGGGUCUACUUUUACACAGGCAUUGCAAUCUGGAACUCGGCUUUUUUGCGAGUAAGAUUUCACAGUAACGAUGGCUGCUAGGAGCAACGCUGCAUCUUUAGUUGGUUUUCAUUAUUUAAAAGAGAGAAGUGGAUAGCAAACGCCUGAAUGCACACACUAGUGUCAGCAAACUGAUCAGCUCUCAGAAGAACUGUAAUCAACGAGCCAUUACAAAGUGGCUUAGGGGGCAACAUCUCAGACAGCUUUUCUGCAAAUGAACCAAAAACUCCGUCUGAAAUAUCAGAAAGUUGAAGCAGCAGUAUUAAAUGCCUCAGAAGGAGAUAGGCUGUGACGUUAGCUGCAGUGUACAACAUCAACUCUAAGUGCCCAAUGUACUGAUACGCACGAGAAAAUCGUUUUUAUUAAAUAGCAGCCGAAUUUUAGACAUCAAUGCAAUAUGUGAUAUGUCAUCUAUCUGAAGAUUUCCCAACCACUUGUGAGAAUUUAAUUACAUAAAAAUGACUCCCUAACUAACGACGUCGUUGUUGCGGUCUUUUGGAUCCCCCGGAAAUUAAUCCGUAACCUGAAGUGCAUUAGUAUAAAGUAAACUGUACUGGCUCAGACCAAAGGUUUCUAUAAACAUUUGGGCCAAAUCCGCAAUUUUAAAACCGGCAUAUCUACCAGAAAGCAUACCGGGGGGAGGACGCUGAGCCGAAUUCCCGACAGCGGCAGAAUAUCUGUGAAAUUCGUGUCUAGGUCUUUAGAUAAGGUCUGUGAUCUCAAGUGUGGUACAUCAUUUAACCUGUACAUAUGCGUCUUUUUCGUCUAUCUAACAUCUGCUACUUUAUUUUAGGAAAACUCAUGGACAAUAUACUCAGAAUGACAUUACCGACAAAGACAAGGGAGACUGGAAUGGCCAUUUCAGGCUUAUUAGCCGUCAUCAGCCAGCCAUACCCAACCCCGAAAUGUGCAACGCCCGAGGCUCGAACUCGCGACCUGUUAGUUAGAAGUCCAUGCCUCUAACCACUGGGCCACGAGCCCGUUGCCCUGUCGGUUUUUAUCGGGAAUAUACAAUGGUAUGGGCGCACAUCCAUCGUUCUUACGGAACUCACUCACUCUGUUGCGCCUUACGGGCUCUAUCUCGAACCCAACCAGCAGCCGCACAGCGGCGCAUGAUAUGGGCAGAAUGGCAUUACCGUAAGACACCGACCGGCGAGCGCCCCCUACCAUUGUAUAUUCCCGAUCAAAACCGAUAGGGCAACGGGUUCUUGCCCCAGUGGUUAGAAGCGUGGACUUCUAACUAACUGGUCGCGAGUCCGAGCCUCAGAUGUUCCACACUUUGGGGUUGGGUAUGACUGGCUGACGACGGCUAAUAAUCCAGAAAUGGCCAUUCCAGUCUCCCUUGUCUUCGUCGAUGAUAACAUACUGUCUAAAAAAUAAUGUUCUCUCGACGAGCUUUUAUGGAAGCCUGAAGCAAUCCGAUAUUAUAGAAGUUCAGGUUUUUGUAUUUUUGAGACAUCUACUGUAAAUCACGCUUAGUAAGUUAUCUCCAAAGUACUAAUCUUUCCUGGAGUUGUCACCAUAUAUCAGGGAUUUAUGAGUUUCGCUGGCAUUUGUUCCCUAUUCCAAAAGUAGGCGGAAAUUAUUUUUUAAAAUAUGCAUAAAAAAUGGCCCCUGGAUUUUAGAAACAGGAUAAAGAGGACUUAAGUUAAAGGACCACGAAUAUUCCGCUACUGCCUAAGGCAACUACGAGGCGUUCGGCUCACCAGUGCUCUAUCCAGCGUCCCGCGUGCCCUUUCACCAGCUUUAGGAUGUCAGCAUUUUUAAUGCGCUAACUGUUCUAUGUGCAAUAAUAGGCGGAUAAAGCCGAGACAUCUUGAUGUUAGUUACUCUGGCGUCAGCUUGAGGGGUAACAAACUUAUUUUUACUGAAGUACGUAGUUCUUGCAUGUUUGCAUCAAUAUGCAGUCAGUGGGCGAUAUCAUGUAAUGAAUUGCGUUUUAGAUUUGGAACCAGUACAUACUUGGUUUGGGGUUGUAAUACUGAUAACCACGCGUCAUAAUAUCAUGAUAUUUCGGGUUUGCUAGGAUGUUGACUAUUGAGCGCACUUCUGUCCAACAUUCGACUAAAACUGCACUCGGUUAAAAAAACUACUCAGGUAUCGUAACUUGUCUGGAUUUGUAAGGAAAUUAUGUCUUUUUAAUUUGCAUGCUCGAAGAAUGAGAACCUUUCGAUUUUAAACAAAUUUUAUAAUUGUAGAGUUUUCUCUUAACAUGUGAUGGUGAAGUGUACGGCAUCCUUCCUGACCGUGUACUGAUGCUCCAUUAUAAAAUUUUAUGAACGUCACAUAGCAUUUUGUCGUGGACAUAUGGAGAAAUAUGAUUUUUCAUAUGCGGAAAGUAUGCACUUAGUAGACCGAUGUCGCUCAAUGCAAGUUCCACUCCAAAUCAUCCGAGAAUCGAAAACAAAAUUUAUAGCCGAGGAUCGCCCUUCCUCUGAGUAAACAAAUUGAUGAAAGCAUAAUUUUCUACCCACAGAGUACAAAAAGAAAUAUUCUUGUGCGUUUUUUCUAUAAAAUAUACCGGAAUUUAUAAGGUCAUCGAAAAUCAAUGUGAUGAAUUCAUAAUGCCAAAGUAGUUGUUUUGUAACCGAGUGCGGCUUUUAUAGGAGGUAAAGAAGAAAAUUAUUCAGAAGCCAUCAUCCUGAGGAGUCCGAAAUAUUAUGGAAUAAGGCCGUGCGAUGUUCGAAACUACAACCCCACCUAAGUAGCCUGCAUUUCGGCUAGCAUUUUUUCUCAGAUCGGCCACUGAUAGUAGGCCCAAAUAAUUGCCUUGCCGUCGUCAUGCUCCUAGCCGGGCGGGCUGCGAAUCGUCAGCUCUGGGACGUAGCGGAAAUGCCCAUCACUGCCGUACAACCAGUACACCCAGUUCAGUACACCCAUCUCCUAUGUGCAUGAAUACCCCAGAUCUCAGCCAACAUGUAGCCAGCUCGUCAGUGUAGCAGUGAGGGUGCCGAUCGGAUGAUCGAGGGACAUCGGUCCAAACCUCAGGUGUGCAACUUGCGUUUGAAUUAUUGCUAGCUGACAAGGGCAGAUAAACGGGAAACAGUCUUUCCACCACUUUUGCUCCAGCGACUGCUGGACUUAUAAUUUUUCCGAUUACAUGCUUACAAAUGUGCGGCAAAUGCCGCUUUGAGAAAUCAUAUUACCAAAAAAUGGAAUUCAACUGAUUUCGACUAUGAUAAAGACAAAAAGACGUCGUUUACCACUUCUGUCUGCGUUGUCAGUUUUUCUCCCCUCGCAGUCGCUGACUUUUUAACAGUGGAAUUUUUUUACUACUAUGAGCUCUCCUACUAGCUCUAGUUUAGUCACUUGGAGUUCAAUUUAGGUUUGGAAAGAGCGGGCUUCUGCCUACAGACCUCUAUCAGAAGAAAGCAAUAGAAGAAGAAACUAAACAAAAUUAACAAAACACCCUGCAAACUUUUUGCUCUCUGAGGAAGGGCCUCUGCGGCAGUUCGAACCGGCAGUAAAAUACCCUCUUCUUCGCAAUACUAGAGCCUUUAUCUCUUUCGCAUGAACUUUUAUCCAUUACCAUACCGGGCGGAGGGUCGUUUUGUGAAUGAUCAUUCAAGCACUUGGAGACACCAUGUAAUAUAUAUAUAUAUAUAUGUAUAUAGAUAAACGUUACUCUGCGUAUUUAGGACUGAACAUUUAACAAAACGGCCAUAAUGAUAGGCAUUCGGUAGGUAACCCGACUCAUGUAAAAUAUCAAAAUUUCCGAAUGAUUGUAAAUUACUCGUAAACCGACACCAAUGCAUGGAUCCAAUAUCUAUGUUUAUUAAGCACAAAUUCAAAAAAAUAAAAACAAAAGAAGUAUUAAAGGUAAUGCUGCGUUGCUUCGAAUUGUCAUCUUUAGAUAAGGGCAAAACCCUAAAAAAGUAUAAAAAAAUGACUGUAAUUUAAUAAACUUCGUCUUUAGAUGCACGAACUGGCCUGUAAUGCAAAAUUGUAAAUAAAUAUGAAUGCCCAGGUUAAAUCACGUUUACAAUUAGUGUUUUAGUGAAGUUUAUACCUAACUACUCUCUGCGAAUUGGUGUAAUUUAAGAUAUGACGAUUUUCCAAAAACCUUCAUUCUGAAAAUAUAUUCCAAGAGAGUUUUCUGUGAAUUCGUGGUAUUCUUAACUUGUUUGAGUUAAAUCAGAUGCGGCUUAACGAGAGAAACGAGAUUUUUCCCGAUUUCGCCAAUAGUGAUAUCGCAGGAAAAAAUUUUCAUAGGGUCACGUGCUACCAGGACAAUUGGUGACUAAUAAAUUUAAAUACAAUUGACAGGGGUAAUCGCAAACAUACCAUUUUGUGUUUCUAAAGGGAAAUUUUCUCCUAUUAGAUUGAUUUGUACUUUUCGCUUGUUCUGGAAUAAGUUGAGUUUCAGGUCGGCUUUGAAAUAUCGCUGAAUACUGCAUGAUUUUCAGCGUUUCACAGAUCGCCCAUAAAGGCAGAUUUUUUAAUCAUGUAGCUGUUAAAAGUUUUGAAAUAAAAUACUUCUUGAAGGCAUUCACCAAAAAAGCGCGUGCUUGGGCGUUCCUCUUCAUGUAGAGGGUCGUUUGGUCAAAUUUGAAGACUCUGUCAGACAGGAAACCUCAUCGAAAGUCAGCAACGAAUAUGACUUCGACUAGUUGGGAAAUUUUCUCCAAUAAGUUACCUCUUUAAGGAGUGAUUUAAUACUGCACUCCGUUGGCGGCUCUCUGUGCAUCUUGCAUUUUUGUACGGCGAGAUCAAGAAUAAUUUGACGAAUUUGACCGGCUUUCUUCACGUUCGUAAACAACGGUGACAUUUUUAUACCGACUAUUUGCACUGUUUUGUUCACCUUUAAACUCCUUUUUACGAUUUUGAAUGCACGGCAGAGUGCCCUGAUGGAAACCGGUAUUUUGUUAAGACUGUUAAGGUCUUAUUUGUACACUUUCUGAUUUAGGUAUAUGCAGAAGCUAGACUGCGCUAAAAGUGAUUUUUAAUACGUUCAAAACUGCAAACGACUAUUAGUUGGUGACGAUAAGUAGAAUUUUCCGAACGACAAAACAGUUUUAGUUCAUUUACACAAAGGAUCGCCUUUGGGGUGCAAAAACGCACAGAACGGUUAAUCUGACUUCUGGAAAUCGGUAAAACGUCCGAUUCUUCUAAAAUAGCCUACAUAUUAUCAAGCCGAUUCCUACGGUUAGCAUCCGACAGAAAACCAAUCUUCAAUUCCAGCAAACUCUGAUUAAGAAGACUCUUGAGAGUAAACUAAUCUCCUUUCAAAGAAAAGCCUGUUCAAAUGCGCCACCGAAGUCUAAGACAGGUAUUAACAGAGAAAAUUGUCGAAAUAUAAGUCAACAUCCAUUUUUGUCCAAAUGUGUGGACAUUUCGCUUGAUAACAUCUCGAGAAGACGAUUUCUACACAAGAAAAGGACGUGUCCUUGAAGGGGCUGGAUGAGCAAGCAGAGUGAGCAAUGUUCAAGACGUUUACUACUCUCACAUUAGCUUUCGCCGUCAGGUUUCAUGAGAUAGGUCACAUACUGUAUAUAGUAUCCCCUCGCAUAUUGGUACACUCGGUUGUUGCUACAAACGUAAGAAUUUGGUCUGAUUGUGCUUUUCUCCAUAACCGAAUACCUUGGCCCCUAUAGGAAGCAUUUAGUUAAAAGAAAACCACCUCAGCGCAUGUAAAUUCUACCGGGAAGACUGGCUAGUUAAUUCCGACUAGGACCGAUUAAUGUAGAGACAUCGACUGAUGGUUACUUUACUGAUUCGUGGUCAGCUAACGUGCAUCAGGGCGGUGCAAAUAUGAAAACUAACUAACUACUGAGGAUGAUAAUUUACGCGAUUAAUGCACACGUCAGGGACCUAUGCCGUAGGCGAUGGAAGUUCUCAUUGUCCGUGGGUCUGCUCUCCCCCUGGCAAUGCCUGCAAUCUGGUAGAGCACAUCAAACGUUUGAAAAUCACAUCACUUUUGAGCUAAGAAAAAUUACAAAUCUUCAGAUGCUGGGCGGUGGAUGAAUCCGAACGGGAUCACAAGCCUCUUAUCUCGAGGAAACCCUUUGAUUCCUGAUGAGAGCAUAGUAAUUUCACCAGAGCCUAUAAUUACCACGCAAAGAGCAGUAUUCUCUCCCUUUAUGUCAGAUCCGAUAAAUCAAAGGUUCAGUAGGUUUUGAUGUCAGUUUCGGAAAUAAUGGUACCGUCAUAAACAAAGGAACGGUAUACGACACGAAACUGCACUUACGCAAACAUUCAACUCAAAGAAAGCUUUCGACGAAUAUAAUAGAGCUAAAUGAGAGUUUCAUCGGGCAGUUAUCUUGCGUUUUUUGUAGGUAAAUGAUGGGUAAAUUAAUCUUUAUAUGAAGAAACUUAGAGAAAUUCAUGUGGGGGACCGUGUGCGGUGACAUUGUCCAGGACCAGCUUACCUCAUGGAGGGCUGUCGGAUAUGCUUCAAUUAUCUGACAUUUGAACCCAGGGAUUUCAAGCUGAAUAGUAUGAAAGAAUGGCAAUCUGGCUUUCAUUUAUGCUUUGUCUUAUUAUAACAAUGGCCAGAUAUCUGAUCUGUCCUGGAACUCAAUUUCACCACUAAAAAUCCACUUUGCGAAGGAUUUCCGCCAUAUUCGGAGUCCUAAGUAUUGCACAGUUUGCAAUUUCGUUAUAUAUGGAACAGAUCUGAUUAGGGUUUGCGGCUUGACGUUUGUAAAAGAAGAGCGUAUACUCAAGGCUACGUAUAAAGACGGUAGCGCAUUAACAGACGAUAGGUUUUUUAACUUAUUCAGUUGCCGCAGCGUCUAGUCAAUAAUAGGAUAUCAAGAUACUACGGUACUAAACCGUGACUUAUAACCAAAACUAUAUAAACGUCAACCCAACUUCCGAUGAAUCAGUUUAUGUGGUGUCUAGGCGAAUAGAACAGAAUCGUAUUAAGGAGAUGUAGAAAAACUAUCAGCAUUCAUCUGUUCAACUGCACACAAAAAGCGAUAACGGUAAAUGAUGUUUUUAAGGAUGCAAAAAGAGUUGUAGUAUUUUACUUCAUACAGCAAACGAAGGAACUCAUAAACCGGGACGGCGAACAUCCAUAUGAUUAUCACUGAAUACCUCAAACAUAGGGCGUUUUUAAUAAUAGUAGAACGCCCCCUAAAAGAACUAGUUCUCGUAUAGAAGGUGCUUUAACGCUUUUAUCGCGGACACCAGCCCAGAAACUAAAGAGAAAUCUUACGAUACUUUAUAUUCAGGACACUUUAUGUGGCAAAAGCCGUUGCAGGCAAUGUCUGUAAACUUAUGCUUGGUCCACUAGCGGACCAAAUGGACAAAUGGUCCAAAUGGCCAAACGUUGCCAAGCCAACCGUAGCAAGAUCGAAAAUUUUUUUUAUCAACGCAAAUUGCGCAAGCAGUGUGUAAAUACGUAGGUUAUUGUUGUAAAAACGAAGACUUUAUUUCUUUAAAAAUUAUGAUUUCUAAGUCUAUGUAAUUUUAUUGCUCAAAAUGCAGCAUUAGGCCUACCUACAAUUCCUUGUGUUACCCAAACCCAUGUUUUCCUGCCCUCCACAGACGUGCCUUAAAAAACUGCAGUAAGGCCUAUAACCAAGCGCCCAUUUUAAAAUCUGUGCGGUCUACACGCAUUAAUAAUGUGAAUAAUAUGUUUGCAUGUACCCGACCACUUCAUGGUGCAUUUGUAGUCAUAAACCUAAAACACAAUAGACGAACUUGAGCUGGAAAGGCGUUGUAGCUGUUUCCCUGCCUGUACUUUUUCAAAAACAGAGUCUCGAAAGUUUGUCGGCGAAACAAAUAGUAAAGGCAUGUUUUAAAUAGGCAUCUAGCUAGAAGAGGUUUUCCCGUCUAUUAAAAGUGUAUUCACUACGGACAUUUACUUGCGUCGGCGAGAACGUUUCGCUAUAAACUCGACCUAAACCGCCAACUGCAUAAGAAGAAACGUCCUAGAACACCACCUAGGCAAAUACUUUAAAUAGCUUUCUUGCGUUUAGGUUUUAGAUAGACACAAGUUCUAUAAGCUGUCUUUUCGAGCAGUGAUUUCGAAGACGCCUUAAAACUCAGAGAACUCUAUUGUUCCCAAAAUUCCUCUCGAUAGGCAGAAAACCAUAUUCGUAGGUAAAUUCGACCCCAAUGUGAUUAAAUUCGAGUCUUCCGACGGGGUUUCAUAGCUCAAGUGGUUAGAGCGUUGGCUGUACUAAAGCCUUCUCCUUACUGCGUGGGUUCGAAUCCCACCGAGACGCCGUUUUUCACAGUUGGGUCAAUAGGAAGAAAACAAUAUGAUUUCAGUUGCAUUUUCCAUUUACAUUCCGAUUCCCUCGCCAGUGGGCGGUUUCGUAUGAUGUGGGUCUAUAACAUAUCUUAUUUCUCUGACUUUCCCGUCAGCGAAAUCAAUCGAAAUAUCUCGUAGUCAAACGCAGCUUGGAAAAUGCAAAAAACGGCAGAGUUUUAUCAAAUGUUUGUAACGCUCUUCUCGAAUACAUGGUCAGACAUAAUUGUUACAAUCUAAUAGUCAUUUGUCCCCUAACGUCUGGAAGAGUGAAUAUAGGGGCUUUUAAGGUUUUGUGCUUAUACCAUUUUACUGACUCAAUUCCUUGUCGACAGACUUUAUACACUUUUGUAAUUAAAAUUUAACUAUUGGAUAAGAAUAAUUGGAUAUGCCAUGCCUCUUAAGUAGCCUGACCAGUGUACUAUCACUUUCAAUGUUUUCUUUGUAUUUUAAUCUAGUUGAAGGCUUUUCCGAUUAACUGGUAGUUUUGACCAUGUAUUUUGAUCGGCUUCCGACUCACUAGAUAUUUUUUGCCAAUUUGCGCAAAUUGCGCGACUUACGUCACUGACGAUACAUCUCCGUUUUUGCUCGGAAUCAAAAAUUAAGACAAAGUAAUGGUAAGAUUCGUAAGUACAGAGCUUGAACAUUCCGAAUCCAAAUAAAGCAUAGGUAACGGCCUUUUGAGACAUAAUUGGCCACGGAUUAAAACAUGUCUAAACAGGCCUAUGAGGCGGUCUGUCUUACAGUUUAUCUUUAAAUCUGGGAAAUUGUAUUUCGGAAGGCCUUACGGCAAAGGUACUAUUAUUUCGUGAGUCGACGCUUUGAACUUUAAGUGUAACAUGUAACCCACGUCAGUCAUAAAACGAAGAGCUACUGCACGAGUUAGAUGCGUUUGUACUUUUAAAUUGGAGCGUUAGUUUAAUUCGUCUGUUGGAACAAGUAAAUCGCAUUUUACCUUUCAGCAAUUACUUGGCCGAAAACACCGUUUAAAAGGUGGUGCCCAGAAGAAGAAAAUUAUGCUUUUCCAUAAGAUCAGAAAUCAAUGCGCAGCGUGAGACGUGUCCUGCAUUGGCUAGUUACACAUGCGACGAAUGCUGUCAAAGAGGACCUCGGCCAGCCAGUCGUAUCUCAGAUCGUAGCUUUCCGGUUCCUGGGGUCUGGUUAUGGCUGAGUGAUUGCAGAAAAUCAUUCAGAAAUAGACAUUCCGAGUAGCCUAAUCCCUGUCGGAAUCCUUUAUGCAUUCUUAACUGUAAGUCGUUUUACGACCGUCUGCAAGAGCCAAACAGAGCGAUCGCUUUUUUCUCUGUCACAACUGAAUCCGCAAAACGUUACUUCCGCGCAUUUUUGUACAUAUUUCCUUCUGCAGAGUAUUUCGAAUUACUCCUCAUGUCCAAGCAAAGAGGCUCCUGGAAGGCGUGAAAUGGCAUAAUAGCCUAAGAUCACAUUGUGUGCAAGUCGAAGUCUUGAACGUAUGGGUGCAAGCUCACUCCUGUGCUCAGUAACGCACCUCAAAUAUUUGCAAAUUAUCGGUUUUGAGACCCAGAAACUACUUUUUCACCAAUGUAAAACUUCGUAUCUCUGCCUUUGAGGCCGUUCCCUCUUUCCGCAAACCCCGAAGUUGUUCCAUUUAAAAGUGGUCUCAGUAAGGGUAUGGUAUGUAACAUCAUUGAGAAAACUGUAGAUUACUGCAACCCUUAUGGCGACCGCGGUCCUGCCUGUAACGGGGUAUCCUAACCCUUGAACCACUGACAUUUGGGCCACAAACUUACGCAACCGUAACCUCAAUGGAAGCUUUAAAACUCUUACACUCACCCUACAAGGCAGCCCUAAUCACGCUGUGCGUAAUUCUAAAACUCUUACCAUAUCCGUGAUUUCAAUCCUAACCCCGAAGUGCAAAUCUUGAACCAUAACCAAAUCUUCGGGGUUGACUGCAAAAACUAAGUUUGUGAAAGGCAACUACUUAUGUAAUGUGAGUUUUCUUAUUGAUUUUAGAUUAUCUUACAAAUCAAAAUAAAAAUUACAAAAAUAUGCACAAAAUAAUCUUUUCCAUACUCAUUUGGUUUCGAGUCAUUUCUUCUUCAAAUACUUUAUUUGAAAAAGAUAUCAUUCGGUUUAGAAAAACUUUUUAUUAAUUCCCAAACAAUUUUGAAAUUGUGCAAUGAUUUACCGUACUAACAACACAGGUAUUAGCUAAAAGCCCAGACACGCGUGUUUCGCCGAUCUUAUGCCGAUGCCUGACGCAGCUGCGAGGGGUUCGGCUCGUCAGUGGGUCCCCAGCUUUUCCCGUGUGUUUUCUGGUAUAUGAACUCCAGUUUUAAUUUCCGAGGAAAGUAAUGCGCGAACUUGGAGUCAAUCUUUCGAAACGGGCCUUCUCAGGCACGCUCCAAAUUUUGAUAUGAAUAUUUGAGCUGAAAUCCAUCAGCUACUGCGGAAUAACCGCUUAAUAUUCACAAACCGCCAACAGGCAGUCAGUAGUAUAGAACUGUGCAAUGAUUUACCGUACUAACAACCUGUUGUUGCACUGCCAUUCGGGACUUCAAACUAUCAGUUGUAUAUGUUCAGUGUAAGGACGAUCAUAUAUUUCUAAAGGUCAUUCAGAAUUUUGCAAUAGAUGUCGAUUACCCAAUCAUGAAAACCCUAGUCCUAAGCAUACUACACCUUCUAAUGCUAACCCUGACCCUAAGCGUGGCCCUAACCCUAACUUUGAUCCAGACAUUGGCAUGUUUAUCGUCAUUAACGGUAGUGAAGGUGAGAAUCCGAACAUUGUAUAACUUCCCUCGCGAUUACGUGUCAGGCUAACCGUUGUUAACCACGCCCACUCAACUAAGAUGCAACGGUAGGCUCUUGAACAACCAACCAAGGGACUGCAUACCCUACCCUUGCCGUGGUCCCUUUCGUAAUACAAUGUCUGUGGUUAUGAAAGCAGGCUUCAUGACGCCAGUGAAUUAGUUGAGGUUUGGUGAAAACUUGAUCUUUUAUCAGAAAUGUGUGCAAAAUGACAAUGAAUGCUGUCUGCAAGGCUGAGACCUACCCAGUUUUUGGUUUAGCUGACCGCAUAUUGCAAGAGACACCGAUGAGCAUGUUCGCAAUAGCCCAGGGCUGUCGACUAUGCUGAAAUAUGCAAAUAUCAAGAAAGAAAGGUGCGUUCAUCUGGAGGGGUUUGUUUUGAGUUUGACUUUGGUCUCUCAACCUCGGAGAUUCCCGUGCAUGGAUAUCCUUAUGCGGCACAUUUUACCUGAUGUGUAGGCCGAAAAUGCUAAGCGUGGAGAGGUGUCGUGUGGACUCUGUUUCACCGCGAUCUCUGCCUCAUGUCCUCUUGUGCGGCUACAACACAUCGGUAUCCAAUCGCCACAGAAGUGCGAUUGCUCUGGUAUAUGGACAGCGCCAAAAAAGGGGCGGUAAUACUGUCAAAUUUAAGCAUACAAUUCGACAAGCGCGCUCCGCAGAGACGACAUCAUCAGCGUAACGACUGAUUUUGGCCUGUGCUGUUUCCUGUCUGUUGGUUUUUAAACCCAGAUCGGGGGGAGGCAGGCUUAUGUGACCGGUGCACUGAACAGUCCUUGGCCAUCCAGGCUUCCUGCACCUGCCUUUAUGUGUAAACACCGCCUCUUCCUCUUUUGACAUGCCAUCUGGAAGUCACGUUUUCGCUGCAAGUGUCUUUCCUGCUCGCAGCCAGCUAACAGGGCGUUUGAAACCACUAACGACCUCUUACUUUCUGUGAAGUUAACACCUGGACGAUGGACAUUGAAUCUUGUCGUGUGGACUGUUCGCCUUUUGAUGAAUUUGUUUCAGCGGUCGAUUUCUUUCUCUCCUACGUAAAAGUGGGGGGGGGCAUUAAGCUGCUUGUGGUUAUUACUAUAAGCAGCCAGUUCACUUGAUUGCUGUCUGAUUUGCAAGGAAUUAUCUGCAUUUGGAUCGCUAGUUGUGUCACGCGUUUUUUCGCAGUAAGCGUUUUAUAAUGCCUCGUCUGCCUUUUUUCUAGACACACACACGCGAAAUGCCCGCAUUUUUGCUCGCGUUUUGAGUGUUCUAUCCAGGUGUUUCGGAAAAAAUGUUGGAGUGUGCAGUACUGGGCAAAGUUACUCCGGGGUUUUUUUUUAUUGUUUUGGCAUUUAUGCCAGGGUUGUGAGAAAUUGGAUGAUUUAAUUAAAUACGCUUUUAAAUUAUUUGAGACUGUUUACAGCGUACAAACCCAUAACUAGUCCAAACUCGUGUGAAUUUCGUUAUUAUUUCCUGACGGAAGUGAUAAAAUGGCCAUGUUUACAGGUAGGCUGUGGAAUAUUGAUCAUAGUUAAGAGCGUCAUUUGAAAACGUGGAUCAUUUUAGCGUUUAUUUUGGUAUUUGCUGCAGAUCGACAGAGUUAUUACUAGGCAGACAACGGAAGACAUAUGAGUCGAAGUCCACAAAUUUCUUAGGGACGCCUAUUCUUAAGACAGUGAAGUAAAUAAGUCAAGUAACUAGUAUCUGUGCUGCUAGUACGGUAGCUGGUAACCAUAAAAUAUAUUACUAUCCGGUUGUCGGCAGUUAGUAAAUAGUACACGGUUAUCCCACUGUGGUUGAUGGACUUCGGCUCAAAUAUUCGUGCAUCGAAUUUCGGUCUGCGCCUACAGAUCCUUGCGUACACCGAUCUACUGCAAGUUCGAAGUUAAUUUCUGUGAAAAUUUAUAAAAAAGCACCAAUAAACCAAACAAUUUAAUUUUCGAACGUAAAUUAGAAUUACUGAUUUUUGGGUACUUUUCGUCGAUAAGCGAUCGUUUUUUGUUGACAUCAGGUUUAAAUUGGUCGAAUUAUUUUUAAAUAUGCUGAGUAACGCCCUUCUCAUCCGAAUACCUUUGCAUGAGGGAGUCUCGAAAUUCCCUGAAAUAACAGACGCCCGAAAUGCGAAUCCCCUCCCAAGCAAAGAUGCACUUAGUAUUCGUGCUGUGCAUUACCCGUUUUAAAGGUGCUAUACUUUUUGCUACCAACUGAUGUUCACGCUUGUGUGUAAAGACAGAUUUUAAGGUUUUCCAGAAUAAACUGCAUUGCAGGCACCGCAGGUAAUCCUGCAUUCGACUUUCUUCUAAUGCAAAUAACCAAUACUGUCCUUAGAUUGCGCAGGCUGGGUGCGGAAUGUAGCUGUCGGUGUGUGUGGCUUUCUCGGGCGUCUUUCAACAAGCUCAGACACUCUCUGAAUGUAGGGAGAGUUUCGGCAGGUAGUUGAUUUGGGUGCCUGAUUGGGAUUGUCUAGCUCCCUUCCUUUUGACUCCUGCUGUCUUAUCCAUCAGUGUGCAAAAUCUGUAGGGUAUUCUCUUCAGGAAAACAAUUCCAACAAGCGAGUUAAUUUGAAUCGAUAACCCUGAUUCCGAGCAGUGUGCUUUUGCCCGAUUGAACAGGCUGCAGAUAGCACUACAUUUAUGAGAUAUUGAGUGGCCACCCUCAUAGAGUAGAAUGAAUUCCGCGCAAGAUUUUUUGCGACUGACGGAUAUGUGCAUUUUGCUGUCGGUCUUUCGCUAUAUGAGGACGUUUAAAAUUCUUUUUAUCAGCUUACUUUUCGGGUGUGAGUUAAGUUUCUCAGAGUGUUAAGUGGAUAAUGUAGCACGAUUCAAACUGAUCGAUUUUAGCGUCACCAAAUGUUUCAUCUACACGAAGCAGUCGGGAUUUAGGUUUAUCUAACGGAAGGAUCCUAAGGGUGAUCGAAUUUAAGAACUAACACAAGAACAGACCAUAUAUAGAGAAGGAGGAGUAUCGACACAGACAAGGGUGACUGUGAAGCCCAUUUCUGGCUUACUAUGUGUUAUUAGUCAGUUUUGCACUACUCCAGUUUUACUGAACUUGCGAUUCGAACCUGAGUUCUUCACUUAUCUAGCUGUAUUAAGUAAAACGCUGUAUCACUGAUCCACGGGUCGACCAGGCAUGUAAAGCGUGGUAGAGGCGAGCGCACUGAUCAAGUUGCAAGAUAUGCUAGUCCCGUCUUGCAUCGGUUCAGUCUAAAAAGAUCAGAGAUUCGAACCACAAUUCUAUGGCCACUACGCUUUGCCGAAAAUCCACGGACGUACUGUUCUUUUCAUCCGAGGUCGGGAACGGCUCGAGAGUCCGAGUCCUUAUCCCAGGAAAACGCAGGCCUUCUUUGUAGAUGAGACUCCCUUGAUAUUGAAAUUUCAGCAUCAUAAAACGCAUGAAAUGGCAGCUGCAUGCCUUGCCACUAUUUGGACUGAGAACGACUGCUCGUGCAAAUCUGGACAAAUUAUAGGUAGGACAAUAAAUCAUAAACAGAUUCCUAGUAGGUAUCACUUCCACUAAUUUUCUAAAGCGUGUCAUGCAUUUGGGUGGGUUUUCGAUGUCCAUAUAGAUCUGACCAUAUUCCAAGGAAAGCCUGCAAAAAAGUUUCUCAUAUUCAGUACGUGCGCUUUCCUAUUGAUUGUUGGUCGGAAAUUCGGAACAUGAUUUUCACUCAAAGAGAUGACUUUAGGAGAGAAGCAUCACUAAUUAUCUUGCAGCAUAAUCCCAUGAUAUUUCAGUCACGCCAGGAUGUCGGCUUUCGAAUGAGCUUCUUCAGGGUUGACCUCAAAAACUUAGUUUGGGAGAAGCAAAUACUUAUGUAAUAUGAGUUUUCUUACUGAUUUUAGAUGAUCUCCUAAAUUUAAGUGUAUUUUACAAAAAAUGUGCGAAAAAUAUUCUUUUUCAUACUCAGUCGGUUGCAAGUCAUUUUUUUCUUCAAAAGCUGGCAUCCUGGAGCGUCGUACAAUAAUUAAUAGUGCAACCAUCCUUAAGUAGCCUUCUUGAAUGCGAAACACCUUUCAUGCGAAUUCAUGUCUAUUGUUAUUCAGUUGCGUGACUGUUUGCGGUGUUUGGAAGUUAUGGCUUGUUCGUAGGCCUGUUCACGCUGCUUACUCUAGUUGGACUCACCAGCAAUAUUCACGAAAUUUUAAAUCCUGAUCCAUACAUUGUGCAAUAGUAUACCUGCACUAGGAGACCUGCUUGCAAAGAGAGUCUAAGCGUCACAAAGUCCCUUCAGAAAUCUCAGCACCAUUACACAACGCAGGAGGUAGCCCACCUACUUUUGAAAUCCCUCUUAAAAUGCACUGUUUGCCAAAUAUACAGUACCUGUGCUAACUCAUGCAAUGCCAUGAAUUAACGCAGGUAAACGACUUUAACGCAGAAUCGGUAAAAAAAAUACGACUCCCAAAGUCUGAUAGCGGAAAAUAAAAGAUGUGUCAAAGAAAUAAAGCAAAGUUUGGUUUAGAAAAUAUUAUUUACUGAGAUAAAAAUAAAUAAUUUUCGACAGAAGUCACAUUUUCGAGAAACGCCUGUAUUACAACCAUGUUAAUAAAGGCGUAUCAAGCAGGAGGGCGCAUAAAAGAGCAAAAAUAAUUAAGGACAGAAACAGAUACAAAAAAUUAGUACUUUGUUGAUUGUCCAUUUGAUUUAAUAACGGCAGAAAGUCUGUCAGACACAGAUAUGACGAAGUUGUCUAUGGUGGAUUGUAAAAUGUAAUUAUUGAGUAUGAAAUCCAAUUUGUCCUGCAUUGAAGGAGUCUUCUUAGCUUUGUGCCAAUUUCUUUUGAUAAACUUUUAUUUCGGUAUUUUGAAACAUAAAACUUUACGGAUUUGUAAAACAGAAUUUUUGGAUGAAGAAUCGCACCUUAUUUCCUGAACAAAAUAAGGUAUAAUUUAUCGGCAUUUCCCUGAUUUUCUUGAUAUUGAAAUUUAGUUUUCUCUUUUUCUACGAAAGUUUAUUGAAAAAUUUCUUCCUUUUAUUAAUCUUCUUAAACAAAUUAAUAAGGUAAAACAAAGAAUUUCGAUCCGAAAGCUUUAAUAGUGUAGGAAACUGCUUGAAUAUCAAGAAUCCCCCGAUUUCACCUAAAGUCGGUCUGUUUUCUAUUUAGUAUACAGAUCCGUAUCGAACUUUCCUUCAGCAAACGACCUUUUCGUCCUUAUUUCAACUAAAUAAACACAAAUAGCAACAAAAACUUCGCUACAGUUUCCACUCUAAUUUUGACCUCGGCAUUUCAUGAGUUAGCACAAGUACUGUACAAAUAGAAGGAUUUAGUAGUUUGCAAAUACUCGUUAAUAUGUCAAAAUAUUCUUGCUGAAGACCCGGUAUUGCACGAUGUAUGAGCGUUUGUUCUGGCGUGUUAUGAGGGUGACAAUUGUUUAAGCCCACACAAAGCCUCCGUUUCAGUCGAAGCACUGAAUAACCGCGCUCCAACUUUCAGAGUUGCAGAUAUGUUUUUUCUAGACCGUUCAACUGUUGUCCCACUUAUCGGGGGUGGCCUAAAGAAUGCCAUCGUUCAGGGAACUAUUGCCAACAACUAAAGCUGACCCUUAACUGUACACAUUUAUCCCCCAUUAACGAUGUGUUACUCAUCUACUUCGGCCGAAUUUAGUGUUGCUUAACCAAAGUAACUAGGCCAAAACCCCUAAACCGAUAGGCAGGACUUAGCAGAAUUAACUAUGCAUUCUAAUUCUCCUUGUCGUCCCUGUUUUUAUAUAACGAUUAAAAGGUUGGAGUGUAUUCUUCAGCUAUUUUAAGGCACGUCCCAAAAUGCGCUCCUCCACGGCAACAGCCUAUUCCGGGCAGCCGUUUUUAUGCUGUUGGAGAAUAGGCAUAUGUAUCAACACGAACGCCCACUUAAUAAUGCGCGACUCCCACUUAAACGGAAACACCUAACAGGCACACUGAAAAUAGUGCGUUGUUGGUUAGAGAUAACUAUUUUAAGAGUAGCGGAAGGACCAAAAAGGGGCGGAAAUUCCUUUCAAAGGGGUGAGCUUAAUUAGCAGUGCUGUUUAGUGUAUGUGUUCACGCAAGCUGGUGAGUAAGCAAAACGACACAGACAUCUGGACGUCUGAAAAAGCCUUUGGAUAAUUCUCGGAUUUAAUGCCCUUCGGCCUAGCAGCCAGUUAACUGUUCGAGGUUUAGCGGGCUUUUACAAACGGACACGUAUGAUUGAAAAAAAUAUAUGUUUUCGGCUUAUUUGAUUUAAGUCAUCGAACUCCGAACUGCCGACAUAAGGAACACGGCUUUAAUACAAUCCAUAGACUAACCAUCUAAGCUGUUGCGGGUUAGGAUGAUUGUCUUCUUAAAACUUUGCCCUAUAUAUGGCGAGUUUACUUCAUGCAAGGACCGCCUAGUUGUUUCCGAUUGGGUAGCCAGUUAAAACAAAACCACAGCCGUUUUGAACUGUUUAAAAUGAGGACGACUACGGUAAAAACGGAGCUCAUUUAAGUCAGUGAGCAGUGUUGUGGAAGGAAUGAGAGUUUUCGUAAGACUACGCGUCAAAAUCCUGGUCACUGGCUAAGCAAUCAUAGUACAUUUAACAGAUUUGGUCAUAAACAUGUCCCUUUUGUGAUCGUGAGGUUUUCUUAUUCGCGACGUCGCUAGUUGCUUUCUGACGACGGCAGAGUGAGCUGUAUUUAAAUGACAAUAUACUUAACAACACAACAGGUGAUCUAGUUAAAAGGUAUACUUUCUUUGACUGUGAAAUUUGGAGAAGACGUGCUUUACCACCAAAUGAGUGCAGGAAAUAGUAUAUUUAUGGGGGUUUUUCUAGGACACUAUUUGAAUUUACAAUGGCGUCGAAAAGCGGUGGUGAAAAUGCAUACUACUUAGGUAUAUAUUUUCUACCUAAUGCAGUUUUUUGCGGGCGACCAAAACGAAGUGCAUUCUAAAGCCAGCAUCCUGGCGUUUUGAAAUAUUACGGGAAUAUGUCGCAAGAUAAUCAACAACACAACCCUCCUUAAGAACUCCUUCAUAAUGGGGAACUCAUUUCAGAAACCCCAUUGACAUUUCGUGAGGCCAGUCACUGACUAUAUACAGGAGUUCUUCCGUAUAUGAACGUUUAGUUGGCAUUUAUGUGCUUAACCAAUCAUGAAACCCGAUCAACAAAGUGAAACUCCUCGAGGAGGUCAUACUUUGAGUCAAGUGGGAACCCACCCUCAGGGUUUUAACCUCUUUAAGAAGUGCUUUGUUCGAGUAUCAUGCGGAUAAAUUUCAAGUCUUCCAUCUCUUUGUAAAUUAAAAUAAAGGAGAGAAUUUGAAUAGUCUGCCUGUUCUGAACUAUGUUAAGAGUAGUGGAAGAACGAAAAGAGGCGGAAAUUCCUUUCAAAGGAGUGAGCUUAAUUAGCAGUGCUGCUAAGUCUACGUGUUCACGCAAGCUGGUGAGUAAGCAAAACGACACAGAAAUUAGAACGUCUGAAAAAGCCCUCGGAUAAUUCUCUGAAUUAAAUGCCCUUCGGCGUAGCAGCCAGUCAACUGCUUGAGGUUAGCGAAGUUUUAUAAACGGACACAUAUGAUUUAAAAAAUAUAUGUUUUCGGCUUAUUUGAUUUAACUCAGUGCAGUUCGAAGUGCCGACGUAAGGAAUACGGCUUUAAUACAAUCAGUAGCCUAACCAUCUAAGCUAUUGCGGGUUAGGAUGAUUGUCGUACUAAAGCUUUGCCCUAUAUAUGGCGAGUUUAAAUCUUGCAAAUUGUUCCCGAUCGGGUAGCCAGUUAAAACGAAACUACGACCGUUUUGAACUGUUCAAGAUGCGGCCGACUACGGCAAAAAUCGACCUCAUUUAAGUCAGUGAGCAGUGUUGUGAAAAGAAUGAGGAUUUUCUUAAGACUACGCGUAAACUCUCGGUCAAUGGUUAAGCAAUCAUAGCACAGUAGGUGGGCUAACUCAUGAAAUGUCAGUGGGUGCUUAGGAGUUUUCAGUGUUCCAAGGCGGUUGUUCAAAAUGAGGAACCUUAUCAUCAAACCUUCCGAAAUAUGGUGCGUUCUUCUUCCGCACAUGACAGUUUGGGUCUCACGUGUAUGCUUACGUUCACUGGCUGAUCUCUUGAAACGUCAACAGAAAUUCUGAAAUGUGUCUUCAAUUAGGAAAGGUUUCAUAAGUGAUUCUGUAAUAUUUCCUUCUUUGCGGCGUACUCCUGUGAUAUUUAAAACACGCCCGGGUGUUGGGUUUUGAAUGCACUUUUUUCGGGCGUCCGCAAAACUACACCCAACAGGAAAUACCUACUUAAGUAGUGUGCAUUUUCCCCAUCGAUCUUCGGCGCCCUUAUGAAUCCAAAUAUAAUUUUAGAAGAUUCCCAUAAAAUUACUCUUCCUUUUGCUCGUUUGGUCACAGAUCAUAUUUUAUUCAAAUUCUAUGCUCGAACAAUGGAUAUCUUUUGGUUUUAAAAGUUUCAUUAUUAAGAGAUUUUUACGACUGUGCACUAUCCAUUCGAGUAAAAUCGUAUCUGUAUGCUUAAUAAUGUUUCCCAUUGAGUAAAAAACAUAGUUAACGUUCGUUUAAACACUUUGCGAUCCCUAUAUUUUACUUUCUUAAAGGCAUAACAUGACUUAUGUUUUUUCUUUACACUUUAAAUAUACAGCAAGAGGUGAUCCAGUUUAAAGAUAUACUUUUUUAACCGUGAAUUUUGGGGAGGACGUGCUUUGCCACCAAACGAGUCCAGGAAAUAGUGUAUUCUUGGAGUUUUCUGUGACAUUAUUUGAAUUUACAAGGGCGUCGAGAAGCGAUAGUGAAAAUGCAUACUACUGAGAUAUAUAUUCUCUGCCGAGUGCAGAUUUUGCGAAGGACCAAAAAUAAGUGCAUUCUAAAGCCAGCAUCCUGGCGUUUCUGAAAUGUUACGGGAUUACGUCACAAGAUAAUCGACAUCACAAGCCCCUUAAGAAACGCCUCCUAAUCGAUAACGCAUUUCAGAAAUUCGGUUAACAUUUCUUGAGGCCAAUCCCUAACUAUAUACAGCAGUUCUUCGGUAAAUGAAGGUUUAGGUAGCAUUUAUAUGCUUAACCAAUCAUGAAGCCCGAUCGACAAGGUGAACCUCCACGAGAAAAUCAUAUUUUUAAUCAAGUGGAGACCCAGCUUCAGCAGAUUAAUCUCUUUAAAAAGUGCUUUGUUAAAGUAGCUUGCGGAUAGGUUUUAAGUCUUCCACCUUUUUGUAAAUUAAAAUUAAGGAGAGAAUUUGAAUAGUUAACCUGUUUUUAACUUUUCUGACUGGCACUUACAAAGACCGUCUAUGUAUCCUUUGUUUAGUUUUGGACCCACUUCUAUAAAUAAAAACGUGAUGUUAAGUAACCAUGUGAAUAAAAAGAUGUUCCUCACACGGCUAGCGCGGCAUCUAUGUCCGUCCUUAACUUCGUACUUGUUGAUGUUAAGCUGUUAAAAAACAAGUUGCCUUAUUCAAAAAGCAAUUUUGUAAGUACACGUCUGCUUUCGAUAAAUUCUCUUCAUGUCCGUACGUUUACAUGGCUACUGGUUCAUUAUUUCAAUAGCCAUUAAAAUGUACAGGCCUGAAAAUAAUUUAUCAAAAGCAGAGGUGUGUUCGCCAAAUUGCCUUUUGAAUGUUUCCAUGGAGAUUUUCGAAACUACAAAGCAGUCCGAUGCUGCCAUAUACUCAAAAGUUCAGGUAGACGUUUAGUGAUGAACCUUUUAGUGAACAUUUAUUGGCUUGUGCAUAGACCUGCAAAUUACGGGCUUAGCGAAAGAUAUUGUUACUUUGUUUUGCGACAAGAACUGAAAAUAAUUUUUCGCGGAUGAAAAGGUUUUCCCGUUUUCUGAACAUCAUAUAUUAAUUCAAAUUUUGCCGCACCUAAUUUGGCGGAACAGGAAAAUCAAGUUUCUAGAGGACAGUUGAUUUAGUAAACCGCUUCCAGUUAGAUCAGUGCCUUCUGAUACAAGAUAUGGAUGUGAUGUUCUUUUAUUCAUCUAACCCGACUGCAAAACCUCCUGCGGCCGAGCUAGAGUUUUAACUCACGACAACAUAUGCAUUGUCUCGAGAACAACCACAAGGCUUCGACCGGGAACCGAGAGUUUAAGCACAGUUGGUGGCAACGAUAGGGUAUAAGAUCCCCAAAUAACUUGAACUAACAGGUGGACCGUAUCAUAGGUUGAACGGUGGUGGAGACGGUUUUACGAGCGCGACGACACGCAGAACAGAGAACAAGAAUACACAGAAAAUAGGUUAAUUUCCGCCGAAAAUCUUGUCGUACGUUGUCAUUUGGCAAAGAAGAAGAACACGUUAAUUAAAAAAUUAGCAAAAGGUAAUUUUCAAAAAAUCUCGGGCGUUGAAUAAAGCGCCGCUGGCAAGUUUACAUUUAGCCAGGAAGGAAUGGAAAUUUCAAACAACAGGCACGGUUAAUACUAAGUGAUGUUUACAGUCAAACUGAAUUUGAGGGCUUAUUUUUGGAGCUACCAUCUACUUGGGGGUCCUAUACCCUAUCCUUACUCAUUCGGUCAACAUAUUUCGCCCAGCUUAUUGCAACCGGGCCAGACGAAUUAUGUAAAUCUGGAAAAAACACACCUGUUAAUUAAGCCUACCUGGUAGUUAUCGCGUGGAUUCCUGAUUUAUUACUUGGCAAACCCCCUCCCCGGCAUUCAGGAUUCGUAUCAGAAUUGGUAGACUCUACGCGGUGCAGUAAGUUGGACGAGUAAAUUUAACCAUAGCUAAAGUUACAGCUCCAUGUUGAGACUUUGCACCUCAGGUUGUUAGAACAUUGGCUGUACAGGAACCUUGUGCCUCCUUUCGUGCGUACGAGUCCCACCGAGGCUACCGACUUUUCACUUAGUGAGCCAAAUCAUUUAUAGAAGACCUACCAAAAACAUUUAUUUAUUUUAACUAUUAUCACUGCACUAUUUUCGGUAUAAAGAAGAGUUUAUUAUCUCCCAAAACUAUGCAUAGUUGCCAACGAAUGAACUCAGAAAGAUUGGCAAAGUUCACAGAUCCGGGUUGAUUAUUUAAAGAAAAAGAAGAAUAUGGGCUCUCCGGAACAGGUUUAUUUAAAUGCUGACGUUUCAAAGAGCAUGGUCGGCUAUCCAUUGUCAAAGCGUAAAAUGCACAUAAUCGAUCAGAAAUUUCAAGUGUCAUGUGUUGGACGGCCUCAUGCUGAUCAAUUUUUCUCUCCUCUCACUGCCUCGGCCUCUCAGGAGAUGGUUGACGGACGUUUUGUCUGCGUGCUUUGUGAGUCACCACUCCGUUGGGGGGAGCUGGUUGAUCAGUCGGUCGCUCUGGCGGUUCUUUUUCGUCCUCACUGAGUAAACUCGCCAUCAAGCCAUCUCCGUACGGCCUUCUUAAGUCCGGUGUGGUUGUCUGGUCCUGAGCUCUAUGAUUAUGAUGACGUAGGACUGUGUAAGCUGCAGGAAAGUCCAGAUGCCUGUUGAUAAAGCAGGUCAUACUUUUGAACUCCAGAGGGUUAUCACCUUAGGCCGAGGCAACACAAAAGCAGAAGGGGUAACUCUCGAGGCGUGGUUUCCCGACGCCCACUCCAUCAACAGGCAUCUGGACCUUCUUGCAGCUUACAAAGUCAUACAUCAUCACAAUCAUAGAGCUCAGGACCAGACAACCCCACCGGACUUAAGAAGGCCAUACGGAGAUAACCUCACGGCGAGUUGACUCGGUGAGGAAGAACAAGAAUCGCCAGACCGACAGCCCGACAAAGGUUCAAUCAGCCCCCCUCGCGGAGCGGUGACUCACAAAGCACGCAGGCAAAACAUCCGUCAACCAUCUCCCGAGAGGCCGAGACGGUGAGAGGAGAGAAAAAUCGAUCAGCAUGAGGCCGACCAACACAUGACACUUCAAAAUUUCUGAUCGAUUAAGUGAAUUUUACGCUCUGAAAAUGGAGAGCCGACCAAGCUCUUUGAAACGUCAGCAUUUAAAUAAACCUGUUCCGGAGAGCUCAUCUUUUUUUUCGAACUCAGAAAGCUUCAUACGUGGGGAUUUCAGCGAAUGCAUAAAAUGUCCAACGCUGCACUUAAUCCUAACGAUUCAUAGGUUUGGUCACCUAUUGUAGACAUAGGGUAAAAGUAAGCCCGUAUGAGUUCGUUUUUUUCCAUAAACAGGUUUUCUGGUUGGGGACACGAAACCGUACCAUCCGGCAGUUGGAAUUUUUACCUGCCCUAAUAUGAGUCGCUAUGCGACUGCCUCUGAGAGUUCUAGAUUGAGCCCCAAGACGCAACGCCGUCAUGUCCCUUAACCCGUCCGGUGAACGCCUUUUCAACCAUAGGAAAUUAAUCAUUUGAGGCGGUAGGCUCUACUUCCAGGCCGUCGGUGAUGCCGCUAACUGUGAUGCAAAGUUGUAUUUUAAACGCAGUUUUUUUCAGCUCAUAGUUUUGUGUUUCUGAAAUGCUUUUAUUAGUAAGCUUCUGCUUCUGCCUUGAAUCACUUCAGACACCAGGCGGAUUCAUCAGCAGUUGCUACCCAAAACCGCAGUCUGCCCUUACCACAGUCAUCACAUUUGCAAACACAUUUCGCCAGGAGAUCUGCCAACUUGCCCGCACGGAGCAUCUACUGUUACAGUCAGCGACAUCACUGUGCACUAACCUACAGAUAUACGGCUUCCUUCAGCCGCCUAACAACAACUCCAGUGGGUAUAGCAGUCUCGGAUCCAAGCAGGGCUACACCGGCGCCAAGCUGAGCGCACCUACGGAGGCGACCAGAACCGACUCCUUCAUCCGUUUGCUGGCCAAGGAGACAGCAGCCAAUCUGCAGCUCUACAUCAUCCAUCUGUUGUUUGCGGAGCCCACUUUUCACCUGCCGAUAACUGAGGUGUUGCGGAGGCAACUACGCACGCUCUCCGCCGUGAAUAUGAAGCUGCUUCAUCACACCGACGGCGACAGGGAUCGGACCCAGUCGGCUUCCGUGGACUGCACCAGCUGCGAGAAGAUGGAACCGGGCGCGCAGACUCUUCGCGGCAGCUGUAGAACGGUCAAGCAGACGCUCAAUAUCACGCAUCAUCAGCCGCAUCUGGAGAAGUUGGGUGAGACCAUUGCUACUUGUACGCAACGUCUGGAGGCCCUGAUGAAGGACCUGACGCUGACGCGGAACUCGAACCUGAAGCAUCUGCAGUCCUUUCCGCAGCCUGCGUUACCGCUUUCCUUAGUUCCACCCAGCAGGUGAGCCGAUUAUUUUCCCGGCUUUUAUCGCAAUCCUUCGAUUGUGAAAAACUGAAUGACCAGAACUUGUUGCUUUUUUAAUUUCCCUAGACAUUAACUGAGAACUUGGAGUAUAUUCGAGGUCUAUAGGCUCAGACCAGAGUUUUUUUAUAUAAAUAUUUGGGCCCAAGUCCAUCAGCCACAGCGGAUAACCGCGAAAUAUUCGUUAACUACUUACAGGCAGCUAGUAGUAUACUUUGGGGUAUGGUGAUUCCAUACCAACAGCGGUUAUCCUCUGUGGCUGAUGGACUUCGGCUCAGAUAUUUAUGCAUAAAAACGUUGGUCUGAGCCUGUAGACCUUAAAUAUACUGAUCUACUCCCAGUCGUCAAGCAUGAUUACCGAGACAGUUUUAUACAUAAGAACCUGGUAAUUCACCCAGUCAGAAUUUAGAAUUCGCAAGAACAAAAUACCCUAUUACCAGACUGCCGUUUUAUCGAUUGGCUCCGAAUCAGACCGUUUUCUGCACCUCUCAGCCGCUGUUGUGCAAAACUCCUGCUCUACCCAGCAGUUUUGGCCAACCAGGUUACUGCCAGCACGGACAGUGAAGGGACGGACAGGAAGUAUAAGCAGUCCCAUCUCAUUACAUUGUUUUAAAAAAUCCUGCUGGGAGAAUUCAAGGAUCUUUUGGCAAACCUAAAAAUGCCUCCAAUAAUUUUCUGACGAAUCAAUAUACCUAUAUGACGAGAUGAGACCUAAGUAGAUGAUUGCGCGAAAGGGUAUCUUUUUGCAGGGUGGAUGUUAUUAAGAGGGUGACGACUGCCAACAGAAGCGAAGAGACGAGUCCCAGAGAGCAGUUUUAAAGAAGGAGACACGAUCGCUGGGGCAUGCGGAGAAAUGACGCCAGCUCUCAAGUUGUGGCCCAUUCGACGAGAUCCGGCCACACAUUCAAAUUCGACAAGGCCGAAAUUCUAGCUAGAGUUGACAACCGCUUGAGCCGCGAAUUGCUUGAGUCAAGAUUCACUGAUCCCCAGUCCACUAACAAGUGCAAUGAUCUCCCCCUUCCAUAAUCGGUGCUGAGACUUCGCCUAGGCGAAGUUAUUAACCACGCGAGGAGCGCAGAGGUGAACACUUUACCCAACUCCAGGGUCGAUGCGUCAGAUGGUCGAGCAAUCAUCACACCAACACUCAAAGCACGUGAUGAAAUUGCAGCAGUUAACGACGUGAAUGUCGGCCAUCAAACAGUCAUCACACCACGUGCAACGAUCCCUGAUGAAGGGGGGGGGGGUGGGGGAGCCGUGAAUAUUCAUAGGUAUGCGGUAGCAUGGCGACUGCAUCCUAUAAAUACCGCAGCCCCUUGUGCAUAAACCACCCAUAUCUGAUUUUGUCACAGAUGAUGGGUUCGAGCAGGAAUCCUAAACGUCAGGCUAAUAGAGCGCUUGUCUCAGUGAUCGUGUCUCCUUCUUAAAGGGUGAAGACUCGCGGACAGUCCACCAUGUGCCGAUCCGCUUUCCGAGGCUCCGUGCUCACUGAAACACUUCACACAGACACCCUACUGGCCACCAUUCAAAAGCAUCUAAUAGGAAGCCCGCACGUAGUUCACUAUGAAUUAAAAUACAGAAAUCAUCAUCCAGUUAAAGUAUCAUUCCACCCAUCCACCUCCUGUUCUUCGGUCUGCUGGAACCUGGCCAGAGGACUGUUCUAGGUCCACUUAUCGACUUAAUUAUUCAUCCUCCAUAUAAUCGUGCAGGUCAAAUGCACCUUCGGUUGGGCACUAGAAUAUGGACCUGCCGUAAAUUCCAGGGGCGUUUGAGUAAGUGUUUUAAGAAGCUGUAGGUUAGGCCUAUGAGAGUUAAUGUCAGAGUUUGGGUUACGGCUAUGAGAGUUAGGAUGAUGGUUAAGUUAGGAACGCCUGAAUUUAGCCCAUGACCAUCAGCAGUACUAGAGAUCCAUAAUCUCAUGCCUGUUCAGACCUUUUUAUAUAACCUAGGCUUCGAAGCCUCUGUUUUUAGAUAGUACCUUCUCCUUCUCUUAAUUUGACUGGCCUCAUUUAAUGCGCGUUAGUUUUCUACUUUUUUUAUGCCUAAUUAAAUCGACUCCGGCCAUCUUUUCACCGUUUACGAACAAAGAAAUGAUCAGCAACGCUUCAGUUGUGUAAUCCGACGAGGAACCUCGGAAAGACAGAUAAUUUUAAUGCUGUGCUUUCAUUUAGGAUGAACUGUUCGUCAUUCAAAUAUUAUGUUGGCCUACUAGAUAGCAGGUUGUCUUCAUGUGAACUAGGAGUCCAGGUCCAUUUCGGGGGUCAGGUGUGCCCGGGAGGGGGGGAUGGGUUAGAACUGAUUUGAAAGGGUCCUUACGAUUACUCCCCCUUUCUUGUGCCUAUAUAAAUUAAUAUAUCAAGCAUAAUAGCAUUACCGUCCUCUGUACAAUCGAGGGACAUCGACGCUUUCGGCAAAAUGCGUUGAUAAAUUCAUGUAGAAACCACCUCUGAGGUCCAGCGCAUAUUGACGCAUUUCUCCCACGGGGGUCAAAGUUAUAAUAGAGUCGGUUUGCAGAACCUGAAAAAAUAAGCCAUCUUGACAGUAGUCGCAACGUCAAUUUCCAGAUUAUCAUUCUUUUUCCACGUCUCCACUGGGCUUUUAGCUAGCAUAUAUGUCGGGAGUACGCUAUAAUGCCUUUACCGUAAAAAUAUAUUUAUUUUAAGAACUAUUGUAAGUUCGACAAUAAGUACUACCAACAGGUGAAGGGAAGUCCAAUGGGCUCCCCAAUAUCCGGUCUACUCGCCGAACUAGUGCUACAGCGACUAGAACAUGAGGUUUUUCAAACUCUCAACCCCAAAAUGUGGCUCCGCUAUGUAGACGACACCUUUGUCGUAAUAAAGAACCGCGACGUCGAAAGGCUACAUCAGAGGCUGAAUGAAGUCUUUCCGGCCAUACAAUUUACCCGCGAAGAGGCAGUAGGAGACAGUCUGUCGUUUCUGGACGUGAAAAUACAAAGGCUGGAUGACGGUAACCUCGCAACCAGCGUCCAUAGAAAAGGGGCUGAUUCUGAGAUCAUACUCAAUUAUGGAAGCAAUCACCCUGCGGCUCACAAAAGAAGCUGCGUCCGAACCCUCUUCCACCGGGCCUACCGGUAUUGCAGCAAUGAAGAUCUGCUGAAGAAAAAACUAGGCUUUCUUUAUCGGCUAUUUCGAUCUAACGGAUACCCAGUCAGUUUCGUGAAGAACUGCCUCAGACGUCAGGCACAACCUCGAGACCCCUCCUCAGAUGGAGAAACCGUGACGCGGAAAUUCUUCUCCCUGCCCUAUAUGCAGGGGACCUCAGAAAUGAUCGCCCGUCAGUUAAGUCAGUUCGGUAUUCGCGUUUCCCACAAGCCUGCAUCCUCGCUGCGCACAAUCUUAACUCGAGUAAAGGAUUCUAUUCCCAAAGAGGAACGUCAUUUAUCGCAUCCCGUGUGCCAAUUGUCCCUGCGUAUAUGUUGGUCAUACAGGACGACGCCUGGGAACUCGUAUUAAUGAAAACAAACUAGCUGUCCGUCGCCGUGAUCCACUGUCCCUCGUCUUUGCACACGCACUCCAGUGCGACCACCGUUUUAAUUGGGAUAACACCGAGGUCAUCGCCACGGCCAACACAAAACGGGCGAGAGAAUUCCUAGAGGCAUGGCACUCUAACGCGGAUAGCAUCAACCGCCAUGUUGACCUAGACGUCCAUUAUGAGGGCCUAAGAUCACGCCUCACUAAGCCGAGCCCCACGCCGCAUCAGCAGCCGCUAGUCCAGGCGCCCGCAGUUCUGCCAACUUACCAUUCUCCCUCCCCUCCAACACAGCAGCCGUAACGGUUCCCCCCCCCUUCCUACCCUCCCGGCUCAGAACCCAACAUGACUCCCUACCCGCAUCCCUCCUCACACGCUAAUGGUUCGUCCGCCAAUGUUUGUCCUGUCUCGUCUAUUAGUCUAGCGUGACUGUCUCACUCUCUCUUUUCUCUUCAUUUCGUCUGACGACGGGUUGGUGUCACCAAUUCGAAAAUUCACGAGUACAACUCGAUUUUUUCCGAAGAACCUCUUCCUUUUUUCAUAUAUUUACGAGUCGAAAAACAGGCAUACCAAGAAAUUUAAUCAGGAAGGUGAAAUUCAUUGGGAAACCGUAAAUUUUUUGUUUAAAUUUUCGAGACUGGUUCCCCAGUUUGUCUUCAGACUACGGGUAAGUCAAAACAAGUAACUCCUGAACAGGACCUAACAAAUGAUUCCAUGUUUGAUUAAAGUCUGUGCCAAUACGUAUUCAUUGCAAUGUGUCACCUUUUCGGGAUUGGUUGGGCCUGUUUGAAUUUGUCCUUAACAACUUUGUACGUGACAUCUAGAUCGAUAGGCCGGUUGAUGAAUGCCUCAUCUGAGUGCAUUGCUUCGAGGGAUUCGCGGCUUUUCCUGAUUGGGCAGGCGCCAACAUUGCGAGCGUACUCCCAUGCAAAUUUGUGCCCAGUGUCCAGUGUGUGCAUGGCCACCUGAAACAGACGGUCGCGUCUCUUCAUCGCUAGCUGAUGUUCAUGUAUAGGGGUUGAAACAUAUUUCCCAGUCUGGCCACAGUAGACGGCAUCACAAUCGAAACAUAGAAGGAGGGAGAGGAGGAUAAGCAGACAUCCUUCCCCCACACCCCUCUCCCCAUGCUUGUCUUGUCGAUACACUCCACCGGCACAGCUUCGUAUUGUUGACGUCCUGGGAGCUAGUCGUUUCUCUGAGGUCGGACGAACAUAACCCUUGCAGGCAGCUUUUGGGACCAGAGGAGUUUUCCUCUCAAACUUUAAAAUGAAACCGUUCGUCAAGCUAACCACUUGUCAAACAUAAAAUCGGAUCCUCGGAGGUAUGCAGUUGCCAUCUAAGGUGGAAAUCCUACUUCCGAGUAUCCAGCCUAAAUUACUACAAUUCAUUAACUAGGGGUCAGUUAUUUCUAGUAUGGCCAAGACUACUUCGACAAUAUCCUCUAGUUAGCCACGUUCAGAACUGUAAGUAACGGCCAUGGUAUAACCUACAGACGUAUCAUAUUUUCAGACUGCGGCGUUUAUGACGCGGAUGCGCUCACUGCCAAGGCGAUUAAUUUCAUCAUUCUCACAAAGAGUUUAACCUACUAGUUCAUGCACUAGGGAAGUAAGUCACACUGGUUGCCGAAACCAACAUAAUUGCUCAUGCCAACUGAAGCCCAAUCCAGGCUGUUUUCGAUUCCUUUGGUCGUCCGUCCAGGCAGCAUAUUCACAACCACCACUACGAGCUUGACUGCCGGUUUGUACGGCGGUUGACAGUUAGAUUAUAUCUGCUCACCUCUGACAGGCCAGUGACAGUUGGCUUGUGACAGGGAGGUACACAUCCAGAACACGUGUAGGUUCUCGUCCAGAUCAUGAUCAAAUUCGUCGACCACAGUGUUCAUUAGACGCUCAGUCCAAUAAAUGCUGCCCCCCGUUUUGUGAAGACCACCCUACGUAUCUUCUCUGUAACAUAAUCGGAAGUUAAAUCUAAAAAUAUACUAACAGCCUAGAUCUGGUUGUUACACUUAUUUUGUCGUCACACGAUGGGACGAACGGCGCCAAGUGCGUCUGUGUUCAUGUUAGUGUUUCCGGUCCCAGCUGCUGAUGGUGAGGGUUAUAAUUGGCUGAAUGAAGGCACAAUAAGCCCGAAACAGUACUCUAUCAAUCUGUCCGCAUUGUCUGUCCUCUCUCCUCCCCGCUAUAUACAGUAGAUGUGCUAACUCAUGAAAUGUCAACCAAACUUUCGAAAUGCGUUCUCGUUUCGAAAAGAUAAAUUAAGUAGUGUUGUAAAACUAAUCAUGAUGCAGCAUAAAUCUAUAAUGAUCCAGUUACCUCAGGGUGUCGGCUUUCGAAAGAACUUAUUUUCGGCUGCAUGCAAGAUCUAUACUCUGUAAAAAUGACUACUUAUAUAUUAUGCAAUUUUCUCGUUGAUUUUCGAUGCCCUUAAAAUUUCAAUUAUAUUUCAUGAAAGAAAUGCAUAAAAAUAUUUAUUCUUUUACUUAUUCGGUAGAAAAUCGCGUCUUCUUCCAAUUUUAUACUCAAACGUAGAGUAUAAUCGGUUUUAAAAAAGUUUCUAAUUGUGAGAUUUUUUAAUACCGUUAAAUGGCCGUUCAUGAAACGUCAUAUAUCUGCAUUUACGGAUGUGGUUUGUAAAGUUAACAAUAUUGCUCAAAUCCACUGCUUAAUUUUAUGAGCCUCAUAUGGUCUCCUCUUGACACCGUAGAGAAAUGUAUGGUUUUCCGUACACGGAAAAUAUACAGCUUGUAGUUUUGAAAUCCUGAAUGCAAGUGUAACAGCAGGUCGGGUUCAAAAUUAUUCGGGAAUUAGAAAAGUUUUUUUUAAAACCGAAGUGGAAGUAGAUCACAGACAAAGAGAAGGGGGACCGUAAUUGCCAUUCCUGACUUUUCGGCCGUCAUAAGGGAUUUCUCUUCAUCUAAGAUGUGUGGACACCAGCGGUUCUUCAAGAGUCCAUUCGCUAAUCGAGCAUUAUCGAGUGCGGCACUAUAACUAUCAAUUCACGGGCUCAUUGACCUGUCAGCUGCGAUCGAGUGUAUCAACUAUGUAGCAAGGGCUCUAACUGAUCGGGUUUCCGGACACGCCCACCCUACUGCGCUUUGGGGCUCGAUCUAGAACCCGCGGGCAACCGCACAGACACUAGUAGUACAGAAAGGGUGCGAUUAUUGACGAUGGCCAUUAAGCCAGAUAGGUGGUAUUCCCAUCUUAUGUCGACAAAAUAAGUGCAACAACCAGAUUUAGGCUGUUAGUAUAUUUUUAGAUUUAACUUACGGUGAGGCUACAGAGAAGAUACGUAGGGUGGUCUUAGCAAAACGCGGGGCAGCAUUUAUUGGACUGAGCGUCUAAUUAAAACUGUGGUCGACAAAUCUGAUCACACCACACACUUGCGGACCGAUUCGGUUAUGAUCUGGACGAGAACCUACACGUGUUCUGGAUGUGUACCUCCCUGUCACAAGCCAACUGUCACUGGCCUGUCAGAGGUGGGCAGAUAUAAUCUAACUGUCAAGCGCCGUACAAGCAGGCAGUUAAAAUGAUGGAAGUGGUUGCGAAUAUGCUGUCUGGACGGACGACCAGAGGAAUUGAAACAGCCUGAAUCAGGCUUCAGUUGGCAUGACAAAUUAUGUGGGAUUCAGCAGCCUGUGUGACUUACUUCCCGAGUGCAUGAACCAGUAGGUUAACCUGUUUGUGUGCAUAAAGAAAUUAAUGGCUUUGACAGCGAGCGCAUACGUCUUAUUAAGAUUUCGAUUCUGCUCCUAAAACGUCACGUCCUGAUGACUUAAAUCCAUGUCCUGCACUGAUUAAUUUCUGCGAUGAUUUACUUGUUUCUUCUCAGAAAUUCAUAUGCCAGAAACCGCAUAGGGCACGCUGGAGGGCACACUAAGGAGCCGAACCCCGCGUAGCUGUCUCAUGCAGCGGCAGAAUAUCGGCGAAACACGUGUUUGGGCUUUUAGUUGGUACCUAUGUCGGCAGCACGGUAUAGGUCGUUUGCCGUAUACAGUAAGUGACCGAUCUCAUGAAAUGUUGGCUGAAAUUCUGAAAUGCGUUUUCGAUUAGGAAGGAUUACUUGGUCGCGGUUGUAAUACUGAUUAUUGUAAGACAUACUCUUAUAACAUUUCGGACUCGGUAGGAUGUCGGCUUUUAAAUGCAUUUCUUUUUAAUCUCCUAUAGGAAGCGUGCCCGGUAAAAAAUGACCACUUAUGUAGCAUGCAUUUUUCCCGUUGAUUUUCGAUGGUCUUGCAAAUUCAAAUAUAUCUUAUAGAAACCAUAAACAAAAAUAUUCUUUCAUUCAGUCAAUCCAUAGAUAAUCACGUCUUCUUUAUAUUUUAUAAUCAAGGAAGGAGUAUAAUUGGGUUUUAAAAAAGUUUUCUAAUUGCCGAAUAAUUUGGAGCCUGAUCAUUCGUUGCAUUAGCGCUUGGUGAUUUCACUCUACAAGGUACAUGCGUUCCGCGUAAAGAAAAUCACAUAUUUUUCUAUGCCCUUAAAGAGAGAUCAUACAGAGUCCCUAGAAUUUUGCAAUGGAUGCGGACCAUGUUGUACAUUUCAUGGGGAGCAGUGGUAAACGGCCAGGUACUAUGUCAUGUGAGUGGACAUGUCGCGGUCUUAAAAAGUCUCAUAAUUAGAAACUUUUUUAAAACCUAACUAUACUCCUUAUUUUAGUAUAAAAGAUAAAGGCGACAAGGUUUUAUCUGAUUGAUUAAAAGAAAACGUAUUUCUGUUUAUGGUUUCUAUAAGAUAUAUUUGAAUUUUCAAGACCAUCGAAAAUCAACGGGAAAAUGCAUGCUACAUAAGUAGUCAUUUUUUACCGAGCACGCUUUCUAUAAGGAGAUUAAAAAGAAAUACAUUAAAAAGCCGACAUCCUGCCGAGUCCGAAAUGUUAUAAAAGUAUGUCUUACAAGAAUCAGUAUUACAACCGCGACCAAGUAAUCCUUUCUAAUCGAAAACGCAUUUCAGAAUUUCAGCCAACAUUUCAUGAGAUCGGUCACUCACUGUACAUGUUUAUAUUUAUAUAGUCACAAGAUUAGCGCUGGCCGAACCGUUUACGGGACCUGCACGCGCCGUUGUGCCCUGGGGCUCCGUGUACAGCCCUCCCAAACAGUUUCGUAACUACGAGAAAUAUAUGCAAAAUUGAGUUUAGACCAGCGCUAGGGGGAUUGAAAUGGUCACUUAUAGCUUAUUAACCACCAUUACCCAGUCAUACCAAACCUCAGGUCUAAGACUUUUAGGAUUCGAAUCCGGGAUUUUUUGUCAAUGAGUCCAAAGCUCUACCACCGGAUCACAUGUGUAUAGUGUUCAUACGACAUUAUGUAUACGCAGUUUCAACCGGUAGGACGAUGGAUCCGAGUCUCAACUGUAGAACGUUGGAUACAAUGAUCUAAAAUCCAGGGCUCAGGUCCCAGAUGAUUCAAACCCGGAUGCUCCCAGGUCGAACCUUUCGAUUACAGGGUUUUUGGCGUAUGGGCAAAUGAAUUCUCUCAAUCCGUCCGCCCUGAAUAACUAAUCGGUUUGCAAUCUGAAGGUCAGACAGUCAGCCACAAUCAAAGUCUCACUCCUGACGUCAUAUAGCCGUUUUUGCCACAAUCCUACACGUUUGAAUUAAACAAACAGUUCCUUUUUUGGUCCUUUUUUCCCUUGAAAAUUAGUGCACAAAUGUGAAGCAAUUUUUUUCUGAACAAAGCUUUUAGUCUAGCUUCACGAGUUGAUAUGAUUCUAAUCUCAGAAACUACCUGUAGUUUUUUGAAUUCACCAAAAUAGCAACCCGCAUUUGUCCUUUUUCCUCAGAAAUGUUUAAGCCCUUUUCAUGGCGACACUGUUUUGCCACUAGCCAUCGUCAUCUUCUGCUGAAUACAACUUUAGGGAAACAGUCUUUGGACAGACUACCGUACCUUUGACUUCCUAUUUACGUGCAGAGAAGAUAUUAAUCUUCUCAGUAAUAUUUUUCUAAAAAGUAGACCAGGAAGACUGGGAAAAAGAGUAACUGCCUCUCCUUUCGGAUUAUCAAGUCCUUAUUUAGCCAAAUGCAUAUCAUGCGUGUUCUGCAGAGUCGCAUACAUCGGUAUGCGUCUGUUCCCGUGCAGGCUGCAUCACUCGCUAGUGACUUGCUUCGAUGAUCCAGUAGCAUGAUACAGAGAGAGACAGAGAGGGAGCGGGUCGAUCUGAACUACUCCAGUUAAAGGGACAGCGUCAUCUAAACUGAAUUCACACCUUACUAUGCAUAUUGUCGCUAAUUAUUUGCAGUAUUGACCAUAUUGACACCGAUUAUCGGUGUAGGCUGUUCUCUUGUCCAAAGCGGGUUGUCAUCGACGGACCCUCUUGUAGGGAUUUCAGGCAUAACGGAGCAUUGCAAGAUUAGAUCGAAGUUGGUAGCCAGGAAUGGGGAGGCAGAUAGCCAGGUCCCUGUCGUACAGGAAUGGUGGGAUAAAUGGGUGGGGUAAAUGGAAGGGCUGGGAGAGGAAUGCUGAAGUUUCUGGGUAAGAGUAAAGUUACCAGGGAAAGUGCUGUGAAGUCAUAAGUAGGUGGAAUAAUGGCAGAAAUUUAAACCAUACACACAACCCUAAAAUCCAACCCUGACCGCAUGCGUAAAGCCUAAACAUAAGACUCAAAAUCGAAACGUAAACAACAUCCUAAAACCCAAUGCUAACCCAAAACCUAGCCAUAACCCUAACCCUAACCUUGAACCUAACCUUAAGCCUAAACUUAACCCUAAACCUAACCUUAAGCCUAACCCUAACCUUAACCUUAACCCUAACACUAACCUUAAGCCUAAACUUAACCUUAACACUAACCCUAACGGGAACCUAAACCCUAACUCUAACACUGAAACCUGACCCUAAAACGCAAACCCCAAUCCUAAAACCUAACCUACGCCUAACCCUAGCCCUCACUAAACCCAACAGCCUGACCGAAACGGGCGACCUGCCUAACUCAGUAAGAGCACGCCUACUGAUACCAAGUUCUGCAAAAAUUCCCAUAUUACGAUUAAAAAGUCAAUUGGCUAACAUAUGUUUUCAGUAAAUUCUCAUCAGGGAAAUGAUCAGUCUAAUUGUCGACAGGGUAUAAAUGCGUCUCGGGCGCAGGGUUAAUCGGACUCCAUGUUCCCACGCCGCCCGCAUGUCGGAGUCAGGGUGUUGAGGACGAUGGAGUUGGGGUGGGACGGGGGAGGAAGGAGUUGGAGUGGGAGGGGGGGGAAGUAGAGGGGUUCCGGUUAGAUUGUAGGCGCUGUGAGUGCGUGUGACUGCUCUCAGUGCGUCGGGACGGCGUGCGGUCACCGUCUGGAGUCGGCCAGGGCAGACAGACUGCUUGUCUCAGCGUCUUCUGACAACAGAGUGCUGGGUUCGUCAGUCGAAUAGCCACUGCUACGGCUGUGGCUAGCACCCGUUUGCGCAGGCCUUUAGAGUAGUGUGCCGGUGCCCGGUAGAUAACUUUAAAAGCUUCAUUAGCGUCGGUUUAAUGGUUUGUAUCGAUUAGAUGUGCGAGAAUUGAACUCGAAAUCGAUCGAUGUUCACCUCUACCUAGCCAGGCAGGCAUGUGCUCGCGUAUUCUCUUUUCCAGACGCCUGGUUGUACAGCCAAUGAUACCAAGUUCCCUAGACAAGGUAAGCACACCCACUGAUAACAAAUACGUAAGUCGACCGUAUCAUCGUAUAAUGUCUGCCUACCAACUGCGAUCUUAUCCAUUGCAACUCAGUCCUAGAAAACGACAGACAUCUCUGGGUCUACACAUCUGACCUGUUAGGACACUCCCAGGUCCUAACCUGAUCCUCUUCUUCCCACUCACCUAGCCUGGUCUCACUCAGGAUCAAGGUGAACCCAGAAGUGGGACCUCCGAUCACGCAGUUCGUAUCUCUCGAGGAUGUCGCCUCUCCCAUUUGUGAGUCCUUUUUAUCAUAGUCUCUUAGAUGCCUACUGGUUUUUUCCUCCAAAAUACCAAAAUGGUUGAUUCUAGACUUAAACUUUCACCCAGCAUACGCUCAUUGGUGUGAGAUAUUGGCAUUUCAGAUGGUAGGAUCGUCGCCUAUGGCAAAGGCGUGUGAAUGUUUGGGAAAUUUCAACUACCGGAACGGCAUCCUCUGAAGCGGCUGAAUGCUACGCAUCUACAGCAUAUAAUUUUUUUUCCGCCGAGUGUCCAUUGGUUACUAACUGUCAUGUCUUUAGCAUAAAAGCCUGUCCAAUAUCAACUUCCUGUUUACCCCUUACUGGUAGCAAUUUGGUUGUGAACAGUUUCCAAAUAGAUUUUUAAAAUUCUUCGAAAUUGUUCUUAAAAGUGGUUAAAAAGUACCAACUUAUACGCCCAAAUAGGUAAGAUUACUUGCGUGCUGAUAGGCCUGCGAACUAAGCGACCCACGCUGAUUGAGAAUCUUUUUCAUCAGCAAUUUAAAACUCGCUCUCCGAUGUUAUGCAAAAACAAGUAUCUCCCUCAGACAGAAUUCGCAAAAUUUUUAUUUUCCUAAUCGUUUUUCUAAUCCUCUAGUAGUCAGUUGCAUCUUUUCUUAGUUGCAUCUCAGUUGCAUCUCUUCUUCUUCUUCUUCUUAGUUAAAUUAGUUCAUUUGGAUAAUAAUAAGUAUUAUCAACUAAAUAUUUUUGAAGCAAUUCUUGAUGUUAAGCACGCCGAUUGUUGUAUGUUUUUUUAAAGCUUCAUAAAACAGAGAUAUGUGAAAUGUCGUCAGUGAACGUCUCUAUCUCUCAAUUUUAACAUGUACAGUGUGACAGGCUUUCAGACAGGAAUAAUUUUCAAAACCUUGGCAAGCUAAGUUAUUCUUUACUCUCAGCUAAAAGGCUUUAGAAGUCCACAGUGUGUCCAAAGGACUUUUCUUCAGAUCCCUUUUGCAAAGAUUACUGCGUUUAUGAAAUUAAUAAAACACGGUUAAGUAAGCACUCACUGGUGGGGUAUUGCCCAGUACUACUACUGAUGGAUUUUUACGGAGAGUGGGCAUAACUCACUAAUAUUGCAUUGCAGUCAUUUGACAACCGAAAAACCAAUCUAUCUACUGUACUGAUUAGCAGCUUUAUGCUACUUAUGGUUGGUUAGAAUGAAUGCUUUUAAAUUUCGGUUUCGUAAACUGUCUUAGUUAAUUCUGUUAAAGGUUUAAAACUUGUGUCAACACUUUAACCUGCCUCCAGUGCGUCAGCAAAUCGAGCAAUAUUUGCCGCUUGGCCCUUUAACUUACGUUCUUGGAGACCACAAGUCACAUGUACCUUUGAGUAAGAUGUGACUGGGCUUAGAUGGUACAGGCAAAAGAUAUUAUGCAUAGACUUUGUCCUGAAAAUAUGCAUUCGUUUGUCAAAAUACCCUUUUUUAACCCUAGUCGUCCACUUAAGUCUUUUCUUUGAACAGUGUUCAAUUAUAAUUAUUCAUUCAGCAAUGGGCUCACGCAGAUCCAUUGGCCUCCCGAAGCAACCAAUCUUAGCAUGGGUAACAGGGGUCAUGAACAGGCAACCAACUACCAGACCGAAGUCGGCCAAGCUAUGAUAGCAGAGGGGAGACGACAGAGUCUGGGGGGUGGAUUGAUACAACACUGCUUUGGGUUUGUUUGCUUUCAUUCGGCCAAUCAUAACUCUGACCACCAGUUGGGAUGGGAAACACAAACAUGCGCACAAACCCACCUGGCUCUAAAACGAGAAGGGAAUGUUAGGUCGACACUGUGGAACCCAUCCGCACGGCGCUAUAGCGUAUUCCUCACCACAGUUACUUCUGACGCGUCCGAAUCUUGGAAGGUUGCUAACUGACUGGGCAACUCAAUUGGCGUAACUAGGAUGACUGGUCCGGGAAUUGGUAGUCAGGCUCAGUAGCUCUUUGCGAAUGUAACCUCUGGGAUACUCCCACCUAGGGGAGCCCGAGUCGCCCCCUCUGAAAGUCCGGUACGUGUUUAGAGGACCCACUCUUCGACCGUCGAUUCCGACGAUGUCCACCGUGUGCUGCACAGCAAGGUGCAACAGGCACGGUGACAUGCGCGUGAUAGUGAUAGUAGACUUGCGCAGGAUCUACCACACUCUCUCUUCUCCACUCCCCACCUGAGGCCGGUGUCAGGAGAGAGUCAAGAAGACCGGAGGUGGGGGAGGGCGCAUGUGGCUGGUACGGCCGGAGUCGCACCCAGGCGCGCUACCAAACCUCUUGGUUCACAGCACACACCGGACCAACAACAGCAACAACAACAACAACAACAGGGUUCAGAAGGACGAGGAUGAUAACUGGGCGGCCGGGCCCAUCGCCUGUAUACCCCGUAGGAGAGCAAGCGCAUCAAUCGGCAGGAACCCAGGUGUCAGGGAACUGUCAGCGCAGAGUUAAGGAGACCGGAGACGGUCGGACCCGCACCUAGGCGCGCUACCACACCCCCAGUCCACAACAGUAUUUGUGGAAUACAGAAGACUUAUUCGUACGCGGGCUCUCUGCUAGCAAUUUUAAUCUGCCAUCUCCUUCUUUACUGGAGUUAGUAAUAGUAAUUUUUGAUCGGCGGUGGCUGAAGGGCCGUUCAAUGUAAUGAUCAGUAACUGCAGGCUUCAAAUCGUUUUUUUGUAAACAAAAGCAUAUUCCAGGCGUUGCAGUAGGUUGGGCGGGCAAUUCGACCCGAAUGUGAUUAAAAUCCCGUCUCACAGUGGGGCCUCGUAGCACAGGUGGCUAGAGCCCUGGCUGUACUUCCACUUCCUGUCUUUGGUUUGAAUUCCACUUGCUGUCUUUGGUUUGAAUUCCACCGAGGCGCUGAGUUUUUCAUAGUUGAGUCAGUAUGAAGAAGUAUAUUAGUUACGUGCAAAGGAAGUUUCCUUUUAAAUAUAAUUCCCACCUGGAUAGUAAAAGAAUUUUCGGCGAGGUUCGGUUCUGCAGCCCCACUUCACUGAUGCCAUACGGCUAGCUUACUAUAACAGCUUUAGUUAACAUACCAAUCUUAGUCACUCGCUAGUUUAUGAAGAGGAAGAGAGUACAAACAGAGUUCGAAGCAUGCACAGGGAAGCGCGUGUGGACUGAUGCUUGGUUUAACCGAAGGUGGCGUGUACGCGAAACUUCGACCGUCGGUUUCGACGAUGUUCCCCGUGUGCUCCACAGCAAGUUGGAGCAGGGACCGUGACUUGUGCAUGAGUUGGUUUAUAGUAAUAGUAGACUUGCACGGCGUCUACCGCGCUCUCUCUUCCCCACUCCCCAUCUGGAUCCGAUGUCAACACAGAGUCAAGAAGACCGGAGGUGGGGGAGGGCGCAGGUGGCUGGCAAGGUCAGACCUGCACUUAGGGGUGCCACCACACCAACUGGUCCACACAGCAAACGACCAGGAAUUUUCACCAACGACAACAACAACACCCCAACAGGGAACAGAAUGACGAGAAUGACUAGGCACGGCCGGCCACCACACCAUUUUUCACCAACAACAACACCCCAAUAGGGGUUAGAAGGACAAGGAUGGUGACUGGGCAGCCAUGCCCACCCAGCGGGAGCUCAGGCGCAUCUACCGGCAGGGAACCAGGUGUCAGGGAACUGUCAGCGCAUACAAGGCUGCGAGGACCAUGGUUUGCUGAUACUGGCAUUGCACACGCUUUUAGACCUUUUAACCCAGAAGAGCGACGCGUGACCCUGCAUUUAGCCUGGGCUGUCACCUUUCAAGGCUGGGAUUUAGAGGACCAACUCGUCUGUUCGGCCAAGACUGACCUCAGUGCUCGCACCCUUAUCUUACCAGAUGGGUGAGGGAGGAGAUGAUAAUGAUGAUGAUGAUGAUGAUGAUGACGAUGAUGAUGAUGAUGAUGAUGAUGAUGAUGAUGAUGAUGAUGAUGACGCGCAAGUCUUCUAUCACUCCAACAAAAACGAAAUCUAG